AUUGACGUUCCACAAGUCCUGAAGUUUAUUCAUCGUCAUUUAUGAUAUGUCUUCAAUCAAAUUGGGUCUGUGAGUGUAAUCAUUUACCUCUAUAAUCCCCAUUAUAUUACGUUACUACUCUAUGUCCGUCUCUAUUAUUUUUGUGUUGUAGAUUGUCUUUUGGGAGUAUACUAAUAUUGUUUUGAGGACAUAUGAGGAGUCCUUUCAUCUACUACACUACUAAAUAAGGGUAUUUUUUGUGUAUUUUCACCUAUUACCCACUAGGUGUGUUUUCUGCCUACACACUGAUGUAUUUGUAUCUAUUGUAUAUAUUACCUAAAUCUAUCCCUUGAGGACACCCCCAUUUUCUCCCGGUAGGUCUACUUUAACACCAGGAGCCAACAUCACUGCUGUAGUCUCAAGCAUACGCGAGAGAACAGCAUUUUUCUCUAUGGAGGAUCCCGCUAGAUCCCAAACUGUGUGCUGCAGCGCCCUGGGACGUGCACACGGGGUGCCACGGAAUGUUUCCCCGGUGCUAAGAUUAUAGCUCUGGGGAAACAUUACUGCUGAACAGGGGCCCGGUCGAGUGCCGCGGUCCUUUAAGACUAUGACCGGACUCCUGUAAUGUCGGCUGGCUGGGAGACAGAGCAGGAGGGAGAGGAGGCAGCCGCAACGUAAGGGGAGAGGAGCAUGAAGAGCUCUGGACCCCUCACUCCCACAGCAGCAGGACUCCAAGCUACCCUCCUGGCACAUAAGGUAAGCUGAAAGGAGGGUGGCUGGAGAUAUAUAAAAAAAUAAUAAUUACUUGUAUGUGUGUAUGAGUUUGAAUGUGUGUGGGUUUGUAUGUGUGUGAGUUUAAGUGUGAGUGAGUAGGAGUGUAUGUGUGUGCCAGGGUGUGCAUCUCUGUGUGUGUGUGUAUAUAUAUAUAUAUAUAUAUAUAUAUAUAUAUAUAUAUGUGCUUCUGUGUAUGUGCAUCUGUGUGUCAGGGUGUGUGUUUUUAUGUCAGUGUGUGUAUCUGUGUCAUGGUGUGGGUAUCAAUGUUUGUGUGUGUCAGGAUGCAUGUGUGUAUAGUUCGGUGUCUAUAUGAAUUUGUGUGUAGGUAUCGGUGUAUUUAUAUGCAUCUGUGUGUUAAUGUGCAUGAAUAGCUGUGUAAGUAUGUAUGUGGUAGUGUAUGCAUCCAAGCAAACACCAGCACAACAUACAAGCACACUCCUGCAAUCUAACUCUUAUAUUACAUACACACAGCCAUGCAUUCAAACUAAAAUAAAAUAUACAAACAGUCCCCUUCACUCAAAGACAAAUACAUCACACAAAUGUCUGCAUCCGCAUUUAAAAGUGAACAUUACAUUUAGACACACCCCUGCAAUCAAACGCAAAUAUUACAUACAAACACACCCCUGUAUUAAAACACAAUAACUAUAUACAAGCACCCCUUCAAACACCAACACUGUACAUUACACUAUAGUGCCAAUAAAUGCUGCAGUGCUGUACAGAUACGCAACCUAGAAAUUUUGACUUGGGGAGCUUUGGAAAAAUACUGAAAUAUUAAGGGCGCCUUGAACCUAAAAAGUUUGGGAACCACUAUGCUAGACCGUUCAUAGACAGCGUAGUGGUUGUAGUGUCUCAGUAUAUCUUUUAACUGCGUUCAUAAUGAGUAUUUCAAAUACUCAUUUUUUGAGGGGCUAGUGAGGGGACAAUCCUGCUUUAAUAAAACACAUUUCUUCAAUACCUAUGUUAUGUUAAAACACAGAGAAGGCAUGAACCUUUAAAGUAUCACUAUAGUGUCAGGAAAACAAACCUGAGACUAUGUAAUCCUUGGGGGACCCUCACGGUCCCCCUUCCGUGGCGCCAAAGGGGUUAAAACCCCUUCAGCAGCUUACCUUAAUCCAGUGCAGGGCUCCCUCGGCGCUGGUGACCUCUCCUCCCCCGCCGACUCCUGAGUGGAGUGGAAUGCGCAGCAAGAGCCGCGUGUGCAUUCUAACAGUCCAUAGGGAAGCAUUUCUUAAUGUUGCAUGCAAAUUUGGUAUCCAACAUCACAAAAGUGCCUCUGAAACUGCUAUGUUUACAUGUGAAGGGUUAAAACCUGAGGGACCUGGCACCCAGACCACUUAAUUGAGCUGAAGUGGUCUGGGUGACUAUAGUGUCCCUUUAAAAAUGUGGCUGCUAGAAAAAAAAAGGGGGUAAUACUCUGCACCCAAGGCAAACUGUGUUUUACUGGCAUCAUUGCAGAGGAUUGUAUAUCUUACCAAUAACAUACCCCUAUAUUACAUUGCAUUAUUUUUAUGUCUAUUCAGGGUAAGAUUUUCUAAAAUCCGUAAAAUGCGCAUUGGUGCUAAGACUGCCGUUCCCUAGAGAGGAUGCUUGUUGCAUUUCGUGACUGAAACGCAUUAACUAAGCAGCGCUGUUUCACAAUCCUUUAAAUAAAUUCAGCCCUCUCCCAACCCAUCCAUUAUUUACAGCCUUCCAUGUUGGAGGGGGAAGAACUAGGGAGUAAAGAACACUAAGGCGUUUCACGUUCCACUGUCGCCAUGGAAACUAAAACCCACCUCCUCCUUGCUCUACCCAGGCGGCGGUUUCCGAUUGGCUAACAUCGAGCUCCUAUCACUCCUGUCCUUUUCCACCGAGGGGACCGAGAUGGUGAUUCCACAAACCACGCCCACCACCACUUUCCGAUUGUCAAUCAAACGACGUCAGCUUGUGCUCUGCAGGUGCAGGGAGAGAGCUGCUGCAUUGGUGCAAUAAGAGCUGAAGAAAACACAGAGAGGUAAGACAUUCAGUCCAUCUAUUUACCUCUCUGCCAGGCAGCCUGUCAUUUACCCCAAUACAAUGUAUUUGUACCAGAAACCAGCCUUGACCUGUUUAUAUAUUAAUCUAUGUAUGGCUCCAUCUGCAUUAACUGGAAUGGUCUAACCUUCAUUUGUCUGAAAAGAUGCUGGCUGCUGCAUUCUGUGUCUGACAAUCAGCAUUUACUAUCCAGCUAUUAAAGCUUUUUUUAUUUGCUGAAAUAUGGUUUUAUACACAGGCUUAGUAAUAACGAAGCCCCCCGCCCCCUCCCCCUCUAUAUUUACUCUGGUUUUUUUUUAUUAUUAUUGUUUUUUGCUGUGAUGAAGGAUGAUGGGGGAGGGAAAGAAAAUGUUGAUUCAUUGAUCAGUAUCCAUAUAAACCAGUUGUUGUUGUUUUUUUUUUUUUUUCCUGCAAACCAUCUGUGUGACCCUCACUCAGUAAUAUAUACGGCACGGUCACCGCAAGAUGUAAAAAAAAACAAAAAAAACCCCAAGGAAUAAAAAUGCUAUUUACCUAUAGAUGAGAUGUAUGCCUUCAUCAUUUUACAUUUUGUCUUUAAGUAUAGAUGGUGGUAACGUGUGUGUGUGUGUGUGUGUGUGUGUGUGUGUGUGUGUGUGUGUCGUUUUGAAUUGUUUCAGUAAAAUAUUUAACUGGUUAGAUUAAAGCAGAAUUCGUACAAUAAAUACCCUGAAGAAUUGCACUAAUCAACCCAGGGUAUAUCUAGGUUUUAGUGGGAGACUGCCUCUCAUAGCAGCAAAUGGGGAGCUGUGAGAAAUGUGUCCCUUGUCUGUUAUCAACCUUUCUUUGUGAUUCCCCUAAGAAUGUAUGGUAUCAAAUAUACUUCGAUCUAUUUUUAAACAUAGGUGUUAAAAUAAGGAAACUGAAUUAUUGAUGCUGUUAAAUGAAUAGACUAUGCAUUUUUUUUUUCUUGUUUAUUUUACGUAUUGGUUGCAUAGCUACAUUUUAUCUUGUUUGCUGAAUUGCCAUUUUAAAGGAACAUGUUACAUUUGUUUUGUCGUUGAAGGCAUCUCAUGUGUAUCAGGGCUAUUUCCAGCUGUCAGGGCCCACACAUAAAAAUACUUGUAGUCUGUGGUGUUUUUUUUUUUUUUUUUUUUUUUUUCACUGCAGUAAUUGUUUGCAUUUGGAGCAUUUUAUAAUUUUUACAUUUUUCAAAAACAUUUUUUUUCUGUUGAGUUUCAAUGUAAAAUGCUGACAUGGAUGGAUAUUAAUCAGAAUUAUGGAUGUCUGUUUGUAUUAAAAAUAAACCAUUUCUGUGGUUUUUAUAUUCGUGGUGAUGGAGAAGAAGUGCUUAAAACCCUUACAUUUAUUUAUUUAUUUUUUGUAAUUUGAAUUUUUUUCAUUAUAUCCUUGUGAAUUCUAAUUGUAUGGUGUCGAGAAUUUAUGAGUUGCAGUAAAGAUGUCUUCCUGUUUCGUAUCAUUAACCAAUACUCUUUGGUAUUCUGUGCUUGAGGUGGAUUCCAUGAUAAGCUUUGCUAUUUAUGUAAGUUACACUAUGAAUAUCCAAUUGGCAGCACUUCAUACAAUUUAGAUAUAUAAAUAUCACGGGUUCAUUUAUGCCCCAGAUAUGACCUUGCUGCACAUUCUUGUAUAUAUGAGAUUUUCAUUCAUCUUUUGAAUCAAAUUAAUUUUAAAAUCCACUUGACCUUUCCCUGCCAUAGAAUUUAUUCUUACAUGCUGCCUUUUAGCAUUUAAGGUUUAAUACAGAAAUCUAGAGUGAAAGUGGGGUUUCUGAGCUAUGAAUACUAAAUUGGUUUAUGAAACUGUUAAUUAUCAUUAUUUUUAUACAAAAUUCACAAUUUUAAAGCAGUUCUUUUUUGCGAUGCAGGUUAUAUAUAUUUUCUUUAAAUUUAGUUUAAUGGAUUAAGUUGCCUUAAUGUUAGAUGACUUUAGGGGUUCCCAGAACACAGACAAAAUAAAUAAAAGCGAACACGUUAAUCUGCUUUCAAAGAAAAUGCUGCUGUAUUAAAAAAAUGGAUUUGACAUCUUUCGUCCUUUCAUGCAAAUAUCUCUCCAGUACAACCAGUCUCUCCUUCCAUUGUAUAGCACAAUGUACAUGUUUUCAAUUCUGUCUAAGCAAGGUUUCUGAAUUGUAUUUGAAUAUAUUGUGACUAUUUUGACAAUAAUAAAUAUAUAUAUAUAUAUAUAUAUAUAUAUAUAUAUCUGCCCGUUAUCUCAGUGGUAAUUAAUCAUAUAUCUCUUUAUGGUGUCCCUUCUACUAUGCACGUAUACAAUCUUUAAAUUUCACUCUCCCCUUGUCCUUCUUUGUGAUGUCACGCCAGUUGGCUUGAUAUCACACUGUGUCUGCCUAAUAUAUGCUUUAAAAUCCCAUGUGAUUGCGCAAUACACCUGCUGUUCCACUGCAAAUUCAUGACCAUCUUUGCAAAACAUGUCUUUAGCAUGUUAUGGUAUGCAUUCAUUAUCAGGACCACCGUCAUACCUCAGAUGAUCAAUAUCUCUUCAAUUCUUCUUCUUGCUUCCCAUCCCUGGUGCGGCGAGCGAGACAUAAUCUAUUUAUUUCCCUUUUUUUUUCUGAACACAAAAUUGUGAUCUCUGCAAUUUGCAUUUUUUUGUAGAUGAACACCCCAAUACCCUAUAGCUCCCAGUCAGUUUUUAAAAAGUAAUUACCACUCCUCCACCACUCAAAAUUCAUUAUUUUUCCCAACGCACCCUGCUGCCUAUGUUGCUUCUGCUAAUUAGUCUCUGUUACAGCCUUGCAGCACAGGGUUAAAUAUGCGUAUUGCUUGCUGAUCUACAAAUUCUCAUCAUGUUUUAUUUCAUUCUAGAUAAACAAUAUAGUUAUUAAGAUUAACCUUUAUUAUAAUUUCUAAAAGAUAGAAGAGACACAAUAUGAGGACUGCCGAUUGGCCAGUCACAAAGUGGUCCAUCUUAUUACACAAGACUCAAUUCUUCAGGGAAAGCAUAUAAUUAGAUUCUGCAGAAUAUUGAAUGUACUUCUCCUUUUGGUCCUUGGCCAGAAUUUUCAUGUUGAAUGUGAUUAACAUAUCCUUCUCUUGCUUGCUUUUCUACUUUCUUCCUUGCUCCAUCUCUAAGCAUUGAGGUAACUUAUUCACUGCCAUCUACAUUUUGCAAGUCAAUUUAUGUGUUUUUUUUUUGUUUUUUUAUCCGUACCAUCAGUGCUUUUUUUUUUUUUUACUACAAUGGUGGGUUGAGUGUUUCUUUUUUGUUAUUAAUUUUGACUGGAUUCCCUCUUGCACCAUUUUUACACUUUAAUACACUGUCCUUAUAUAGGAGACAUCCAGACAUGAUAUGUAAGAUGCAUAAAAUGGUGGUAGUGGUCCGAUGACUUCAAGCUCCUCUUUAGCAGGUCACCAUCUUUUUCUUCUUCACCUAGAAGACAUUAAUUUAAUUUGUGUUUCUGUUAGCCAAAUUAUGGUAUUUGAGAAGAUGAGGAAUUGGGGUACUAUUAAUAAUUUUCAUGGAGCCAACAAACAUCUUUUAACUGUUUAUAGUGCUGGAGGAAUGAGCAAUGUAUUGCUCUAUUGCCCAAAGGUUUGAAUCAAAUUGUGCCAUUAAUUCUAUUGACGAACGUUACUGAAUUUUAAUAUUGUAAAAGGCGAAGCAGUGACUCCAUGCAUGCUAAUAGCUGGCACGUUUCUACCUCUUGACCUUUCUUCUCUUGCCAGUGAAAUAUAAUUUGUCUCCCUAAAGAUCCUCCUUAGGCUGCAAUUACCCACUGAAGCAUUAUUCUGCUGAAUUGUCUUUGGUGUGUGUCAAAAAUAGAAAUGUUGCGGUUGCCACAUCCCAAACGCUAGAUUAUCCAUUCUUUUUCUUUCUCCCAGUAAAGCAACUGGAUGUGUGCUUGUCAACAUUACAAUUAUUUCACAUAACUGUGUUAGAAGGUAAGAUUUCAUGAUGCACAGGGACAUUUUUUUUCCUUUAUAAUGACAACAGCCAGUAGAGAGCAUAGUAAAUGCUCGAGAUCUAAUAUUCUAUCCAAUAAUAGUGUUCCAUUUAGUCCUACUAAUGUAUUUCAUUUGCAAAGAAGAGGUUAUUAAGCCUUAGCCGGGUUAAAGAUCAUCUUCUUUAGUGUUAUUAUUGGGCCAAAGAAUUUGCAUGCUUUCAAACGCCACAAUUAGUUUUUCAGACCCUUUCCUCUGUUUUGGGGAGAUGUAGAAGAAGAAUUGAUGUCAUGUAUUUCCUCAUUUUUAUUUUGUGGUGGUAGACCUCCUGGUUUAACCCCUUGCCUCCCAAACAUAUUCUGUUUUUUUUUCGUUUUUGCCAAGACUCCAUUUUGUCUCUGCAUUUCUGCAAAGGGACUGUAAAUAAUCAACAUCUUCAUCUAUUCUCCACACUGUUCAGUAUUUUCUAAAAAAAAAUCUUUAUUUUUGCGUUUUGAAAGACAAUACAGUUGGUCGGUGGAUGUGUACCGAGUAAAGCAUUUGUUAAAAAAUUGGAUAAACAAACAGGGAGGGUUUGUAAUAAUGUGACCGCAUAACAUAAUGUAACAGUAUAGAAUACAAUACAGUUGCUUAGUCAUUUCGAGGUAAGAGUGCAAUCAAUCCUUGUAUUAUGUCGGUUUUGGUUCUAAUGAAAGUGUAUAACUUUAUUACAGGACUGUGCAGCUUGGUUUGUUUAAUAUAUUGUAGAACAAUUAAGCUGGGUUAGGUAUAACUAGGGUUGAUGGUCUUUGUGUAUUUGCCUUGUCCACUUGAGGACGGUUUUGUGCUUGCUUCCGUUCAUCUGGUAUCUGGUAUUUCUGUGCUGGGCUCCAUUUUGGGUGUGACGACUGGCCAUGUAUUCUGUGCUGUUAGUGUAUUUUCGUUCUGGUGUUGUCUGUGGAUAUUUGGUUGAUUAUGAGGAGGGUGGGAAGGGUCCUUGGGGGUCAUGCCAUGAUGCGAUGAGGAUGUUGCCUUGGAGAUCCCCAUGAUGCCCUUGUUUCUGGGUGCUGUCAUGGCGUUAGUGACUUGUCUAUAGUAGUGUUUAGUUAAGUGGAGUACUUUUACCUUGGGGUUUGGGGGGGUCUGGGUGGGAAGUGUGUGGAGUCGAGGGGUGGCAAAAUGUGUGGGCGAUCCAUUAGUCAUUGUUGGUAACCUCGGUAGGUAUCGCUGGUUUGUUUUUUAGGGUAGUAGCGUGAGUAGCCGAUGCCAUGACCCCAGCCGGACCCCGGCAACUAAGUUGGAAUGGGGAACUCAAACAGCCAUGGGUUCCAAAUUUUGUCACAGUGUUUGGUCGUGUCAUGGAGUAGGGCUGUCAGGCAAUCCAUUUUACUACUGUCGUCUAUUUUCUUUUUUACGUCUCCUAUACUCAGGACUGUCGCCAACCCCCCAGUGUGAUGCUAUGGCUCUUCUGGUGGCCAACAACAUUUUGGCUAUUAGUUUGUUUUGUGCUUGGGGCGUGUCUUUCAGAGGUUUGGAUAAUAGCCACGUCAAGGGGUCCUUAACUAUGGUUGUGUGUAAGAUUUUGGAAGCAAGGUUUGCUAUUUCCGUUCACAAUUGAGCUAAUUGAUGGCAUUCCCACCACAGGUGGUAAUAUGUUUCUUUUUUGGCCGCAACCCUUCCAGCAAAGGUCAGUUGUAGAUAUUCCCAUCUGUUUAAAUUUUAGGGGUGUGUGGUACCACCGCAUAAAUGUUUUAUAAGCCUGCUCAUAAUGGGUGAUGCAGACUGUGACAGUUGCUGUGGCUUCCCAAAUAUCCCUGCAGUCUGUAGGGUCCUCUGGGGGUCCCAGAUCCCUCUACCAAGACAUGACAUAUGACAGUGGUGUGUCCGGGGCUGUCCGGACCAAGAGGGAGUAGAUCAAUGAGAUCUGUCAUCUUUGUACCUGAUUUUGAAUGCAUACUUUUUUGAAUGUCAUGGGGGCGGUUUGUUCUGCUGUUUUGUAGGUGGUGGUGUCCAGGAAGUUUCUGAUUUGUAUGUAACAAAAGUAAUCGUGGGUAGUAAGUGGUGUGUUAUGUGACAGGUCUGUGAAUAGGAUGAGUUAGUGGUUUCAGUAGAACCGGUAUAUUCGUGUUGGGUCAUUGUCUUCAUAAUGGGUAAAAUUGCACAUGUUCAUUCCCGAUUCGAAGUGUGCAUUUUGCAGAAUUGGGGUUAGUGGGGACGGGUUUGUUGUGCGAGUUUGUCCUAUAUUUUGAUAGAGGUUGUCUGAGGGGGUGUGGGCCUUGCUUGUUUUGGGAGCCAGAUGUAUAGGGAGGGGAAGUCCCUGCCGAACAGGUCGUGCUCCAGGUCCACCUAUCUCUUGAGCCUGGCUGGUUCGUGCAGGGUUUUUACCUCUGUACCGGUAGUGCCUCUGUUUUGUCUAGAUUCAGUCGGUAGCCUGAGACUGUGGAGUAUUGUGCUAGUGCGCUAAGUAAUGGUGGUAGUGAGUGCUUUGGGUCCGUAAGGGUGAGGAGUAAGUUGUCUGCAUAGCCUGCCACCUUUUCAUUGGAUACAGCGGUUCAAGGGAUGUUUUUAAAGUACUACUAUAGUGUCAGAAGCACAAACAUGUAUUCCUGACACUACAAUGUUAAAAUAUCUAUUUUUAGUUGUCCAGCCACCCCCUCUGUGCGGUAAAAAGGUUAAGCUCGCUUUUUUCCCACCCGCUUUGCCGGUCUCACCAUGGCUCGACCUACCUGGUUUUGCUUCCAUUGCUGAGAUGAACCUGAUGAUCUCAGCCAAUCCAAUGCUUUUUCAUAGUAAAGUAUUGGGAGGCUAUUUUGCAUGCACAGCAAAGAGCUGCACUGUUCCAACCACCAUCUCCUCAUAGAGAUGCAUUGAUUCAAUGCAUCUCUAUGGGGAAUGUUCAGUGCCUCCAUGGACUAGAAAGUACCUCUAGUGGACGUCUGGUUGACUGCCACUAGAAGUGUUCCUAGGCAGCAAUGUAAACACUUUCUUUACAAGAUUUUUACGAAAACUUUCUUUAUAGGAAAAUUAAAGUGAUGUGGGAAAAGCCUUCAAAUAACAUCCAAUUGUGACUAUAGCGACACUAUAGUCACCAGAACUACUACAGCUUAAUGUAGUGAUUUUGGUGACUACAGCCUGUCUUUGCAGGCUUUUUAAUGUAAACACACCCAUAUUUGCUCCGUUUUGUUUUAGGGGAAUAUUUGAGUUUUUCUCCCCAAGUGGUGGUGGAGGUUUUUAAAGGAACCUUAACACAAGUUAUUCUCUUCAGUGAUUCCUUAGAGUUGGGGGUCUAUAAACUAAUGACUAGCUUGGCCGUUUGUUGGAGGGGAAGCUGCCGACAUCUCAGUUACAGGACUGUUAGGUUGGGCACCUGGCAGCGGCUGAUGUCUGACCAGACAGUCUAUUAUUAGCUCCAUUAGCUGCUUUCCCACUAAUGCAGUGUGGCCACCACCAUCCUGGUAAUCUUUUCGUUAAUAGGACAGCCUAAAAAACAAUAGGUUACCCAUUUAGACUUAAAGAGUGGAGAUUUCACCUUACAGCAGAAGAAUGGGUACUUUACUGUAAGAAUAAUAUAAAAGUGGAAUUCUCUGCCUAAAGUGGUUUUAUCAGAUUCUCUAAAGGUUUCCGAACAAUAUCUAGGUGCUUCUUUGGAAAUCCAGAAUAUUCGAGGGUAAAAUAGUUAAUAUGUGGGGUAAUGCUUGUUGAUGCAAGGAGAAAUCUGGCAGCAUUUUUGUAGUCAAGAAUUAAGUUUUCCUCAGCGUGUGUUCAAAUUUAAUGUGAAAGGCUGAACUUGGUGGACUUAGGCACCUUGUCAGCUUAAAUUAAUAUAUACCUAUGUGAAAAGGGUUAAUAAACAGCCAUCUUUUCAUUUGCUUACAUUUGCUUUGGAAGAGUCUUGUUCAAAUUUGUGACUGAAACCACCUCCUUCACAAUAAAAAAUAGUAAUUAGUUAUGAUUAAGAUUUCAAAGCAGUUUUUUUUUUUUUUUUCGUCAUCCUCUUUUUAAAAUUCUUUUUGGCAGACCUGUGUACCUAAAAAGGACAAUUUGACUCUUAAGUGUCAUGUAGGGAUGGGUUUACCAUCUGUUUUAACUUAUCGAGCCGUGCAUAUUCUCCACUUGGUAGAUUGGCACAUCCCCACUCUUAACGUGCAAAGAAUCUCUCUUAAAUUGGAAUAAACUGAGGGAUUUCUCCCAGCCCAACCUAGGUUGGAUCCCAGGCACGCACCUUACUUACAGACUCUCCCCAUGAUAGGGGCCACUCUUUCAAUUUGGCACUCAGUAAAGACAUGUUCAUCCCAGGUCCCAUGGUUUUGUUGACGUAUAACCCUAAUAUUUCUUGUAUUCAGCGUCCCUACGCUUUCUUAAGAAGAAGACGUGUUUGUGUGUGUUUGUAAAAAUACAUGUUUCGCCUGCCGGGCUUUUGGAACAAUUCCGAUUUGGUCAACAUACUAUUACAGGACUUUGGAUGAGUCCGAGCUAGAGGCUUACUGUUUUUGAAUGGACAAUUCCUGGUAAGGGGCAUGUCUAUGUUAACUGUUGCACACAUUUAUCACCAUAGCCCCCUUACAUUUGUUUCUAGCUGAAAAGCAGAGCUUUUGCAGUGGUACCGGUUUCCUUCGCUUCUUCAGAGUAUUCCCGAUGAGAUACCGGAUACAUGUUGGUGGUGUCAUAGUGAGGUUGGCACAGGGGCGUACCUAGAGCAAAGAACCUGUAAAAAAAUUUUCUUUUUUCUUUUACAAUUUGUAAACUUUGCAAAAACGCUGUCAACCCCUCCUACAAAACCCGUUUCCUGCCCCGCCCCCUCCUACAAAACCCCUGUCCCGCCCCUUCUACAAAUCCUUUACUGCCCCGUCUACAAAUCCUGUACUGCCCCCCGUCUACAAAUCCCCUGCUUAUCCCCCCCUUAUAAACACUCCUGUCCAAAUACAAAACCCCUGCCCCUUCUACAAAAUCCCUGCAGCCCCACACACACAUUUACAGGCAGGCAGUCACUCACACAGUUACAGGCAUACAGUCACACACAGUUACAGGCAGACAGUCACACACAGUUACAGGCAGACAGUAACACACAGUUACAGGCAGACAGUCACACGCACACAGUCACAUGCAGACAGUCACACAUACAGUCACAGACAGUCAUGCACACAGUUACAGGCAGACAGUCACAUAUACAUUGACACACACACACACACACGGUCACAUUCAGACAGUCACACACACACACACACACAGUUAAAGGCAGCAGCAGACAGUCACAUGCACACAGUCACAGACAGAUAGUCAUAGGCGUGCGCAGCCCAUUGCAUAAGGGUGUGCACCCUAAAGCACAAACAUGCUGCUUAUUAUAUACACACACACACACUACUGUGUGUGUGUGUGAAGGCGCUGUAUGUGUGGGCGUUGUGUGUGUGUGUGUGUGUGCAGGCAGUGUGUGUGUGUGUAAGGGUGCUGUGUGUGUUUGUUUGUGAGGGUGCUGUGUGUGUAUGUGUGAGGGUGCUGUUUGUGUGUAUUGUGUGGAGGUGGGUGGGCCAUUUAGUUAAUAUCCCCCCUCCCUUCUUACCUUAUGUCGGGAGGGGGGACCGUGCUGCUGUCAUCCCUGGUAGUCCAGUGGUGAGUUAACUUUAGCCCCGCAUCCUGCGGGGUUAGAGUUCACUCUCGAGAGAUCUGAGCGUUGCCGUGGCAAUGCUCAGAUCUUGUGAGAGGAUCCUGGCAGAGCUGCUGUCUAGAGCUCCCUGGGUCCUCUUCUGCCUCCCUCCAUGCUGCUGUGGGCCAGUGAGGUAGAUCUUUGAUCUCCCUCACCGGCCCACAGAGGGAGGCACAUAGCGCGUGCCGCAGGGAUUAGGGUGUGCCCAGGCACACCCGGCACACCCCGUGCCCAUGCCUAUGCAGAUAGGCACACACGGUUACAGGCAACAUCAAACAGUCACAGGCAGACAGUCACACAUAUAUAGUCACAUGCAGUCACACACACAGUUAUAGGCAGACAGUUACACACACACAGUCAGUUACAGGUAGUCGCACACAGUUACAGGUAGACAGUCACAUAUACAGUCACUCACACAGUCACAGGCAGAGAGUCACACACACUUACAGUCACACACACACACAGUUACAGGCAGACACACACACAAAGUUACAGGCAUGCAGUCACACACGAAUACACAGUUACAGGCAGUUACACACACACACAGUUACAGGCAGACCGUUUUACACACACAGUCAUACACACUCUUACUUACAGACAGUGGGCUGGAGGAGGAGUGUAUUCCCUGUCGUCCUUCCCUGAAGCCUGUGGAGAAGCAGGGAAUGAGGUUCCAUUUUACUGCACCUCCAUGUGUAGCAGUAACCGGUAAGGGCCUUAGUAAGCCCCACCUCCGCUGCCGGUUUGGCUUCGCCCAUGAUUUGUGUUAGCUCCGCCCCCACUUUACCUCCGUGCGGCCAGUUCAGCUGCUCUUAGCAUGUGAGAGCUGUUCUGGUCGCCUGGCACCCUAACUAACAUGGGGGGUACUGUGCUGCCACAGCUCACACAGCCCCCUCCAGCCCCCAGACCAGGGUCAUGACACCCCCCACCCUGGUGGCACCCAGGGCGAACCGCCCCCCCUUAGUACGCCACUGGGUUGGCGCAUGGCUUUGCAUAUAUAGUGGACUAGACCUUGCAUAGUCACUUUUUGGAGUGCUGGAACUUAUUUUACCUCCAUCAACCCCCAUUUUGUUUUUUAUCGCUCUCAAUAAAAAAUACCCCCUACUUAGCAUCUACUAAAUGCAACUAAUAUUCUUAUUCCUCAUCACUGGAAAUCCGAGGCUGCUCCUGUUCUCCAGCAGUGGAUGUUCUCCGCAGAGGAGAUGUAUAAAAUGGAAGCUCUUACCGCUGAAUUGUAGAACUGUUCAGAUAAAUAUUCAGAAUUAUAGUUCUCAUGGUUGUUAUAUAUUGCUAGGAUGGGCACACGUAAGUCUUUAAGCAUUGAUUUUUGCUUUAGCCCCUCCCCCCCCAAACAUGUGGAUCAUUUACUAUCACUGGUGUGGUGAACUCCCUCGCUCUCUCCUCACAUGCUUUUUCCCUCCCAUUGCUUGUUUUCUCAUUCAAAUCUUGUUCUAUAUUCUGUUUUAUUAUUAUUCAUUUAAACACUUUUUUCUAUUUUAUAUCUGUUUCUCCAAUGGCCUUAAUGUCUGUCCCUCACUUUUUCUGUUCUAGUUUUUCUGUUGCAUCUCCCAUUUGUCAUAUCUUUGCAUAACUAAAGAUUGUCCAGAGAAAAAAAAAGAAAAGUGAAUGAGACCUUACUUAGGCCUUGAUCUAAUACGCUUUGCAAAUGAUUCAAUACUGUUUGAAAAACUUUCCAAAUGAGUUAUAUACAAAACCUCCCCAAUCAUUAUAAUGUUGACUUCUGUAGAUUUAUCAUUUGGAAUUAUUUUAAAACGGUAUUGAAUCACUUGGAAAGCUUAAAUAGAGGCCUUUGCUGUGUGAAAAUGGCAGUCCCAAAUACUCACAGCUUUAUCUAGGUCAGAGGUAGACCACCUUUGGCACUCCAGAUGUUUUGGACUACUUCUUCCAUAAUGCUCUUAGAACCAUAAUGCUGGCAAAGUGUCAUGGGAGAUGUAGUCCACAACAUCUGGAGUGCCGAAGGUUGCCUAUCCACUGGUCUAGGUCAUGUUUUUUCUACCUUUCACAAACCAAGCUGGACUAUUAAUUUGUUCAUUUCUGUACACUGAAAUGCUCAAAGUCCAUACUUCUUACUCUGACAGUAAAAUAAACAAACAUGCUUUUAAAAAGGUGCAGUUUGGUUUUACACAAAGGUACAUUUAUUUUUUAACAUAAUAAAUAAAAAUAAAUUUUUGCUCCUAGUGUUCUGAUUAUGCUCUUUAAGGCUCUGACGGCAUGAGACGUGUCGAUAGAAUGAUUAGAUUGUAUGAUCCAGAAGUCAAAGAACUGGGUAUUCUUGCAGGGAUUGUUGGUCAGAUCACCUAUAGUGAUUUGUGGAGCAUCCAUAUCAGCCAUCCGUGGCUAUUAUGACAGCAGCACUGAAGAUGCCAAUGUUCUGUCCAAUGAGUCGCAUCUUGUUCCACAAUUCCACCCGUCUGUUAGUGUGCCAAUAGUUCAGGUUGCCACCUACGAGGAGUAGGGUUAGAGGAAGCAGCACUGCUAGAACCUGGGCAGCAAUCCUCACGUAAUACCCAGAUAGGAAAGAUUAAGCCAAGAUCCCAAAUAGGAUAAAGACGAUUUGCAGGGCGGGUUCACCUCCCGGCAGGAACUCUAGAUACGCCAGGCGAUCCUCCUUACUAUGCUGCAAGGUAUACGCCAUGCAAUUUAGGUAGAUCCCUAUGAAGACCUGUCCAGUGGACUGCAAAGAGUGACUCCGUGGCUUCUGUCUGUAUAUCUCCCCGGCACCACUGGCCAAAACCAGGAAGCCACCAAUGACAGCAAUGGUGCGUGAAUACAUCCUGACCUUCAACCAGUCUCCAUAAUGCACAUAUCCACCAACGUGGGCAGCGUAGGUGCCGAUUGCCAGCUCCAUGGCCGAUCCUAAGGCAAACCAGCGCCGUUUAACGCCAAAAGACAUGAAACUGGCACAGAUUACAGAGGCCGCCAGAUAAUAAUAGAGAUAUGGAACAGGGAUAUCUGGCUUCCCCUUUGCCUCUGCCCGCUCGGCAUACACGUGAAACAAAACCAGAACGGGCACCGGGUAAGGAGCAGCACCCCAAACUGGGUCACCAGCUGCAGGAGUUUCCUUCGCCCACCCGCCACCAUUCUGCAUUCACACUAGGGAGAUGACAACCCAACCAGCCGGAGCCUUUCUUCCGCCAACCCUCCUAUCAAAUAUAGAUCAUAUAUAAGCAAAGAUGGCAUGGAGUUCACCAAUAUUGCUUCUACAUCUUGUAUCCAACAAAACAAAGAAUCAACUCUAAAUCCAGCUUUUUCUAGACUCUAUGACAUAUUUAAUGUAUUUUACACCUCUGCCCACUCCUUCCUUUCCUUCCUAUCAAAUUCUAACUCCUCCUAAAACAUUUGAAAUAUACUAAGUGAUCCUCAACAGAACACAUUUUUAGGCAAUAGUCAAGAAUGGAGCCUGUACAUGGUGCACCUAAACCUCAUUUAUGCUGUCAUUUGUUUUAUGUGAGGUAUCUUAAUGUACAAUAUGUGUUUUAUUAUUGCUAUGAAUCUAUUACUGUUGCAAUUUACUUAUUUCAUUUAUUUAUUUUUUGGUAUAGAUAUAUCACUCCAUGUGCCUGUUUCUGGUGUGUUUCUUUUUUUUUUUUAAAGGCUGCCCAUUUGCACAAUAAAGACCAGAACGCACAUCUGUCUGCUUUAUUUUUUUAAUUUUGACACCAACACAGCAUAGAGGCAGGCAUAGUUCUUUUACAAUCUUGUAGUUGUAAUUAACAGAGGAAAAACAUGUACAUGUAUCCAUAUACAAAUAUACACUCUCUUUUUGUAUUUUAUUUAUUUUUUAAAGUGAGGUCUCCCCUGCCUCUCUUUUCUUACCUUCAAAGCACCUCUGUACUGAUGUAGGACUAGGGUGCCGUCCUACCCAGACUCCAGCAUCAGUACAGGAUGCACAAGGGAGUUGGGAAAUUUAAUGCAGAGAGCUCCCAGCAGCCCCCCUACCGCCUGUGCCACAGACAUCCGCAGCACGGCACCAGAGCAGGCACCUAUUGCUUGGUACACUUGCGAGCAAGGAUAUGGUAGAAGUGGACUUGCUCGGUCGAAAAGCAGAUAUACCCCUUUGCCUCUACUCACAAAGGGCAGACCGCCUCCAAUCCCCUUCUCUCUUUCGUCAUUGGUUACUAAUUUACAGUGCACACCCAUACAAUGGCGUGGUAUGUUGCAUCCAUAUUUUUUUUGUGAUGAAGAACCAUGCAGUACAGGAGUGACAUUUUUCUUUCAAUUCUUCUUAAUGUUUAAUGCAUACAAAAUAAAGAGAAAUCUUCCCUGGGGUGUUCCAUUGAGAUAGGGAUAGAAUGUCACAUGGCUGAGCUGACACCUUGCAGUCAUAUUACUGACACAAAGUUCUUUGUUCGAGAAUCAAUGAAUCUUUUCAAAGUAAAUGUUUACAUCCAGUAAGAAUGUUUAAAGAAGUGAGAUGCUUUCAUUCCAGCUGAUAGAAAUUAUUUAUUAACAUAACAACCUACGGAAAUGUACUACGCAUCAUUAAUUUGUAAAUUAGUGUGUUCAUGAUGUGUUAGGAGCCCUGCAGUUUACAUUCUAUUUUCCACUGCUUGAUAUAUUUUGCUAGCUUUGGUCUCAGUUUAAUUCUUUUUGAUAAGCUAUUCAAAUGAUCACAAUCUGUGAUAAAUAAAAUUUUCCUGUAUGUGAGUUUACGGACAUAUUGUGCAGCAAACCUCUAGGCCAGGGGUGCCAUAAAAGGUAGAAUCCCAAAUGUCAUAGAACUACAACUCCCAUGAUGAUUUGCAUGGCUUUAGAAUGACAAAGCAUCAUGAGAGUUGUAGUUUUAAAACCUCUGGGGAUGUACCUUAUGGGCACCCCUGCUCUAAGCUCUGAUUUAAUAAAUGUUCAAUCAGGAUCAAUGAACAGUCAUAUUUCCUGUGAUACAAUUCCACCUGUCUGCCUUCCCAUAUCUGCUUCUUUUGUUGGUGUAAAAUUAACUAUUGUUUUUUUUUUUUUUUUACUAUUUGAAAUAAUUGUUUUUAUUUUUAUAAAAAAUAAUUGUCAGCACUGCCACAAACAAAUCUUUAGACAUACAGUGGAACCUCGGAACUCGAACGUUCCUGUUCAUGAACAAUCCGGUAUUCAAACAAAAAUUUGGAGUGAAAAAUGUCUUGUUACGCGAACGAUCCUCGGUACCCGAACACGUCAUGCGGCAUUCACCUCUAUGGUAAUCUCGUUUGUAAACUUGUUGAUAAACUCGUUGGUACCUCGUUAGUAUGACCCAUCGCAAUUCUAUUGUCAGCAGAGUUCCAUUUUGUCAGCAGCACAGCUCCAUUCUGCCAGCAAAAGCUCCAUUCUUGCAGCAAACCGCUCCAUUCAGUCUCCAAAUAGAGUUCAAGUCAGUCAGCAAUCAUCUCCAUUCAGUCAGCAGAGCUUUAUCCAGUCAUCAGAGCUCCAUUUAGUGUUCAAAUAUAGUUCAAUUCAGUGUUCAAAUAGGACUCCAUUCUGCCAGCAAAAGCUCCAUUCAGUCAGUAGAGCUCCAUUCUGCCAGCAAACUGCUCCAUUCAGUCUUCAAAUAGAGCUCCAUUGAGUCAGCAGAGCUCCAUUCAGUCUUCAAAUAGAGUUCAAUUCAAUCUUCAAAUAAAGCUCCACUAACUCUUAAAUAAAUUUCAUUAAGUCUUCACAUAGACCUCCAUUCAGUCUGCAAAAACUCACCAUGGGUCCCAAGGAUAUUAGCCAACCCAAGAGGAAAACUGUGUCAAUAGUUGUUGAAGAAAGAGAUAAUUUUAAAACAUGAAAGCGGUGUUCGUGUGUGAUCUAGCAACACAGUUUGGUAUGGCCAAAUCUACAAUUUGUACCAUAUUAAAAAAUAAAGAUGCCAUCAAAGGAACCAAUGUUGCUAGAGGGGUGAAAGCAAUUAUGAAACAAAGAAGCCAGACACUAGAAGAAGUAGAAAAAUUGUUAGUGAUAUGGAUAAAUGAAAAACAGUUAGCCGGUGAUCGCAUAUAAGAGGCAAUAAUUUGUGAAAAAGCAAGACAUGUGCAUGCUGAUCUUGUGAAAAACACCCCAGAAACAAGUGCUGAUAGUGAGGUUUUAAAGGCAAGUAGAGGGUGGUUUGAAAAGUUUAAAAAGAGAAGUGGCAUACACGGUGUGGUGAGACAUGGUGAAGUCUCCAAUGCUAACAAAGACGGGGCGAAAUUUGUUGUGGAAUUUAAAGUCUAUGUAGAGACUGAGGAAUUAGUUCCCCAAAAAGUGUUUAACUGUUAUGAGACAGGCCAUUUUGGAAGAAAAUGCCAAAGAGGACCUACAUAACAAAGGAGGAAUCAUUGCCAUGACACAAGCCAAUGAAGGACAGACUAACCUUGUUCUGUGGAAACUCAAGUGGGGAUUUUAAAUUGAAGCCUUUGUUAGUUAACACCUCUGAGAACCUGAGGGUAUUUAAGAAAAAACAUGUCCUGAAAAGCAAAUUGCAGGGGAUGUGGAGGGCUAACCGCAAAGCUUGGGUAACCAGGCAAUUUUUUAUUGAGUGGGUUCUUAAGGUGUUUGGGCCAAGUGUUAAAAAAUACCUACAAGAAAAAAAACUUACCUGUCAAUGAUCUGCUUCUUAUGGAUAAUGCUCCUGCUCACCCUCCAGGGUUAGAGGACGAAUUAAUGGAGUUCAGUUUUAUUACUGUGAAGUUUUUGUCCCCCCCAAUACAACUCCUCUUAUCCAGCCCAUGGACCAGCAAGUAAUUUCAAACUUCAAGAAGCUUUACACCAAAGCACUGUUCCAAAGGUGCUUUGAAGUAACCUCAGACACUAAGCUAACGCUUUUAGAGAGUUCUGGAGAAAUCCUUUUAAUAUCCUACAUUGUUUACUCCUCAUAGAUAAAGCAUGGGGGGGAGGGGGUGUCUUCUAGGACCAUGAACUCAGCCUACAAUAAAUUGUGGCCAGAGGCUUUCCCUGAAACAGUCUAUGAGGUUAUUGAAGAUUGAGGUAAUUGUGUCUCUGGGGGAAAUCAAUGGGCUUGGAUGUGAAUGAUGAAGAUGUGGAGGAUCACCAGAACAAACUCACCACAGAAGAACUGCAAGACUUUCAGAGGGAGAAGCAAAAGAGGGCACCUGAGGAAUUGUCUUCAGAGGAGGAAGAGGGAAGUUAAAAUAUUCCUAGUGCACUGAUCAAAGAAAUGUGUGUGUGAAGUGGGUUAAAGUGCAAAAUUUUGUUGAAAAAUAUCACCCUGAUGAAGCUGCUGUAAGUUAAGUCAUGCCACAAUCAUGUUCAUGAUAAUGCUAUGUCUCACUAUAGACACAUUUUAAAACCUAGGCAACAGCAAUCUUGAGGCCAGCUUCUUCAAGCCGUGGACUAGUUGGCUGCAAGAGUCCCAGUCCUUCUCCUUCAGGGAGACACAGAUGGCAGCGCUCCACUGAUGCGGGCAAUGCCUUGGGGUCAUGCCCCUGGUGGCAUUCGGCCCAGGUGGGCUAGCAUGGGUAGAAGCAGGAUUUGCAGGUUUGGCUAUGCCCGAAGGACAGCUGCUCCCCUCCUCCAAACCUCCCUCUGUGACUGAUGUGAUACUUUUGCUGCACAUCUCUAUAGAUCUGUUACAAACUGCAAAUAUGGCAUCCAAACGGUGUAGGGAUGGUUCAAAGUAGUAGUGGUGGGCCCCCUCAUGCUGCGGAGUGGUGCUGGUCAGAAAAUUGAGCGCAUCCGCCAUCCUGGGUAUACUCGGAGCUUGUGGGUGUGGUAGCAUCAUGCAGGAGUCGGGUCAGGUAAGUAGCAUCGGGAUAACAGUUGGUGUGGUAGCGAGGACCGAGAUGAGAGGGGGGAGGGGCCGGGACUCUGUCACCAAUCAGUCCGCUGGUUCUCACAUGGGAGGUCGCGGUAAAUAAAGCCCCCCGGUACUUCUGUAGAGCCCAGAUCUACCUCGUAAUUUAAAAAACUUUUUGUGGCAGCAGGGGUAACACAAUAAUCAAUAUUUACUGCAUAUAAUUGUGGAGUUCGUGUCUCUUGCGACCGUUCGACAUGGCGGUCAGGCCCCGCCCCCAAAAACUUGGUUAAUUUAAAGGGGUACUUUCAUUGUCCCUGAAUUUUAAAUAUUAGGCUUAUCCCUAUAUAUACAAUUAAUCUGUAAUCUGUGAACUAUGAUAAAUUAAAUAUAGAAAUUCACACCUCUUUAUCCUGCAACUGGAUGCCUCCAUCUUGGCUCCCUGUCAAUCACUGAAAGAGUGAAAUAAGAGGAGAAAGGAAACAAUGUUUCUAUUUUUCUUUAUUUCCAAUGUUUGCUUUGGUUUGGAUUAUGAUGUCAUUUGAAAAAUGUUUUCUGUAAUUGUAGAUUAUGUAAGCUUUAGUGUUCCAGUAGUAUAAUCAUGACAGGAAGCAAAUAUUUUGAAAGGUGAUCUCAGGGUUCAAGACGUGGUGGGGCCCGUUCUCUGCACACAUGCUAUUGUGCCAUAGUUAUUAUGAUUGUGGCUUACAUUUAUGUCAAAAUAAAUGUAUCUAUCUAUCUAUCUAUCUCAAUUAAGAUAACUAGGGCAUCGUAGCAUGUGUGCAGAGAAUGUGAUUCACCACCCCAUGCACCUUAGGCAUCCUAUUGCAAAAUAUGAAGCCUCCUGUAAUGUAGAAAAUUAUAUAUUAAAAAACAAACAAAAAAAAACAAGUAACAGGUGAUUUUCAAUGUUGUGGUAAAUUGUGUCAAAUCCAGAGGAGUGACCAUACCUAUUUAGCAUGAUUAAGCUACUUGUGGUGAAAACUGAGGCAUCACGGCAGGGUCCAUGACUUUUUGGCCUCCCGAUGUCCUGUAAUGUUAACUGUCUCAGCAGUUUUGAGUUGGGCAUCUAUGUUCAGAAGUACCACUGAUGAUUGCAUUAUAUAGCAGAAGGUUGGUGCUGAACACCCAGCAGCAAGCGGAUGCAAUACUGUAAUCAUAGAUAAAAACUCGGAGCAGUAACUUCUUUGCAAUUGAAUUUAACAAAAACAUAUAUACAGAAAACCGGUUUGGAGCAAAACUAUGAAAGACCUCUUCAUGCUGCACUGCACAUACAGUUUUAAUGUCACCCAUUUAUAUAUACUCUUUUUACGCUGGUGGAAAAACAGGAUUGCAUUGGAACCAGUGUGAAGUGCUUUACAAACAAACUUUACAGAAUAAUUGCUUGCUUAGUGUGUUGUAACUGCUUGUGUUCAUUCUCUGACAUACAAUGACUUUUUAACUAACCCACCCACCACCCUUUAGGUAUAGUUGCUAAUGCAGAAUCACAUUUACUUACGCUAUACAGUUAAAUAGGACACUGCACAGCAUCGUAAAUGGCAGCAAUGCGUGAAAAUGUGACAUGGAUAUUUUUCAACUAUUAUGUGGUGUGUGAAAAAGAUUUAUGAAAUUCGAAACAAUCAAAUAUAACAUUGCAAUGUAGGCAUGGGGAAACAUUAUGCAUGACUACAGGGGGGCAUAUUUUCACCCAUUUCCUCUUUCUAUGUUAAAUGAUCUCUUUCUUCCCAUGUUCUUGAUAACCUACCUUGGCCGUGCUGUGACAAAAUGUUUUAUAUUUUUAUAGCACAUCAGCCCAAAUUCAUGCUUCAGGAUCUGAAAUUGUGGUCAGGAGGACUAGGGUUGGGAUUUUUAAUGUAGGAGAGCUAAAGAUAGGUUGACUAUGAGUUUCUGAUCAGCAGCCACUCACAAAGACAAAAACUAGUAGCACCUCCGCUGUAAUUUUCUACCAAUUCAUUCACUUGCUUUCUUCACGUCCCCUUUUCCACCUCAGUCUCUCCCUAUAAAUACAUGACAUCUCCAUUUUCUCCCUCUCCCUAUGCCUUCUUUUGCCUUUUACCUUUAUUUUGUCUAAUUGUAUAUACUUACCUUAUGUCCUGUCCACUCUUCUUUCCCUCGAGUCUCCUGUUAUGUCCUCUUAUACUUGUCUUUAUCUCAAUACUGUGAUUUAUUUCCGAACAAUUGUGUUUAUCCUUUCUUCAUCUGGGCAUCCUUCUACUUUUGCCCUCUUGCCUCUUUGUUACAGCACAUACCAACUGCCCACUGUUGUUUUCCCAUGCCUAUUGGCAUUCCACUUUUCCAUGUGCUCUAUUAUGCCCAUGCAAACCACUACAUUAUGUAUGUCUAUGCCCUCACUGCUCACCUGAUUUUCUUUUACCAUGCCCAAACCAGCCUUCCAUGUGUCUCCCUAUCCCACCUCUGUUUCUCUACCUAUUUUAUCCCCAUUGUCCACUUUUUACUCUCUCCUUCUGUCACCAGUGCAGCAGAACAAUGUUAAUGCUGCAUGGAACCCCACAAGUAACUCAAGUGACUGGCCAUGGAUGUUGCACAACUGUCUUUGGUGCCAACGUUUUUGUUGAUUUCAGAUGAAAAUAAAUCUCAAUUGGCUAGACUAAGAAAUUCUCUGAUCUCCAGGUGUACUUAGGUUUUAAUGAUAAUAGUGCCAACCUGUACCCUUUCUUCACAUGGGAAGUGACAUGCCACUCUUUAUCCACAUCAACCCCUUGCAUCAGGAUUUGCCAGGGAUCUGUGCUUAUCCGCACUAAUCUCUUAUCCGCACAUAUCUCUGCAGAAGCGUUUCAUACCACCCACCAGCAGAUGUCCUAUUCAUUGGUCCCCAGGAGCACAAUUGCAAUUAUUUAUGUAGUGCCAACAUAUUCCACACACUGUACAAUAGGCAAAACCUAAAAUAAGACCGACCAUUCUAACAAAACAUGUUUGUCAUUCGGAAACAGUAGUUCAAGAGGGCCCUGUCCAAAUUAGUUUACAAUCUAAAAGGAAGAUGGACAAACACACAGAGGGAAGUCAUAGAAUCAUAUGAUCAGGAUAUGCUUGAAAGGAUGGAAGGGGUGUUUGGGUAAAGAGAGCACAGUGGAUGGAAGAUAGUAGUAGAAGGUUGUCGUGGGGUGAGGAGUUAAGGGAAGAGCCUGUAACUUUCUCUAGAAAGUGUUUUUUUUAUAGAAUUUUUGAAGGACUGGAGAGAUGGGAGAAUCUAAUGAGGUGUGAGAGGGCAUUCCGUAAGUAUGGGGCAGCCCUGCAGAUAUGACACUGGGGAGCAGUUAUAAGAAAAGGACAGUAAUAGGUUGGUGGAGAAGCAAAGAUAUCUACUAAUGAAGGAGGAGAUAUAAGCAGGGAUACAGUUAUGGAGAGCUUUGUAAGUAAGGGCAAGAACCUUGGGUGGGAUUCUAAGUAAAAAAUGAAGCCAGUGUAGAGACUGACAGAGGGUGAUGUUAGAGAGUUGUGUGAUGUAAGGAAGCUGAGUCUUGCAGAGGUGUUCAUUAUGGACUGUAGCGGAACAAUUUGAGCAAUUUUCAGGUUUUUAAGCAGAGGGUUACAAUAACCAAGGUGGGAAACAAUGUGAGCUUGGACGAGCAUUUUGGUCGCAUCCUGAAUGUGAAAGGUGCAAAAGGGAGAUAUGUUUUUAAUGGUAAAGUGACUGACCGGAUUUAAUUAUAGAUAUAAUAUAAUAGGUGAAGGAAAGGUCAGAGUCAAAGAGCUUCACAAGACAUAAACAAAAUAGAUCAAUUUUGAAAAGGUCUGACCUGUUUGACCUCUUUUGGUUAUAAUAAAAGAUGACGCUUCAUUGACCUGCUAUGUUUUAAUUUGACAUUGAUAUGUGCAUGUGUUUCUUUAAAAAGUUACUUAAAGUACCAUGGCCACUGCAGUGCUUUGAAGUGGUUGGAUUCCGUACAGCGUUUCAAUAAGAAAAGCAAGACAGAACGUUAAUGCCAGAGGUGUAACACCACCUCUGACAAGGUCAUUAGCAACCUAGAACGAGUGUUUCAUGCUGCUAGUGUCAGUCCUGUGUAUAAAAGACAUCCUUCAUCAGCAUGCAUAAAGUGCUGGAGACCAUGAAACAAUUGGCAGUAUGGGGACCACCCUGUGUGCUGCCCUAAACUCUGCCUCCGCAUGGCAUCUGGGUCAAUAAUCGUACGAUCCCUAACAUGAACACAAGCACACAGAUUAUUACCCGUUUGCUUGGUCCUGGCACACGUCACUCACAGUUAGUGCUCACAGAUGACCUCUCAAAAGGACAUUGUAAGCAAUAGUGUAGCUGCUCCCAACAUUCCCGCUUUUGGUGGGACCUUCCAGAUACCACCAAAUGUUGUGGAUUAUGCACCUGGGACUAAGCUUAAUGAUUAGCAUUUGGUUGUUUCCAGCUUAUAUCCUCAUUUAAGGUGCCGCCUGGGUCUAUUGGACCCACCAGGACUUCUGUAGGAUAAGUCCUGACCAAAUUAGUGCUGUAAGAAAGAGAUUAAUGUUAGUAUUAUUAUUUAUAAAGCGCCAUAAAUUCCACAGCGCUGUACAAUGGGUGGACUAACAGACACGUAUUUGUAACCAAACGAGUUGGACACACAGGAACAGAGGGGUUGAGGACCCUUCUCAACGAUCUCACAUGCUAGAGGGAGUGGGGUAUAGUGACACAAUAGGUAAGGGUAGGGUUGAAAAGUAGGUUGCUAGUCUAGUAUUCACUGAGGGCUUAGUGUUUUGUUUUGAUGACCGUUGCAGGAGAGGAUAAUGAUGUAAUGUCGCUGUAGAAUGUCUUUACGAAAUGCACAGAACUUAGAGAUAGAAUAUUUGCUUUGCUGGAGUAAGCCAAAAAGUAUGUGUUACCCCUUUUAUGCAGGCUACCUUUGUUCAUUCAUUGUCUUUAAUUAACAGAGGUUGUAUUAUUUUAUAGUACUAUUGCUUUGCAUUUUGUAUAUAUUUCACUUUACAUGAAACAAUGCUUAACAAUUUUCUUCAUAGUAUUGCACCAAUGUCUUUUUUUGUAUUUCAAUAAAAAAUACUAAUACGGCAUUAUGUUUUGGGGGGUGGGGGGGUGAAAUGGUGGGCUUGAUCACCAUGAAAAUAAUAGCAUAAAAACAUUACCGAUCAGAGUUUUUUUUUUAAAAAUAAAAAAUUCUGCUACAUGUAAGUUUUUUUUUUUUCUUCUAAAUUUAGAUAUUUUUCUCUCUCCUUUUUUCCCUUUAUUUUAUUAAUGGAAUCCGAUGUAUCACACCAUUUCUCUGCAUAACCAGAAGUCCUAUUAAUUCUCAUCACUCUUAUCACACCUUUUGAUAGAUAUAGAUAGGGGAGAAUUUGUCAGGAAGAAGGUGAGAAACAGGAAGUGUUAAAUGGAAUUAAAUACAAAGUGGGGGCUUGGCGUCUCUCUGAACAUUUACAGUGAAAAUGAAUUGUGAUUUUCAUUUAUUCCUACUAGAAAUUACUCCUACCCCGUUUUAAUGUCUUACAUGUAAAAAAUAAAAAACACACACAAAAAAAGAGUAAAAAUUUAAUAAAAUAAACAUUUGCAUAUCUAGACUCUAUUACUUGCAACAAGAAAGUAGCUAAUUAACUGCCAGAAAAUCAAUGAUCUCCCAUACAAGCGUGAGUGUAGCAAUCAGCGAGAGUGUACAGGGUAGUGAUGUCAUGUGGACACUAUUAAAAUCUUUUAAUAAUGCGGAAUUGAAGCUCUAACUCUCCAGUCCAAUCCUUCUUGUUCAUAAUGCAGGGCCUGUGAUGUCACGAUUGCACAUGUAUAGUAGAUUCUUAUUUUUUUGAGAGCAUUGAGGCUUGUACAGUAGCCCUGAAAAUAGCUUACCGGAAAGUAAUGAGUUUUACCCAGCUAAUCAAAAAACCCACUUGUACACCUAGUCGUGUACUAGACCUGAUCUACAUCAGCUGUUUACAGGCAGUGCGUAUCAACACCUUCAUUAGACAGACAUCCACAUCCAAUCCAUUGUCCUCCGAAAUAACACAUUCAUAUCAUAUAUGUUAGACCUUGUAUCCCUCUUCAGCAAUAUUAAAUGUAUGUGCCUUUAACAAAGUCUCAACAAAACCACCUUUAGAGUUUUAAAUGAACACUCCAAUUCCCAUAACCACUAUCACUUGCUGUAGUAGUUAUGGUGCCUGGUGGUGACCAUUUUAUGUAGUUAAACCAUUCACUGCUCCUCGCCACUACUUCUAACUCCGGAGAGAGGGGGUGUAGGGGGAGGAGGGAAGGACACCAAUACAGCAAGCUCUAGUAGUUAUAAUACUUAAACUUCCUUUUAUACUGGAAAACUGUUUUACAGAUAAACAGAAGUAACAAUUUAUUUGUCAAGAGAAUAGAACAAUGUCUAUUGCAUUAAAGGAUGUUUCAAAGUUAUAUGUCGGGAAAUAUCUGCCAGCUUUUAUUUUUCAAAGAGGUAUAGGUAUAGAUAAACCUCAAUCAAAAAGAAAAGGAACUCUACCCCAACAUACAUGACUGAUUCACCCAAAGUACACUGAUCAAUCUAUCUCCCCAAACGAGGAUAAAUCAAAGAAAAUACACGAUUACCUCAUUUGCAAAAUAUCUUUUAUCAAACUUAAAUUCUCCACAGGUGUUUACACAAACUGGCCUUUCCUACAUAGAGACAACCAUUUGAGAUCCUUCCAAACAAAUAAAACGGUUUUAUUAAGUGGUUAUGUAAUCCAGAUCCAGAUCUGAUCGGCCUUCAGUCAAGGAUUUUCAGCUCCGCCAUAUUACUUGUUGCCAAAUACUGAAGGUCAUAAAAUAAAGAAAAAAACUGGGCGAAUGCACGGUCUCUAUCACUUAUUACAUAAAGGUAUUUUGCUGUCCUCUGUUUGCAACCCCAAUUUUUCUUUGUUAAUUCACAUAUUGUUGGAUGGUUUCUAAGUCAAUAUUUAGUAAUUCUGUUGUGGGACUUCUCUUGAGACUUGACUGUCAGAGCUCUUGCUAGCCAACCAAUCGGAGCAUUACAAAGUUGAGGAAAUUUUUCCACGCUUUGUGAUGGCUUUCAUAGCGUGGGAAAGCAUAUUUAAGAACUUUCUCCACUCCCAGCACUCAUUAUGUGGCGAGCCCUCCAUGGGUGAAGAUGGAUUUAAAACAUUUUUUUUUUUUUUGUAAUUUUUUUUUUUUAUUGCAGUGCUGUUUUUAUUUUAUUUUUGUGUCUUUUUUUGGUUCCAUUUAGGCUUUUUUCAUUAUUUUUUUAAAAAAUUGGUUAUUCUGAUCCUGGAUUUUGAUUUGACCCAUGGCCACCUGGGGUGUCAUGCUAUUAUUUAGGGUGGGGGACAAUGUCAUGUCCACAUCCCUAGUUUAUAAUUAAUUAGGCCACCCACCAUCCAUGGGUGGGGACUAGGGGAAAAAAAACUGUAGGUCAUCUGUAGGUUAAUCCCCACCCUUUGCCUAAUAGGCUCCACUUUAUUAUUCAUCUUAAGCCACCCAUGUUUGGGCCCUCACCCGUUGCCCAUGGUAUCCGUGGACACACACUAGGUCCUGCACCAUGAAUGUUUAAAGCAGCUUUGGGUGGGGACACAUAGGGAUGUGUCCCAUUAUUUCACAGACCACAUCCCCAUGGGAUGGGGUCAUGUCUUGUUUGCCAAUCACUUUUUCCAAACAUCUUGGAGACAUGCCCCCAACUGCUGCAUGGCAGGUAGAGGCAUAUGGAGGUACAGUACAUCCAUUAUAGUAAUAUGGGGGUCUUAUUAACCCGUAUUUAUUUAUUUUUCUUUAAAUUUCAAUGUGGCAACUGGCUAACAAGUGCUAGGCUGCUGGCACAUAAUUUACCUUUGCAUUGCUGCAGUUAUUUUUUUUACUAUUUGCCCGCUGCGCAAAUAGUAUGUUUUUUUAUUUAUUUUUUAAAAUCUGGUCCGGAUUUGCAGUAUUUGGUCUAGCUUUAAACCGUCUGACGGUGUUCAGUCCGACUGACAGAAACAAAUUCAUGCUUGUUCAGGGCCUCAAUUAAAAACUGGACAUUGAUGAAUUCUAUUAACUAUGCCUAGAUUUGCAGUACAAUUGGCCCUGCAUGCAGUCUAAUAAUUUUUCCCCAUUCGGCACAGAGCCAUUCGCUUUUAGUUUUUGAGUAUCUUUGAGUACAACAUAGGCAUGCAGAGAGAAAGAGUGGCAAGUGGUAAAGUUUAAAGAUGUGUGGAGCUCCACCGUUCCACACAUUUAACACAUUGUGUUGGGCUCUACCCAUUUAACCCCAUGAGAUACCAUGUCCUGUUAAAAACCAGCUGCAUCUAUAUUUAUCAAUGAAUGGGAUAAUAGAAACUGCAGAUAUUAUGACAGACAUGUUGUUUUUCACUUAUAAAACACUUAUCAGUAGUCCUUGAGAUUGAGAUUUUUAAUAAAUAAUUUGCAACAAAAACUGGGUAGACACUUGCCCCCAUGGAUCAGCCUCCUGGAGUGUUGCAGUGUUAUUAGGGGCUUUAUUAAACUACUAAUGAAAGCACUUUUGCUGCGUCUUUUCCAUGCUUUAUUCCAUGUAAAGUAAAGUUGCUCCCAUUUUCAGUGACUUUGCAGAGUUGUUAAAUCUAAGAGGACGUGAAUUAGGGACUCUGACAAUGUAAGCUCUUCUUAAAUGAAAUCAGAAAUAAACACGAACUAGCAGCCAGUAAAAAUAAAAUGCUUUCAAAAUGCUAGCUUAUCUGUCUUAUAUGCAGACUCUAAAGUGUAUGCAAAUGCAACUUCAGCUAAAGUAAAAGAUAUCUGUACACCGUAUCGGAAGAAUUGCUAGUAUUGCUGGUAUUAACAUUUUUAUUGAGUCUUUUUACUCGCCAAGUUCAAUCCAUUUACUUGACUUUAGCCCAAGAUGACUGUGUGCACAGAAAAUCUAAGAAACAGCUGAGUCUAAAGCAUAAAGACUAAAUAUAUUGGAAACUAAUGAAGCAACCUAUGCCUGAAAUGGCAGUAAUUCUAGAACAUUUCAAGAAGUUACCUCUCCUGAUCACCCCUAACUGUUAAAGAGAAUUCUUAUGUACCCGUUUCGUUUUUGUACUGUCUCAAAUACAGGUCAAAAUUAAAUUGCUUGAAUUUUAAUACCUUCUUAAGGACAUUGCAUGGCGUCCUUAUCUACUUUAGAUUUGCAGUAGCAAAACAGAAGUUACAGUAGUGGGGUCGGAGAGUUCCUCUUUACAGUUUGAAUUUCGGAGAGUUCCUCUCUACAGAUUGAAUUUCUCUGUCUACAUCAGUCACUAGUUGUGGUGCCGGAUUCACCAGUAGUUAGGCCGGAGAAUUCCUCACUACAGUUUGAAUUUCUUUAUCUACAUCAGUCACUAGUAGUGAAUUUCUUUGUGUCACUAGUAGUGGUGCCGGAUUCACCAGUAGUUAGGCCGUAGAAUUCCUCUCUACGGUUUGAAUUUCUUUGUCUACAUCAGUCACUAGUAGUGGUGCCGGAUUCACCAGUAGUUAGGCCGUAGAAUUCCUCUCUACGGUUUGAAUUUCUUUGUCUACAUCAGUCACUAGUAGUGGUGCCGGAUUCACCAGUAGUUAGGCCAGAGAAGUCCUCUCUACGGUUUGAAUUUCAUAGUCUACAUCAGUCACUAGUAGUGGUGUCGGAUUCACCAGUAGUUAGGCCGGAGAAGUCCUCUCUACAGUUUGAAUUUCAUUGUCUACAUCAGUCACUAGUAGUGGUGUUCGGAUUCACCAGUAGUUAGGCCGGAGAAGUCCUCUCUACAGUUUGAAUUUCAUUGUCUACAUCAGUCACUAGUAGUGGUAUCGGAUUCACCAGUAGUUAGGCCGGAGAAGUCCUCUCUACUGUUGGAAUUUCACUGCUUACAUCGUAAGCCUCUGUGAGGGACUCUAUCUUUAUCACUGGAGUUUCCCACAUUAUUUUCUUUCUUUCUCUACUAGCUAUUUCCUGAAACGUUUGAAUAAUUGUGUAUUUCAUCUACCUUGUAGCCUGACUAUUAUUAUUAUUAUUAUUAUUAUUAUUAUUAUUAUUAUUUAUAUAGCGCCAUCAAAUUCCAUAGCGCUGUAAAUUGGGUGGACUAACAUACAUGUAAUUGUAACCACUUCUAGUUUACUGCUAUAAAAACUUUCUCUGUGCUUGUCUUUCGGAGGAUGCCAAUGUUCUUCUUAUACCUCAUUUAGCUUUAGUAAUUUUAUUUCUAAAAUAGAUUUUGUACUCUACAGUUUUUUCCUGGAAAUACUAUAUGUUGUAUGCAUGUAUGUGAUAUUGUAAUAACAUAUACCAAGUAAAACUUUUUUUUUUUUUUUUUUACUUUUAAGCUGUAAACACACUUUAGUGAUACCUACAUCGUGUUGUACGAGUGUUAACAGAACAGACCUCGGUGAUAUUCCAUUGAUCUGCAGUAAAGGUCAAACUUUCAAGGCCUAUGCCCCCAGUCAAGGCUAAAUCUAUAUAUAUAUAAUUUUAAUUCUUUAUUUUUUAUGCUUUCUUGUUUCAAUAACAUCCUACAUUUCACAAGGUAAAAGUAUUACAAUGUUAACACCUUUUUCAUGCAAAACUUUGUGGUUUUCAGCAAGAUAAACAUGUACAUGAGGAUAGUAAGCACUUUUUCUGGCCCAUUUGCCGAACUAAAGCAAGUAAAGAUAAACUAAACAUAAAGUAUAAAAUACAUGGAAAGGAACUGAGUUGUAAACUUGUUGGUAAGAGUUAUGUUGCCGGCAACAUAUUUGGGUGCCGUAGUCCCUGAGUGGUUUCAGGUGUCAAGAGCCUGUGGGCAUCUUGUCGUCGGGCCAAGAGGGGUGCUGCCGUCAGGGACCUCCAGGCAAUUUCCAGCUGUAGUAAGAGCUGGUGGAGGAGUCAGUCCUAUUGCUGUCAGAAAGGUUUAUGCUCCAGUCAUAGAUGUGAAAUUUUGGGCAGUCCCGUUGCCAUGGACGAGUAGGGAGCCAGUGUUCCCCCAUCUGUAGGUGUACCGGUGGCUGUGUUAGGCGUGGAGUAAUCUGGAUACCUGCUUCUUUCUCCCGGUACUCCGAGAAUCGCCUCAAGGCCCAGGAGUGGCGAUGCGCGGUAGGCCUUGGAUUUGCGCGUUUGCCUAGGCUGCUUGGGAGCUUGAAAGAAAGGAAUCAAUCCGAGUGAGUGCUUCAUUUGUUUGGAUGAGCCCCUGUUAGUGAGAUAUUUCAUAGAUUAUAUCAGGUUACAGGAGAGCAAGCUGAAAUGGCGUCUGAACAGGAUGGCUCUCAGGCGCUGACCCCGCCAAGGCAAUGUUAACGGUCACUGCAAGCCUGGAGAAUCAAUGGAACACUUGCAAGGGGUUAAUUUCUACUUGCCAGUGCUUAAUUUUCACUUGUUUAUGGUUAGUGGGCAAGUAGAAAUUUUGAGCCCUGUCUACACACUUUUUUUUGUCAUGACAAAAAAAACUGCAAGCACCAUAACUACUAUAACUUAACAGUGUUGAUUUUGUCCAACAAAUGGCAGUGAUUGGUUGAGAACAUUAUGAAUGUGGAAAGGAUGGGUGUUCUCUGGGUGCUGAUGAGAAUCGAAGGGACAACACCCAGAGAUUAGUGUCAACGGGGCUCUUUAAGGAGGCUUGUAAUUUUACUCUGGAAUCAGUGCUUUGAUUAAUCCACUAUUAAUGCCACUAAAGUAGGCAAUCAAUGCUAUGUCCUGUAUGGCUUGCAAAGUCUUAUUAUACACCGUUGUAGCAAAAGAAUGAAUCCUUUUGUAUGUAUAUUGGUAUAUAUUAUCAGGAUGUUCUGUUUUUCUUUUUUUCCUAAGACUAAAUGUAUUUAAUAUCUUGGGUACUACAUUAUGUUUGUUAGAAAUAUAUCAUAUCCCUUGUUUUGUGCCUUUUGAUAAGGAUGGUACAUAUGCUAUUGGCACUACUAGGGUGCUGCUUGGGUUCGAAUUUUAUUGCGCAGGCAUACAAACAUACCGGAAUGACUUUAUCUUUUAUUGCCAUUAAAACAUCGGACAGCUUUAAUGUCCACUGAAAGCACCCAGACCUCUUCUAUUCAUAGAGAGCAUUUGAUUGCCGCAACGCUGUGUUUUGCCACACGUGUGCACCAGCCUCUCAUUGCUUCCUUACUGGGAAGCAUUGCAUUGGAUGAGAUCAUCAGCCUUGGGAAGGGCCACAGCAAGACCAGCAAAGAGAAGGGAGUAAGGAGAAUUAAAAACUACCCUUUUAAACCCUAAAUAGGUAGGGUGACAUUAUAGCACUAGGAAUACAUACUUGUAUUGUUAAUUCUAUAGUGUUCCUUUAAAUGUUGCAAAGACAUUUUGAGUUUUGCAGCUGACUUGAGUAGACAAAGUAGUCACUCCCUGCCAGUUCCCUCCUGGUACUAAGAGCCAAGACGAUCUCUUUCAGCAUUAUACUGCUGGGCUUUGGUCAGAACUCAGAGCUUCUGACUUUCAAUAAGGCAGGGAGCAGUCAUGGCGAACCAUUGGUGGGAUUGCUAGGACACUCAUUGGCACCAUAAACACUCAAUGUGGUAGAGGUUAUGGUGCUCGCGAUGUUCCUUUCAAUGCAGACUUCUCCAGCCUCAGCAUUUAAUUUUCUCAUACAUGUCAGGCUUGCUAAACAGAAGGAAUAUUACAGAACAGAAGAUUGGGUGAUUAAUGGAGCAGCUUUUCAGCAUAGCUGGCAGAAGGUAAGAAAGAGCUCAAAAACCCAGGAGACAUGGCUCUUGCUCAAACUAAUUCUAUUUAUUAAUUUUUUUCCCCCACAAAUUGAAUUCAAUAAAUGUAGCUCUCGGCCCCCAAAUUUUUCUGAAUGCACAUUUGUCCACCCUUGGUUGGGAGUGUUUUUCAUUUUCUAAAGAAUGUUACAAAAACAUUAAUAUGCAAUAAAGUGUACAUCAUGCUCUACAAAGCAACGUUCGUCAUCAUUCUGUGAUCUUGUUGUGUCUGCUUCCUUUGAGGAAAGAAGUUAGACCUCUAUCAGAAGCAAAGGUGACCUAGAUACAUUCCAGUAAAAUGCAGACUUAAAUUGCAGAGCAGAAUAAAAUUAAAAUGUUAGAAUGUUAUUCCUUUGCGUCAUAUUGAGUAUUCCAAUGUGUAUAUCAAAUUACAAGGUCUGGUUGCCAUGGCAUUGAACAUGCAAGUCGCUUGAACAGCUUUUUCCUCAACACUCCCACUCAUCACUAUGUCUUUCUCUCCCUACAGAUGGCAUCAGCUACAGAUUCUCGUUACGGGCAGAAAGAGUCCUCCGACCAGAACUUUGAUUACAUGUUCAAGAUCUUAAUUAUCGGGAACAGCAGCGUGGGCAAAACCUCCUUUCUCUUCCGAUAUGCGGACGACUCCUUCACCCCGGCAUUCGUCAGCACGGUGGGAAUAGAUUUCAAAGUGAAAACCAUUUACAGGAAUGACAAAAGAAUCAAGCUGCAGAUUUGGGUAAGGAUAUAAUUAGACACGGAACAUCUGUAACUGCUCAUCCUGAGUAGCUGUGCAUUAAUGAGCCUUUGUACAGUCGUAACCAUUGUGGAAAUGCUAAAUUCCAUAGCUUUAUUAGUCAUAUUAUUAUUAUUAAUGUAGUUCACAUUUAGUUGACAUGCACAGAAAACUUUUUUAUAGGGCUGGUUAUGCUCAGGUAAAACACAACCGUCAUGUCACUGAUACAUUCGUCUUGAUUAUAUUUUUGGAUGGAAAUAUUUUUUUUCAAAAUGUUAAAAUAGAAAAAAAAAUUAUAUUAAAAUACUAAACUAUUUUCCAAAAUAUUAACUGAUUUGUAAUGCUUACCCAAAAAUAUUAAAGAGGCACUGUCUGGUGACCUCGCCGGAAGGGGGACAGGGGGUCAGAUAAAUGUGAGAUUUAAUUCCUUGAACCUGUCCCUCGCAGGCACUGCCAUCUUUCUCUGACGGGUCCUCCUCUGCUCCUGGCUCCUCAGCGCAAAAUUGGAUUGCUGACUGGCAGCUAACAUAGAGAUGAAAAGUAGAUUUACUUAUGUGAUAGCCUUGAGAAAUGAGCAGUGCCUAAGCUCAUUGCAGUUCUUCCACUAGUUUACUAUGGGUUUGCAUGAAACACAUCUUAUUGUUCGUGCCCAGUUGCAUGGCAGAUUUGAUCGACCUGGGAGAAAUAACUCUACUUUUGGGAACAUAGACAGGCUAAGGAGGGAUAGUAGCAAGAAAAAAGGUUUUGUGAUGACAGAGACUCAACUCUACAGAUUCAAAUUAGCCCUAGAAACUCAUUAUUGUUUUGUUCCCUUUGUGUGACUUGCUUAGGAUUUUGACCAAUGUCUAAAGACAGAUGUCAAUUGCAAACAAACACAUUUAAAGGAUCACUAUAGGGUCAGGAACACAAACAUAUAUUCCUGACCCUAUAGUGUUAACACCACACCAUCUAGCGCCCCCUGGGCCCCUCAUGCCUCCAUAAAUAUAGUAAAAAUGUUACUGUAUUCAAGUCUAAAGCUGUAAAUCUGCAUGCCGUUAGACUCAGAAAAACAAGCAGUCUGCUGACAUGUGGUAGCCUGAUCCAAUCAUAGUGCUUCCCCAUAGGAUUGGCUGAGACUGACAAAGAGGCAGAUCAGGGGCAGAGCCAACAUGAUUCAAACACAGCCCUGGCUAGUCAGCAUCUCCUCAUAGAGAUGAAUUGAAUCAAUGAAUCUCUAUGAGUAAAGCUCAGUGUCUGCAUGCAGAGGGAGGAGAUACUGAAUCACAGGAUGCUGUGCACAGUGCUGCCCUGUGCUCUGCUGACAGCAGAUCUGAGUGGAUGGAGGCAUAUUAUGCCUCCAUCAACUCCGAAGUCCCUCUGGUUCACUCUGAGUGACUGCAACUGGAGGUGUUCCUAGCUUUCAAUGUAAACACUGUAUUUUCUCAGAAAAUACAGUGUCUACAUGAGAAAGGAUGCAGGGAGGUAUAGUUCUCACCGGAACAACCUCAUUAAGCUGAAGUUGUUCAGGUGACUAUAGUGUCCCUUUAAUUAAUUGCGAUAAAUGAAAGAGUCAUCCAAACAGUGGGUAAAUGGGUGACAUCAUUGCUGAUAUGGUGCGAUUUAGUAAAAAGUAAAAACAAUCCCAAAGUACCUGAUCAAGGUGCAUGGACAGACAAACUAUGUAGCACCAAUAGCCCAGAACAAAGCUGGUAAUUAAUGAUUCAGUGAUAAAGGUAUACGUGUUAAUAGAAACAAAAUAGAACUACAUCUAGUUUGCAAUAUACUACCACCAAUCAGCCAGAAUAAACAAUUAGCUGGCAGAUAAACUAUAUGAGGGCCAAUAAAUUAAGUACAAAGUAAGGCAGAAUUAAAUAAAUUGCGGUAAAUAGACGCGCAUUGAGCGAAAAAAGCAGAAACCGUGUGAAACGAGGGAGCAGACAUACAAACGUGUAGCAAUCAGAAGUUUAUGUAAUGUCUAGUAAAACUAAGCAUGUCUGUAAUGCAAAAAGCAUUGCAAAAGAUGGUAUACAGUCAGUGUAAGAUUCUGAAGAUUUGAAGGGUUAAUUUUGUUAAGCCCCUGUGGAGAUAACAUGUCAAGUGUAUAUAUCUAGAAGGCCUUUUUGUGGAGAAUUUCAGUGUCCCGGUCUCUUCCAUGAGCUGAUUCUGGCACAUGGUCAAUACCCAUAAAAUCAUCUAGGACCGACCUGCACAACUUGACAGUAGGUAAGGGCCAACAUAAAAAUAGGCUAAACAUCUUGGGGUCGCAGAUAUGUUUUUAAUGCAUUCGUGUUUGUCCUCUUAUUUCAUUGUUUUCUCCUUACUAUAUAUACUUCCCUUUCAUUCUUUUACCCUCUAUCUUUUCAGUCUAUUUACUGGGUAUCAUUUCCUGUCACGAGUAUGGGCUAUUGGCCCAGCCGAGAUGGUGGGGUGAGUGUGGAAGUGAAAGGGUUAAUGACACCAAACCCCUGGUUACCUGUUGCUAGUCCCAGCAACCACUAAAUUAACCCCUGCAAUCCCUUCUACACUUACACCCUAGUAUACACUUUACUGCCACCAUUUUCUAUCUGGGCGUCUUAGGUUACCCCACACACAGUAGAAUUAUAGUACCACAACCUUACUUCACUGAUCAGACAUAUAUGAUUAACAAUUUUGGUAACGUGUUUACCUGAGCUUUCCUCAGAAGAGUUAGCUCAUAGAGAACAAAGACACAAGAUGAUUAAGUAAAUAUUUAAUCUGACAAAAAGGAUCCACAGUGCUGUGUACAAAAAAUACAGAAACACAGAUAACGAAUUGCAAAACAGUCCAUAAAAUAAAAUAGGAGAAAACACAAGAUAUCUCAAAAAAAAAAAAAAAAAAGAAGAAGAAAUCUCUCCCUGGAUAGUCCAACAUCCUCAUUAUAUAUCUCAAACUAGUUGUUUCUAAGUGGGCAGACCCCUAAGAGGAUCAGAGCGGUUUGGCCUGGCAGUUUAUUGCCCACUCCAUAUUUCCUUAAAUUAUGUUGUCCUGUGAGUAACCCAAAGUCAGAGCAUAUGCAUCAAUACCUUUUACGACAUCCUAUGUCCAGCUCUGGUGAUGGUUAUCUAGAAGUGUUAUGGCUUAGGCCUGGUGUUAGAUUAAAGCCUACAAUAGAUUGUUAUCCCAACAUGUACAAAAACAACUCAUAACAUAGUUCAAAUGCCAACUCAUGCUUUGGCAUGACAUUUCCAUUCAUGGUUUUACUAUGUAUCUUUUUUUUAAAUUUAAUUCGUUGACUGCUUACUGUUUCUCUCUCCUCUCAUUCUAUUACCCUCCUUUUAUUCUUUUAUCCCUAAUAUUUGUAUUAUUGGGUUGACGGUGUGUGGGUGACAUGUGUGAGGUUUGGUUACACUUUGUGUGUGACUGUGAGUGUGACACUGUGUGUGCCUGAAGGAGUGCAUGUGUGUGCAUGAAGGAGUGCAUGUGUGUGAUUGUGUGUGCGCUUGAGGGAGUGACUGUGUGUGUCUGUGUGUGUGUGGGGGAGUGACAGCUUGUGUUUGAGGGUGACCGUGAGGGUGACAGUGUGGUAGGGGUGACUGUGUGAGCAUGAUGACAGUGUGUGGUGGGGGGUUACACUGUAUAUGAAGGGGUUGACACUGAGUGUGGAAGGUUAAAGUGUGUGGGGGGAUGACCGUGUGAGAGGGUGGCAGUGUAUGUGUGCAUGAGGGUGACUUUGUGAGGGGGAGUGACAGUGUGUGAGUGGCAUGGCAUGGCAGUGUGUGUGUGUGUGUGGGCGGGGAUGACCGUGUUGGCAUGUGUAUGUGUUUCGUACACUUCCUCUACCUACUCUAACAUCAUAUUUUAAGGCCAUACAGACUGACCUAACAAGAUUCAUCUGGGCUGGUUAUAUUGGAAGUGCUACAAUCUUCCAAAAACUUGGCGGCUUAGCCUUACUGAACAUAGUCUUACUACCAUGCAGCCAUUAUAGUGACUGCUACACCUCACUUCCUCAAAGACACGCAACCACAAUGGGUGACUAUAGAAGCAUAUCUGCUGAAUGGACACAGUAUAACCAAUAUAAUCUGGGUGCCCCAGAAACUUAGAUGCUAAAUCCACUCACUACCUCCCCAGAUUCAACUACUGCUGCAGACUUGGGACAAAUAUAGACACAAAAUUAGCAUUUCACCAGUCUUUUCCUUAGCAACCCUGGCAGUGGCACUUUCUUAUUUUAGGUGCAACGCAUCUGUACCAUUUAUAUAACCAAAAUAGACUGUUAGAAUACACUGUACUAACAACUAAAUAUUCCAUACUCACUCAGUCCUUUUAUUCUUACCUUCAAUUAAGAUCUUACCUAACUUCGGAUAAAUCAUUGUCUUUACAGGUCUCUACAACUUCUAUCUCCACUUGGGAACAAAUGUGCAUUAAUAUGAAACAUCUGUUUGUAUGUACGCCAAUCUCGAUGUGCUAUCAAUUGAUAGCAGAUUAUGUACCCUUUAUUGCCUCUAAAUAUGCAAGGCAAUGGGAAAAUGAUCACGUGCUCACGUACAAAGAAACAAUGGGAAUUGUCUCUUUCGGCUCUUAUUCGGCUAAUUAAAUCCUCUACACACCUUGAACAACAUCGCAAAAUACUUUAUAGAUGGUACUUGGUACCAAUCAGACUUCAUAAGAUUUUCUCAAGCACUCCUAUCUGCUGGAGAGGCAGUAAUGCUGAGGGUACAAUGCUCCACAUAUGGUGGACAUGGGACCUUUUGCAGCAAUACUGGAAAGAGGUACACGCUCUAAUUAAAAAUAGUACAGGCUGCAAUAUGACCUUACUACCUAGCAUUUACCUUCUGCUUGUCUUACCAGAGCUAAUCCCUCGUUACAAAUUAAAACUGAUUGUGCAAAUUACUUUAAAGACACAGCAGAACAUAGGGAGAAAAUGGAAAUCCCAGUUACCUCCAAGAUUAACAGAUUUAUAUAAACAAUGUACCUAUGAAAGAGCCUAUACGCCUUUUUCCCGCUACUGCAAUUUAUAUGAAAGCAUAGGAACUUUGGAGCACAUGGAGAUUGGUCAAUCCUCAUUUAUUGUAAAUAAUGUGUGUAUAUGGCUAUAUUUAUGUACCAAUAUAGACUUCACAGAUCCGUUACGGAGAGAUUUAGGAUUACCCAUAUUAUGUUCUAGGCCCACAAGGAACAAGGUUCUUAGAGAUAUAUAAUUGGGGUGAAGCCCUUAUGACAGGAACCAGUACGCAAAUAUGUCCAACGGGGUCUCUAUAAAUGUAAACAUAGCGUAAAACAUCACUUAUAUCUAUGACAAGGUACUAUUCUAGUACCUUUUUGUAACAGGUUAUGAUGGAGUGCUACUGGGAUAGGAUUGAUUUUAUUUUUUACCCCCCUUGUAUCUCCUCUGCUCUCCCUUAUUUAUUGUGUUACCCACCUUACAUGAUACAUGAAUGUGUAAGAACAUUCUGAUACAUGCAUGCAUAUGUGUGACAAUUUUGUAACUUGUAAGUCUUAAAAUGUCGAUUUUUGUUUUGUGAACAAAAAGUGCUCUACUCCAUCUUUUUCUGUAUUUUCAGUACCCUCUUCACUUCUAUUCUUAACAUAAAUAAAAUAUUUUUAAAAGGGGAAAACAAUGUGUGUGUGUGUAUGUGUGUGUAUAUAUAUAUAUAUAUAUAUAUAUAUAUAUCUUUGACCCUUCAAAGUGAGAGAUUAUUUGCAAAUAUGCAUCCUGUUGUUUGCAUUUUGUCCUUAUUUAGUUAAAAAUUAGUACUUUGUACAUAUUCCAAAUACUAUACUUUGCUUUGAAUAGGGUUUAGAAGAGAAAAACACAGAUUUUAAACCAGACUCAACCAAAUGUAUCCAGUCGAUGGGUUCUAAUUUCGGUUGGGAUGGCCAAAUUCCAACCCGAAUUAUCUUUUGUAAAAACGUAAUUGCCAUUUCUGUCAGAAUUCGCUAUUUUUACUUUUGUCCAUCCGUACAAUACAAGAUAUUUAGUAUAGACAGAUAUAGAUAAAUUAUGAAACUACAUGACAUUGGACUAUCGAGCAUUAUAUACAGGGAGUGCAGAAUUAUUAGGCAAAUGAGUAUUUUGACCACAUCAUCCUCUUUAUGCAUGUUGUCUUACUCCAAGCUGUAUAGGCUCGAAAGCCUACUACCAAUUAAGCAUAUUAGGUGAUGUGCAUCUCUGUAAUGAGAAGGGGGUGUGGUCUAAUGACAUCAACACCCUAUAUCAGGUGUGCAUAAUUAUUAGGCAACUUCCUUUCCUUUGGCAAAAUGGGUCAAAAGAAGGACUUGACAGGCUCAGAAAAGUCAAAAAUAGUGAGAUAUCUUGCAGAGGGAUGCAGCAUUCUUAAAAUUGCAAAGCUUCUGAAGCGUGAUCAUCGAACAAUCAAGCGUUUCAUUCAAAAUAGUCAACAGGGUCGCAAGAAGCGUGUGGAAAAACCAAGGCGCAAAAUAACUGCCCAUGAACUGAGAAAAGUCAAGCGUGCAGCUGCCACGAUGCCACUUGCCACCAGUUUGGCCAUAUUUCAGAGCUGCAACAUCACUGGAGUGCCCAAAAGCACAAGGUGUGCAAUACUCAGAGACAUGGCCAAGGUAAGAAAGGCUGAAAGACGACCACCACUGAACAAGACACACAAGCUGAAACGUCAAGACUGGGCCAAGAAAUAUCUCAAGACUGAUUUUUCUAAGGUUUUAUGGACUGAUGAAAUGAGAGUGAGUCUUGAUGGGCCAGAUGGAUGGGCCCGUGGCUGGAUUGGUAAAGGGCAGAGAGCUCCAGUCCGACUCAGACGCCAGCAAGGUGGAGGUGGAGUACUGGUUUGGGCUAGUAUCAUCAAAGAUGAGCUUGUGGGGCCUUUUCGGGUUGAGGAUGGAGUCAAGCUCAACUCCCAGUCCUACUGCCAGUUCCUGGAAGACACCUUCUUCAAGCAGUGGUACAGGAAGAAGUCUGCAUCCUUCAAGAAAAACAUGAUUUUCAUGCAGGACAAUGCUCCAUCACACGCGUCCAAGUACUCCACAGCGUGGCUGGCAAGAAAGGGUAUAAAGAAGAAAAUCUAAUGACAUGGCCUCCUUGUUCACCUGAUCUGAACCCCAUUGAGAACCUGUGGUCCAUCAUCAAAUGUGAGAUUUACAAGGAGGGAAAACAGUACACCUCUCUGAACAGUGUCUGGGAGGCUGUGGUUGCUGCUGCACGCAAUGUUGAUGGUGAACAGAUCAAAACACUGACAGAAUCCAUGGAUGGCAGGCUUUUGAGUGUCCUUGCAAAGAAAGGUGGCUAUAUUGGUCACUGAUUUGUUUUGUUUUGUUUUUGAAUGUCAGAAAUGUAUAUUUGUGAAUGUUGAGAUGUUAUAUUGGUUUCACUGGUAAUAAUAAAUAAUUGAAAUGGGUAUAUAUUUGUUUUUUGUUAAGUUGCCUAAUAAUUAUGCACAGUAAUAGUCACCUGCACACACAGAUAUCCCCUAACAUAGCUAUAACUAAAAACAAACUAAAAACUACUUCCAAAAAUAUUCAGCUUUGAUAUUAAUGAGUUUUUUGGGUUCAUUGAGAACAUGGUUGUUGUUGUUCAAUAAUAACAUUAAUCCUCAAAAAUACAACUUGCCUAAUAAUUCUGCACUCCCUGUAUUAUUGUCAGAGCAUACAUCAUAUUUCAUUUUAUAUGGAUUUUGUUAAGUAAGGUUAGGGGGGGGGGGAGCACCUGCUCCAUAUCUGCCUUUAUUUACAGACUUGAAGACAUGAAUCAUUGAUCACCUAAAAAUUUGUAUGGAUACUAUUUAUGGUUAAUUGUUUUCAAAUAAUAUUUGCAGGGAAGGCCUUAAAGCAGCUCUGUCCCUUUUCUGUAUCUGAUAAAGAUACAGUGAAAUACUGCUCCAUAUCUGCCUUUAUUUACAGACUUGAAGACAUGAAUCAUUGAUCACCUAAAAAUUUGUAUGGAUACUAUUUAUGGUUAAUUGUUUUCAAAUAAUAUUUGCAGGGAAGGCCUUAAAGCAGCUCUGUCCCUUUUCUGUAUCUGAUAAAGAUACAGUGAAAUACUGCUUUGGAAUUUAAUUGAAAUGCCAAAACAGAAGAAGACAAAGUAGUAACUAGGCAAAGUCUAGGUUGAUAAAACAUGAUAAAAGACAGAGUUCCAGCUGUCAACUUUUAUCAAUUCUCUAGUGAUGUGUGUGGGAAGCUGUAGUCAUAUUGUGCCAAAAAAAGAUGUCUGUGCCUGUGGGCUAAAGCUUCAGGUAAAUAUACCUAUAUUAAGCCUCAUCCUUAGAUUGAUGUACACACAGUACAGAUGUUAACUUUGUGGCCUUUGAAAAAAAAUGGAAAGACCCUGAAACCAGCUGAGCCACUUUAAUGAAACACGAACACUAACAGCACUAAAACACAUAUAAAUAAAUAUAUAUAACUCUGCUUCAUUCUCUCAGUUGGACAAAAGCAGCUCUCGGUUGGACUAGACAGAAGGUCUACAUCCAAAGACUCCUUCAAUACAAUAGAUUGCAGUAAAGAUGGUGCUUAAUUAAAAAAAAAAAAUCUAAACUUAUUUGAACUUUUUUUUUUUUUUUUGUAUACGUACUAGGGUACAUGUUUUCAACAAUUGGGAUGACCGUUUUAAUUACAGAUAUCAAACAGCUCUGAUAAAGUUUAAAGAGGCAGCAGCUGUUAAAUGGCCCAUGUUCCCCUCCUCUUUCUCUACUGAGAAUAUACCAAUUAGUCGGGAUCUGAGGAGUGUGAAACGUGACUCUCGGAAUUACAAGUGCCACAGUCUUCAAGAAAAGAAAAUGUAGAACUAUUAAAAUGGGUUUGAAUAAUUGUUAAUGUUAGAUAAUAUUACAUUUUCUUGCAUGUGCUGGUGGAUAUGAAAACCAUAUUCCUUCCAUUAACUAGUGCUGCUCUAUAUAUAGAUUUGCUAAUGCUGAUUAGAUGAGCAAAGUCGUGGCUAUGUUUGUACUAUCUCAUGUUGAACAUAUUGCUGUAAGAGGAAAUGGCUAGGGAUCUCCAUUCUCUCCCAAAGUCGCCUGUCACCCUGGACUGAAAUCUAUUCUUAAUGAGUAUUCAGGAUCUUUAAAUAAUCUUAUAACUUUCUCUAAAAUCCAAUGGAAUAGUUUCUAUACCUGCUAUGAAAAAAAUAUAUGGACCAAGGAUCUUUAGGAUAAUAAAUAGGAUAACCUUUAAUAUAACAUUUAAAAUACAUUUUUCAUCAUGCUCUCUGUUAUAUUGAAACACGUCACAAUUUUUGUUAUAACAAUUUUUGUUGGGAAGAUAUGUAGAAGUGUUAGUGGGAGAAAAAUAGUUUAUGUUCUAAAAGUGGAGAAAUCUGCAGGGACAUUUUGGGUUUCCAUGGUGAUAUGAAAAGAAAAAUUCACUAUAGUGACUAACAAAAAUAAUAUAAGUGAAUGGGGUGGUACCUAUCAAGGUUUUACCUCACCAAAAACACCCCAAAACAACAAAGUAGACAAAAAAGUGAAAAAGAAACCAAAACUCCAAAAAUACACUGAAUAUAAAAUGAAAAGAAUUGAAAUAAAUGAAAGAGAAAAUAUUUUAUGUAGGUCCAAACAAAUCUAGAAUUAUAGAUGUGCUUGGAAUUACAUAAGGUUUUAUUUUCUGUUUCAUUUAUUUCAUUUAUUUCAACUCAUUUCAUUUUGUAUUCAGUGUAUUUUAGUUUCCUUUACAGUUUUUUGUCUACUUCCUUGGGUAUAAAUCCCACUAUUGUAUAGUUUGCGUCUAUUUCUUUCGCCUAGCUACCUUCUAAGCAGGUGGUUUUGGCCCUCCAUUGAGAAGCUCAAAUUAUCUUCCCACUAAAGAGUGCAUAUUCCCUCUUUCAUUCGCUUUAUUUUUCAGUUUAAAGCAGUUGGUGCCAUUGCUAAGCCAUUCUCAAAAGCUGCAUUCAAUAGACAUCCCCUGAUCAGCUUUACAACAUACUUAAAAAGGGGAACCAUGCCCCAGUUCGUGUGAUAAAAGGGAGUCGGCCUGUGAUGCAAAUUGCACCAGUUGCACAGUCCAAAGAGAGUGGACACACUGCAAAAAAUGGAACACCAGGGAACAAUUUUGGGACUGUGGGACAGGACACUGAAAUAGGGACUGUUACACUAAAAUAAAGAUUUUUGACUAGGGAGCUAGUACCAUAGAGCAACAUUGAUAAUCACCUAUAUUGUAACCGUAAGGCUUGUGACAUGUGAUGCUCCGUUUUCUUUAUAUUAAAGAUUUAGCAAGUUAUGUCACAACGAAGUUCAGUACAGACACACCUAAAUGCAAAUAAGAAAUUGAAACAUAGUUUCUGUACGCUUUCUCUAUGCCAACUGCUAUGUGAAAGGACAGAGCUAAUUAACAAAGACCCAAGAUGGAGGCACCCAACUGCAGCCUAAACAGAUGUGGCUUCGUAUGUUACAUUUUAUUUUUUUAAAUGUCACAAAACCUCAAACGAAGCUAAUGUCGUAUACAGCCUAAACUACAUCUGCUGUGGGAUCUAGUCUCCAUGUGACUUAGAUGAUGAUCAGAUCACAUUUUAUGACCAAUUUGUGCAAAAAUCCAUAUCAUUCCAAAGGGUUCACAUACUUUUUCUUGCAACUGUAAAUAUAUAUAUGUAUAUAUAUAUAUGUGUGUGUGUUAAGGCUUUGUUGGGGGAGGGGCCUGGAUUUGGGGGAGGGGCAUAUGGAUAUAUAUAAGGGACUCCUCCCCCCCUACCCCCCAGCCUACCUCACCGUCAUUGAUCUGGCGAUCAUCAUGCUGCUAUUUCCGGUGCAUACAGACCGCCCUCUCACCUACUACCUGUCCGUGGAAACUGAUGUCUGGAUCCCCAGGUCUUCGUGGCUACAUUCUGUUCUGCCGUGCUCCAAUAUGGUCUCCUGACCUGGAAGCCCCAGCCUGACCUCCGACCCCAUGGACCGAGCAGUCGCACAGGCGCCCUCCAUUGGCGUCUUUACUGUUUGUGCUUUUCCUUUCAAUCAUGUGUUGAAAUGUGGACACGUGGGCUCUAUUCCCUCAUAGAGCAUUUGUGUCCUUUUUGUACUUAUCCGUUCAGCUAGUUUUUAUACGAACGGGUCGUGUCUAUUAUUUAUUUCAUAUUUUCGAAAAACGCGGGACGAAACGCGUUGAGCCGACAUCACUAGAUCAGCGCACCAGCAGUCCAGAGACCGUAUUUAAGAUCUUCGUUCAUUUUUUUGUCUAUUCAUAUUGCUGACCAGCUGCAAGUAGUAUUUUAGAUCUAGGAUCGCGACCUAGAUCCAUAUAUUCCAUCUUUUCUGCUUGUUAGCAUAGCAGUGUCUAGACAUAAGUUGUUUCAGAGUCUCAUAAUUGUACUGCUGUUUAGCGAUCUUUUAUAUAUUUAUAUUUGUUCUUUACUGCAUGAUGUGCAGAAUAAAAUUGUUCAUUUUUUAUUGAAUUUGUCCCUUGGCCUGUAUAGUUUAGCGCCCUCUUUUAGGUGGGUUUAUCCCCAUCUUAUAUUUGUUCACAGUAUUAUUUAUUUCAUGCCUCUCCCCUCCCCCCUGUUCGGCUCUUUACCAGAUGAACGGGUCAUUUAGGCGCACUACUGCGUUUGCACGUAAUCAUGGUAAACUGACUUGUGGGCUCUCCUACCGUUCGUGUCCUUUUCCCACUCAUUCGCUUAGUAAGGGAGAUUCAGUCAUUUCCCUAGGUUUGGCUAGCCGUAGCUAAACGAUUCUCAAACAUUUACGCCUGUGCUCAUGAAAACUUGGCAACUAUUCUCCAUAGGUUGCUAUGGUUUCCUAGCUCAGGGUGAUUUGGCUGACGGCCCUCUAGCGGUCAGAACUUGAUGUUGCAGUAGUAUAGAGGUAUAUAGGAGACCCUCAUACUAGGAAACUAUUGGUUGACAGAAUGUAUUUUUUUCUAUGUAUAGGUUGUACAUUAUAAUAUUGGGCUCAGCAGGUCAGUCUGGAUGCGGUUUCUAGUUAGCACAUGUAUAGGUACAUAGUAUACGCAUAGCGCUUUGUUUAGGAUGUUAUUUGGUUCUACAUCGUUUUCUAUGUAAUAGUUCCUUAAACAUACUAUGGGGGUUACGAUUGAUGUUAAUACAUGUCAUUGGCUUGCUUACACACGUAUUUGUGUCAUGACAAUCAUUUUCAGAUCUUUAGGUGAAGAUAUAGAGCAGCAUUUGCUCUUCAUACCUCGAAUCCUAUAUCUUGUAAGUAGGUGGUCUUGUUAAGGGGUACGAUUCCAGAUGUUUCAUUGGCGUAAAUGUAUGCUAAUCCUUUAUCUUUGUUAUUGUGGCAAAACCGAACUCGCCACGUGUCCUUGGAGGGGGCUGCUUGCCCGCCUCUUGCCUUUGGACUAUGGCCCUGCAGGUUAAACUGUUUAUUUUCCCUGCAGAAAGGCUUAUUCGUGUGAUCUGAGUGCCAUUCAUCUAAUAAUGUGCAGUCAGAUCCAAGCUAUCUGGGGAUAUGUAGAAAUGUGUGUUUUAUGUACUAAAUGUGUCAGUAUGUAAUUUUAUGUCUUUUACUGUCUUUUUGUCUGCCAUGUGGGUAAUGGAGUUUGGCUCUGUCUUUGGAGAUAAUUAGAUUCCUUCUCCAAUUAUCUCCAGGGCAGAAGGGAGGAAGCCAGGAUGCAUUGUGGGGAUGUUUUACUUUUACUGUUUGAGCCAGGGGGAACAAAAGAUACUUUUACUAACUUUUGAACCCCUGGUCUGAUUCAUGCCAUUUUUUAAUAUGUUGUUCCCCUGAAUGGAUUGAUUGUGAAUAUGUAUUUUUAUGCGAAUGUGAUGUAUAUUUUGGGAGUUAUGAAUGUUGUGUAAAAACUGUAUUUUCCCUACCUAUGAUAAUUGUAUUUCCCUGUGUGUACAGAUAAUUAGUUUACAGGUAGAGGGGAGGGCUAUGUGUGGGAUGUAACUAUUGUGUGAUUGGUUAAUGUACGUUACUGUGUGUGUCCCUCCCCUUCAUGGGAGCACCUAAUAAAAAGGGCUGCAAGCUAGCAGCCAGAGAGUUCUAUUUUUACCCUCAACUUGAGUCCUGUCUCUUAUUGGGGGAAUCUGCUACAAGGGAUUGCUAUGCUAGGCAUAUUCCCUUGCUAUAAUCACUGAGCUCUUGUAAGAGCUUGUUCCUGCUUCGUUCUGAAGGGAGAUAGCUGCAGUCUGCGGUGCUUAUGGUGUCUGGUGGAGUGCUUGGAGUCCUCUGGAAGCGCUAGGAGCAUCUUUCAAUGGAGGUACCCAGUCGGGGUGCCAGGUGAUCCGUUACAGUUAUUAUUAGAUAUAGGCCUCUCCUUCCCCUCUCUACCUUCUUUAGUGGGAAACACAGUAUUCUGUUACAGGUAAGUUAAAAAUAUAUAAUAUUGUAAUAAAGUGAAGGCAGAGAGGCCUAUACCAUUUAACCCCAGCAGGAGUACGUGUUGUAUGUAUGGUGUGCAACACAAACCUAUGUUUAGUUAUGGGCCCCUGGGGUGAAGCAUUUGGAGAGCAGGGUGGGCCAAUGCUCCACUCCUCAGUUUAUACACAACUUGGAGAAAUAAGGUCCAGGCCAGAGUUUUUUGGAACUGUCUCCAACCCACUGCUCAGCUGCAGAUAAUCAGCUGUAGCAGUGUGAAUAAACACCUCCAUGCUAGGCAAGUAAAGGGGGAUUGCUUGCUUCCUCCCUGGAAGCAGGUAGGAGAGACGCUGUUGUCUACUGUGAGAGAGUCAAUGAGACUGAGCACUAUGAGUGCAGAAGGAAGCAGUCAAGGCUGGCUUGGAGCACUAGGAGUGCAAAAGGAAACGGUCAAGGCUGGCUUGGAGCACUAGGAGUUCAGAAGGAAGCGGUCAAGGCUGGCUUGGAGCACUGGGAGUGCAGAAGGAAGCAAUUAAGGCUGGCUUGGAGCACUAGGAGUGCAGAAGGAAGCAGUCAAGGCUGGCUUGGAGCAGUGGGCGUGCAGAAGGAAGCAGUCAAGGCUGGCUUGGAGCACUGGGAGUGCAGAAAGGAGAGCAGAGUGUUGCUAUCUAAUAAGGUUGGUGCAACCCAAUGAUAAGUUGUGUUAGUUUAACCCUGAUAGAGAGGGAUAUUAAAAGUGAAUCAGUGCUCAGACGAGCUAGAUUUUUUGUUUAAAGGGGAAACCUGUUAUAUUUAUGUUUUAGUUGUGUUGCUGUGUGGACUUACCAAUAAAGUGCCUGGAUUAUAUGAAAAUAAAAGGACUGUGCCUGUUGUUUACCCUAGAGGACCGUGCUAACUACAAAUAAGGAUCAAUAUAUAUAUACCCCUUCCUUUUGGUUGGUGAGUUUUUCCCCUAUUAUUACCGUAUCCACGCUGCAACUUGUACGAUUCAAUUACAAUAGGUUACAACUACUUUCUGACCUAACAAACACGAGAAUUGACUUCAGGUACGUUUACCAAAGGUGACUUCUCAACAUCCCAAUUUUCUUUUAGGUUUUACUGGCUUAUUAAGUGGUAACACUUCCGGCACCUCUGCCUUGUCUACAGUGGUCCCGCAAGGCCAACACCCAUACUCCAUGCUAGAGGUGAAAUUCGCCGCUUGGGCCAAAUCAUAGUUAGCCGCCUCACACGGUUGCAUAGGGAGGGCCUCUCAUGUCACUCCCCUACUAUCUUUGGGCUUUGUCACAGAGAGGCCGCCACCCCGCCACAAGUGCAGUGGUCACGAAUCCCCUCGCAACAAAUCAUAGGUAGAGCCUCUCUAGCCUCUUGGCAAUUAGCAGGGCCUCAUCCGUCACCGAACUUAGUGAAUUGUUUCGCCGCUUGGCACUUGUAAGCCAGCCAGUAAAACACCUAAUUUUCCAAGUUGUGUUUAAUAUUUCUUUCAGUAUGUCUCAGAUCCCUGAUGAAGCGGGCGAGUUGUCAAUUCCCAGUGCUCCUUCUGGUACAUUUCUCCUACUCAAAAGGGCGAUAUCAGUAGCCCUGCAUCUAUUAGGUCUUGGACCAUUCCCCAUAUAACGGCAGAACUUCAUAAACGCAACAUCCCUUUCCCAGCAACGGCCCGGAAAGCGGAACUGUUUCAGCUCAUGCAGACACAUACUGACAACGCUGGGGCCGGAGAAGGAACGAAUGGCUCCAGAAAUUUGGAGUUUCACGCCAUGAUUUCCUCACUCUCUACCUCCAUGGGGAAAGUUAACGAUAGACUGGAUAGAAUUGAAGCUCGUAGCCUUCCCCUGUCAUCAUCUGCGACUUUAACUGCUGAAGUUCCAGGUUCACUACAGAUACAAUCGGGUAAAGUACCCCCGGAGUUGGGUACUCAUAUCAUCACCCCCACCCAUAUGGUACCUGCAAAUCUCAAAAAAGACAUCCUGGAAGGCAAAUACGUUAAUCUUGUCUCACUAGUGAUUGCCUCUCAGGAUGUCAUGGAGAAUCGCACGUACGCAUACGGCGAUAUAUCUGUUCUAUUGAAAUCUAGGGAUCCUAGACUAAGUAAGAAAUUGUCUAUCCCGGAUUUUGUCAUUGCUUUUGGGAUUUAUAGGGUUGUAAUAUGCUCGGUACACCCUCAUAGGAGGGAAGAGUUGGAUCUCUACUUGCACAAGCUGGUGGACUGGCAAAAAUACAGGGGUUCAUCAUUCUAUGAUUACAACCGGUCCUUUUCGGCGAGGGCCUCUGCCAUUCUGGCUCAGUUCAACAUCAAAACUGAUUGGAGCAGAAUGGACACUGAGCUGUUUUGCAGGCACGUCACCGGGCUGAGUACACCAGCUUGUGCAAUCUGCGCAUCCACCGCGCAUGCCACAGACUAUUGUCCGAUCUCCCCUGACAUCAAUCCUACCAUGGCUUUCCUAGGCGCCCGAGCCAAGUUUGACAAACCGGCCAAGGAUAAGCUGGGUUGUGCUAUUGUAUAUUUAGGAAAAUAUCAGGUGUGUAACCAUUACCAUGAAGGUACCUGCGGUAUUAGUGCUUGCCGCUUGUUGCAUGUAUGUUCUCACUGCUUUAAGGCCCAUGCUAAGUCUAUGUGCUCAAAUAAAAUGCAUGCUAAACCUUAUCUGACCUCCGGUAAAUGUUGGUUCUCUGGCUAGCUCUUUAACCACUCACCCUUCCAGACACUUGGUCGAUUUCUUAAUAACGGAGUUCUCACAUGGUUUUCAUACUGGUAUUAUUCACAUACCUGCAGGUAUUGUAGAGUGCAGUAACCUCCAAUCCGCUAUGGUAGACAUGGACGCUGUUGAUACACUGUUACACAAAGAACUAGGGGAAGGUUUCUUAUUAGGAACAUUUAAGGAACCUCCAUUCUCCAACUGGAGGACUAACCCCAUAGGUGUGGUCACCGGGAAAACCUCUGGCAAACAAAGAUUGAUAGUAGACUUCUCCGCACCUCACUCUUCGGGUAUUCCCAGCCAUAACUCCUUGAUUCCCUCGGAGGAGUUUUCGCUGCAGUAUUCCACAAUUGACAACGCAAUUGACACAAUCAUUACAACAGGGAUUGGGGCCUGGCUCAGUAAAACAUACAUUUUAACGCCUUCAAAUUGCUACCCAUUCAUCCUACUCUAUGGCAUCUGCACAGUAUCAAAUGGAAGGGUCUAUACUACUUUUUCAUAAAACUCCCCUUCGGGUCGAAAACAGCCCUAAGAUUUUUGACACUUUCGCUGAGACCUUGUGUUGGCUUCUAUUGAACACGUGCAGGCAGGGACGUAUUAGCCACGAGGCAAACAAGGAAUUUGCCUUGGGCGGCACUUUCCAGGGGGCAGCAAAAAAAGCCGCCCCCAAAUGCCCCGGCAAAUGUCUUGUUAGCCUGACAGCUAACUAAAAAUCCGGACGAAGCUGGCGAGGGAGCACUGAUUAGUGAGCUCUCUGCUCAGCUCCCUCUGGCGCCGCAGAGUGAUGCCGGGAGCCAUAAUAUAACGUCAUAUUCCGGCUCCCAGCAUCACUCUCCGGCGCGCCAGGGAGCUGAGCAGAGAGCUCACUAAUCAGUGCUCCCUCGCCAGUGCCGCCCGCCCGCCCAACAGCCCCAUUGGACCCCACGGAAAGGGAGAAACCCCCCCCCAAGCAUUCCCAAAGGUAAGGCGGCUGGGGGAAUUGAAUAAAAAAAAAAAAAAGUGAGUGUGUUAAUGUGAGUGUAUGUGUCUGUGAGUGUGUUAAUGUGAGUGUGUCUGUUAGUGUGUGUGUGUCUGUGUGUACGUCAGGGAGUGUGUGUUAGGGAAUGUGUUACUAUGUGUGUGUCUGUUAGUGAGAGUGUAUGCGUGUCUGCUAGUGACUGUAUGUGUCUGCUAGUGACUGUAUGUGUCUGUUAGUGAGUGUGUAUGUCUGUUAGCUAGUGUAUGCGUGUCUGUCAGUGAAUGUGUGUGUGUGUGUGUAUUUAGAAGGCGGGGUCGGGGGAAGGGGGGCGUCUGAGUUUUGUCAUGCCUUGGGCAGCACAAAACCAGGAUGCACCACUGCGUGCAGGUGCCAUACAGUAAUUCACUACCUGGAUGACUUUCUGUUUAUCGAGAACAAUUUCUCCACCCCAGGCAACUUAAACAAAGCCAUUAAGCUAUUUCAUUCCUUAUGCAAAACUCCCAGCAAAACUGAAGGUCCCAACACCAUAGUUAGUUUCCUGGGUAUUCACCAUGAUUCCAUGGCCAGGGAAGCCAGCCUCCCGUUAGAUAAAAUAAGUCAUAUCAUCAACCAAUACGUCCAAGUUGGUUCUUGUAAUCGGAAGGAGUUACAAUCACGGUUGGGUUCCCACGGCCACCCCUUCGUUCCAGGAGCUAGUCCUGUAUUUUGCCACCUUAAGCUAUACUUAACAGGCAUUCAACACCAUAUGUAUUCAUAUUUUCCAGACAACACCAGUUUUCUUUCUUCUUACCCAAUGAAGACCAUACUUAAAGGCAUACACAAAGCCAGCGGUCCUACUCAUUGAUAAACAGCUGUUCAAGGCCAUAUCGGACUUGCUAGAUGCAACCCCUUUUGAACCUAUCACCAAUACGGUCAUUAAAGCUACAAUCUACCUGCCCUUUUUUGGGUUCCUUUGACCUUGCAAAAUUACCAUCCAUAGCAAAAAUCACUCCCAUGAAUGCCUCAAACGCUCCUACUUGGUUAGACAUCACAAUCAUUAUGUACUGUCACUACUCUGUACCAAGACUAGCCAGCUGGGACAACCGGUUCAGAUCACAUAUUAAGGUUUUUCUUUGUGUUCUAUUAUGUUCAUUGUUUUAAAAUUUUCUUUGGCAAGAUAAUUCUUUCUUUUUGCCCACUAUUUACUGGCCUACCGACGUUGUACUAUAACAUGUUGCGUCACUACAGGACUUCGCAUCAACAUAUCGAUGGUUGCACUGAACACAAAUAAAAAUAAAGAUAUAUUUCGCUUUGGCACCUGGCAUUUAGCAGCUCUGCUGGGAAUAUUAGAGCCGUGAGCAGCAUGAGGGCAGCCAGGAGCCAUGAGCAGUGUGGAGCUAGCUCCUAACUUUUUUAGCUGGCUCCUAGAUUCCAAACACAUUUGUCAAGUUGUGUGUGUGUGUAUCUAUAUAUAAAAAAUAUUUAUUUAACAGUUGUAUUAUUUUGAUUGGAGUACUUGCUUACCACCAUGCUUACCACCAUGCUUAUGGCAUUUGCAUACUCCUCCCAACAUUGGGAGGUAUGAGAUUGGGAUGGGAUGGGAUAAUGGGUGGUCCUUCCCACUGAAAAAGAAUGGCAUGCCAGACUGACUGACCGCAUCUAGGCUGGCCUCUUCCAUACAGGAUCAUACAGUGCAGCUGUAUGGUCCUACCGCCCGUUCACUAUCGAGCAUGUGAAAUUCUGUGCUUAAGCUUUGCUGCUUGAGAUCAAUUUUCUGGUGUCCUGCGUCUGUGGAUAAAAUUGGGAUAGUGGGACAGGAUCCACAAAAUCAGGUCUAUCCUCACAAAAUCAGGAUUGUUGGGAGGCCUGCGUUUGUGAGAGAAGUUUUCGUUGUCUGGUUAUACAGAUGUACAUAAAUAAUAAUAGUUUACCUAUUGUACUGUUUUCACUUUCAAUCUGUGUGAUGAAAUGGUGUACUUUCCCGCAUUUGAAUAUACAUUAUAAAAAGUAAAAGUAGAUACACUUUGUGAUGUGAAUGUAGACCAUAGCUAAAUAGCUCACAUGGGUCUGAAUUUUCCCAUUUUUAACUGUAAACAGCCCAGGGUUGGCAGAGAACAUGCUUAUCUUGUUUUGUUCCUAUAAGAUACCCACAGUUCUGCAGUAAAACAUGUCCUUUAGAAAUUUAUUUAAAAGCAGCAUGUCAGUGGGAUGUUCUGGGAUUUAUUUGGCAAGCCUGAUUGCCAGAUCCGAUUUUGAUGUAGAUAUAUGAAAUGGUUAUGUAAUGUAGAAACACGUUUUCAGCAUUACAGCUUGGCUCUUUCCUCUGCAAAAGUAAAUUACUUCAAUACCCUCAUAACCACAUUCUCCCUUGAACCCAAACGACUAUUUCACAUUUUUUACUCUCUUCUACGCCCUGUUUCUCCUCCUCCUCCUUCCAACUUAACCGCCACAAAAUUUGCAACUCACUUCACUGGCAAGAACUCUACAAUCAGGGAAGAGAUCUCUCAUCUCUCUCCUUCCCCUUACAAUACUCCCCCCAACCUCACUCCCUGUGCUGUUCUAUGUUCAUUUGCACCCGCUACAACGGACAAGGUUUCUGAUCUGCUCCGGUCCUCCCACCCCACCACCUGCUCCCUUGAUCCUAUUCCCUCGCAUCUCAUCCGUACUCUCUCCUUCUCUUGCUUUGCCUCUCACUAAAAUGCUUAAUCUUGCCCUCCCCUCUGGCAUAUUUCUAUUACCCUUCAAACAUGUAACUGUAACUCUGAUUCUUAAAAAAAAAAAAAAAAGCCCAACAUUGACCCUGAUUUCGCUACUGCCUUUUGCGUCCAGAAUCCUUGAAAGACUUGUGUAUAUGAGAUUGACCGACUUCCUCAAGUCCAAUUCUUAGCUCGACCACUUCAGUCUGGUUUACGCACUCCGCACGUGGAAACGGCUCUGACUAAAGUAUCAGUCUACUUGCUGCAAAAUCUCAUGGUCACUACUCUAUCUUAAUAUUCCUUAAUCUUUCUGCUGCUUUUGACACUGUUGAUUAUCAACAGCUUCUUCUCAUCCUCCGUAAUCUCUGUCUGCAAUAUUGCUCUCUCCUGGUGCUCCUAUCUCACUCCAGUCUCUUUCUCUGGCUCUGCCUCUGCCUCUUCCUCCCAACCUCUCUCUGUUCGUGUUCCCCAAGGGUCUGUCCUUGAUCCCCUAUUGUUCUCAAUCUAUACAGCCUCCACUGGUAAACUCAUCAGCUCUUUUGGCUUUCAAUAUCACUUCUAUGUGGAUGACACACAAAUCUAUCUCUCUUCCCCGAUCUCUCACCGCCCCUCUUGACUAGUGUCUCUGACUGCCUCUCUGCUAUUUCUAACUAGAUGACUGCCCACUUUCUUAAGCUCAACUUGUCCAAAACAGAACUUCUGGUCUUUCCCUCAAGUGUUGCUACUCCCAUCUCUGUCUCCCUCCACGUUAAUGGUGCUACCAUCAGCUCCACCACGCAUGCUCGCUGCCUAGGUGUUCUCUUUGACUCUGACCUCUCCUUUACGCCUCAUGUUCAGUCUAUCGCUAAAUCCUGCCGCUUCCAUCUCAAAAACAUUGUGCGCAUCCGCCUACAUAACGCCAGGUGCGGCUAAGGUGCUGGCCCAUGCCACUGUCCUCUCUCACCUUGACUACUGCAAUCCGCUUCUCAGUGGUCUUACAUAUUUCCAACUUGCCCCAUUGCAGUUGGUAAUGAAUGCGGCGAGGCUCCUCUUCCUGUCCGCCCGCACCUCCCACGCCUCACCCUUCUGUCAGUCCCUACAUUGGCUUCCGGUAAGAUAAAGGGCUCAAUAUAAAAUUCUGGUUCUUGCUUUCAAAUCUCUACAUAAUGCCACUCCCACCUAUCUAUCCUCCCUAUUAUACAAGUUUGUCCCAUCUAAGCCCUUAUGUUCUGCCGAAGACCUAUUCUCUGUUCCUACUCCCAUCUCUGAUGCUCGCAUUCAAGACUUUUUUAGGGCUGCACCAUUCCUAUGGAACUCCCUUCCCUUUUCCAUUAGACACUCACCCAGUCUCCACUCCUUCAAAAAAAUCAUUAAAAAAAUUCACUUUUUCACAAAAGCAUACCAAUUAAACUGUUAAUUGCUCUAAAAACCAACACAAAGUCUUCAUUAAAUACUAUUCUACCAAUCUACUUCCUUUACCUUUUGUGUUACUUUACCCCACUCCCUCUAGCAUGUAAGCUCAUUGAGCAGGCCCCUGAAACCCUCUGUUUCUGUGCAUCAAACUUGUCUGGUUACAACUACAUUUUUGUUAGUCCACCCAUUGUAAAGCGCUAUGAAAUUUGUUGGCGCUAUAUAAAUAUAAUAAUAAUUUACAAUAGAAGACAUUUGGCCUCACCUAGAUCAUGCCAAGUGAAUUCAGUAAUGGCAAAGGUAUGCCUGCCAUUAUAAUAUUAGUUCGUAUGUUUUUUUUAGGAUCUAAUACUAUCAAGUAAAGUGAUAAACUCUCCCUUGACCAGCACCGAUUUUUAUUUAUUUUUUUUCAGUUUUUUUUUUACUUUUUAUUGCCAUUCUGAACAAAUAUUUAACUUUGAUAUAUCAGAAUGUAAUAAAAGGUAACUCCACUCUUCCAGUGACUUGAAGGGGUCCUUGUUGUAGAUCAUAAUAGAAAGUAGCAAACAUAAUUUUUUGUACUAAAAUAUUCUCUUUUAACCCUUUUGUUACACCGAAAAUUACAGUUUCUCUAUAUUGACUCUUUCUAUAUCAGUUAUGGUGCCUGGAGUCUCUGCGUGCAUUGUUUUGCUAUGAAAAGCUGCACAUGCAGAGUUUCAUCCCUUCGCUGCUGGAGUUAAAACACUGUCUACUGCAAUGUCAUUCGGGCUUGCUAAUGUCAAUUCUGUACAUAUUCUUAUGCACAGAAUGUCAUUCAUUGGCUGAAAGUGACAUCGAACACCCUCAGCCAAUGAAUGGCUGUAGGGAUUGGCAUUGUGCAGCUCCGCAGAAGCCGUAUGUCAUCAAACAAAGCUGCAUAGGACCCUUGGCUAACAGACCCAGAUUAGGUGUGCCACCUGGCCAGUAUUUGAGGCCGGUGCCAGUAUUGCAAAUGUUAUUUAUUUAUGAAAUAUUUUACCAGGAAGGAUACAUUGAGAUUUCUCUCGUUUUUAUCUAUGUCCAGAUAUACCGGCAGUACAAAGGCCUGUAUUUUUCUGAGGAAAAUAAACCCAGAAUUCACCUCUAUUAUUCUCAUUUCUAAAUACACACACUAACACACACUUAUUCAGACAGUAUACACACACACCACUACACAUACACAUAGCUAAACGCACGUUCACUCACUUUAGUACAUAACCCUGUGAGAUAUGUUCAUCUCAGUAGUAAAUACUAAAGUAAGAAUCAAAAUGAAUUUCAGAUAUUUUGGUUUCUAAAUUUAAAAGUAUAACAUUACAUCUGUUCUGUGGCUGCAUUUUCAGUGUUGGUUCUCUAUUCAGCUUUUAGUUAGACGUGCACAUUUUUUUUUAAAAAGUCUCAAUGAAAUGGUAAUCUUGAAAUGAAUAAUUUCUGAAGAUUUGGUUCGUUCAUAAAAAAAAAUCACUUAAAGAAAUAUGAUUGAAAGGAGACGUGCAAACUAUUUUUUUAGGUGUGUUUCCCUUAAUAGCAGCAAACUGUAACCAUAUUUGUUUCUCUCGAUGGGGUUGGGGAAUUGGGCAUCCAUUGUUACUCUAGAUCCAUCCAUUUUGGUGAAAUUCUCACAUCCUUUUGUAUUCUAAGCUUUUUUUUCUGCUGACACCCUAUAGCAGGGGUAGGCAACCUAUUGCACGUGUGCCAUGCACGACACUCAAGGUGCCUUUGCACGGCACUCAAGGCUGCUAGAGCCAAACAGGCUCUGGCCUAUCAGGAGUCCCAGUGACACUUCAGAUAUCUGCUAAUAUGAAAAGGUGGUGAAGGACAAUCCUCAAUUUAUGCAUUGCACCACAUAGAGGAACUGAUCUCAGAUCACUUCCUCCUAGCACUUGUGAAUGGGAAUCCACACUGGAGUAGAGCAGCCUACAGCUGCUGUUGCAGCUCCUGUGAUUGACCUGUACCUGGGAACCCAGGGAAGCCACCCACUCUGCUAGAUAUACACAGAAAUGCAGAAUAACCCUCCCCUCACACAAAUAAUACGAACAGCCCACCCACAAACGCACACAAUCCACACAAAUAAAACACCACUGACAAUCCACAUACAUGCACACAACCCCACACGCAGUCUCUUACAUGCAAUACCUUAAGCAGCCCCACACAUACACACCCCAACAAACACACAAUGUGACAUAUCCAUCCACACACAAUUCCACAAGCAGCCUCCAUACACAGCCCACAUUCACAGGUAUCAUACACAACACCACAAACUACUCCUGAACAUACACAAUAUAAUAGCUCAUAUCUGCACAAAUACAAUGAUACAAAGCAAUUGCACUAUAAAUAACACCAGCAGAGUAUGGCAACAUACACACCUCAAUUUAAAAAAAAUAGGAUGAGCACGCUGUGGGACAUCACAAUCCUAUUUCGGCACAGUGCUGCUAAAAGGUUGCCUACCCCUGCUUUUUUUCUUUUUUUCAAUUUUUUUAUAUGUAUGCAAUUUGAAAAGAACUCUGCUUUCCUCCAAAAAUGUGGAUUAAAAUAUCCCAUUCACAAAACCAUACAUUUAGUGAUACAUUGUGCUGGAAAAUUCAUCAGUAAAGAAAUUAUUACAAUAUAUACCAACAUGAAGAUUACUUCUGCGUUCUCAAGAUGACCACAGCCACACAAGUAGAGUAUGACUUUGUGUCUACCCACCCCUUCAAGAAUUAUAUGUGUGCUACUUAUUGUCUGCUGUGCAAAUGUAAUUUAGGGAGAUCAGGAGAUGAGCAUUGGUGAAGUUGUAUUUAGUUGCGCUAAUAUUAAACAUUGUAUAUUUAAAAAAUAAAAUAAAAUUUUAAAACCAUGGGUUUUGAAAAUAGUGAUUACUUAUCCGUCUGUAUUUUGUUUUUAAUCCUCCCUCCAAUCUGUUACUCGGCACUUUUACAGUAUGUUUUUCAUAAACGCAGAUUGAGCUGCAGUUUUCUGCUACUGAAAAACAUAAUUUGAUUUCAAUCUAAUUAAAUUAGACUCUGCGUUUAUUAAUGCGUCUCAAAUUGGAAAAAUUAUAUUGUGGGUAAUAUUGCGAAAGAGAAUAAUAUAUCUCCAGCACUAGAUGUUGCAUUUCUAAAGAAUAUUUCAAGAAUAUUAUCCUAUUUAAUACCUUCUAACAAGUAAUAAGGAAAAUGGUAAUGUAAUCUAGUGUACAGUUAUUGUGUAUUGUAGAAGGUAAAGUCUUCUAACCAUCCUUGGGUGUCUGGUUAUGAUUCCUUUGUUCCUAGGUUUUAUUUUUUGGCAGAAACCCUGACUUUACUCCCAAGUAACAAUCUAUCGAGUGUUUGACUGCACCCGGAAUGCUUCACCGAGCAGGGCAAGUCUUGUCAGUGAUGUCCGCACGCUGGCUUCUUUGCCAGCGUGCCUGCUAGUUUUUGCCAGUGCUGGCUAAGGAGUUUCCAUGGCAACCACAGCACAUGCAUUAUGGUUGCUCUGGGUGGAGAGCGGAGGGACCUCCUGUGGUCUUUUCUGCUGUCCCUUGUCAGUCCCUUGGCAUGCCGAGGCAUUGACUGACAGCUGGGAGAAAAAAUAAUAUCCAGACUGUUUUUUUUCUCCUAAUCUUUACAUUUGCUAGAACAAUGUAUAAUUACAAUCUUAUGCUCAAUCUAAUGAGCAUAAGAUUGUUUGGGACAUAACAGGUGCCCUUUAAGGUAAGACAACGCCCAGGACCUACAGACACCAUAACCAGUCAUUAGGUGCCUAGAGUGUCUCUUUUAAGGCAUCCUACAUUAAACAAAAGAAAGAGAAGAAGAAAAAAAAUAUCUCAUGGAUAUGCUGUAUCAUCAAAUUUGUAUCUCAAAUUGUAUAUGACAUUUUUUUAUGCUUAUACCUACUUUACAGUAAGUGUAAGCAUAAUAUGACAACUGAUUAUUUUCACUGAUGCCAGAAUUUGAAAAACUUGGAAAAAUAAAGAAUUAAUAGAAAAACUAUUUUGUUUCUGUUUAUGCAGCCCUUGCCACACCUCCCCUGGCUAUGAUUGACACAGCCUCCAUGAAAAAAAAUUGGUUUCACUUUCAAUCAGAUGUACCGUAUAUCUUCGAGUAUAAGUCGACCCGAAUAUAAGUCGAGGCCCCUAAUUUUACCCCAAAAAACUGGGAAAACGUAUUGACUCGAGUAUAAGACUAAGGUGGGAAAUGCAGCAGCUACUGGCAAAAUUACUGCUGUACCAAACGCUGUCAACUAACUUGAUGGCAUCAUACACUGACAGCGUUAUUUACUAAGGUGUGAAUUUUAAUGCCAGAGGAGACGACCUGAAAUCAUAGCUGACUUUUUCCAGUUCGAUAAUUUUGGGAUUUGCUUUGGUUUUGCUUUGAAUUCUCAUUUUAGUAGCCCUGUGAAUUGAAAUGUAGCUAUUUAUGUUAUCAUCUUGUAAUGUUUCUUUUAGUGCCAACUGAUUAUCACAAUAAAUGACAUUGAACAACCUUAGGAAUACUUGUGUUGGCUGGGUAGGUAAUAAUCCAAGGCUUGUUUGCUAGCAUUGGAAUUAUGUGUUUUAGACAGAUUUUGAUAAGAAAGGAAUUGCAUUUACACUGAAAGGACAAAAAAAAAAAAUGUCACUGUAAAGAGCAACAUGAACUGCAGGUGGCCUUCUGACUUUGUUUAACACUAUUAUGCAUGCAUCGUGCUGGAUUUUGUCCUUCACCAUUAAUACGCUACAUAACAAAGAUAAUAUAUUUAAAUAUGUCUGUCAGCCAGUGAGGCACAAUAAGUCUGAAAGGCUGCCAUUUGAGCAGCUGUUCCCCAGACAGUAAAACAAUUGAAGGGACACUAUAGGCUUCCAGACCACUUCAGCUCAUUAUCCCUGUCAGUUUAACCCUGCAAUAGUAAUUAUUGCAGUUAUUGAUUACCAGACUAGAGGCCGUUCCUGGUUGUUAGGCGACUCUUUGUUGCCUAACUGACGCUGAACGAUCUCACGGUCUGCAUGAGGACAUCCAAUGUCAGCUAAAACCCCGUAGGAAAGCAUUGAUUCAAUGCUUUACUAUGGGGUAAUCCUAAUGCGGUGUUUGCUGCACAUGUGCAUUAGGUUCCCCACCGGGGUAGGGUACUAUAAUGCUAGGAAUACAACAUUGUGGUUUCCCAUCAAGAAUGAUGCAAUUGGCAUGGGCUUGCUCCCCCAUUCUACCUCGAAAUUAGGGUUUUGAGUUUGUGCUCCCAGUCAGUUCAAUCCAUAUAUUUUUGUGUGUGAAAAAUUGGCUUUAUUAUUUAAUCUUUUGUUAAAAAAGAUACUCUUCUCUCUUGGAUACAAUUGGAAACACAACACAAGUUUAUCAAUAGUUUGUUCUACCUCCCUUUGCCUAGGUAAUAGCUCAAAGUAUUUUCCUACUAUGCCUGAUGAGGUUGGAGAAUACAUCGCAAAGGAUCAGAGACCAUUUCUACAUACAGAAUUUCUCCAGAUCCUUCAAAGUUUGAGGUCUAUGCUGGUGGACUCUCCUCUUAAGUUCACCCUACAGGUUUUCUGUUGGGAUGUCCAUGGCAGUACAUUUUUCAUGCUGAUUGUUAUCUCUGUUGUCCUGUUGGAAGAUCCAGCGAGGGACAGUUUUAAGGUUUCUUGCAGAAGCAGUCAUGUGUUCAUUUAAGAUCUGUUGAUAUUUGAUAGAGUUCAUGAUGCCGUGUAUCGUAAUAAAAUGUCUCUGACUGAAAAACAGCCCCAAAACAUUAAGAGACACCACCAUAUUUAACUGUGGUCCUGAGGUACUUUUCCAUAAAACUACCUCUCUGUGUGCACCAAACCCAUGUCUGGUAUUUGUCAGAAAGCCCCCAAACUGAAGACACUUGAGUUUGUGCUUGGAUUAGAGGAGAGGCUUUUUUCUUCAAACCCUUCCAAACAACUUGUGGUGGUGUAGGUGAUGUCCUAUUGUAAUUUUAUAGAUUUCUGAUCUCAAGACGCAACUAACUUCUUUUUUGGUCACUUGAACCAUCCUCUUAACAGGGUGUUGUGACAAUUUAGACACACGUCCUUUUCGAGGUUGAUUCAUAAUAUUUCCAGUUGAGUAGAACUUCAUAAUUAUUGCCUUAAUGGUGGAAAUGGGUGUUUUUUUUUUUUUUUUUUAUGCUUUUGCAAUUUUCUCAUAGCCACUUCCAGUUUUGUAAAGAUCAACUUUUUCCCACACAUCACAGCCAUAUUACUGUUUCAUACUAGUGAUGUCCCGAACGGUUCGCGAACGGUUCGCCGCAGACUCAUCUGAGUCCGCGGCGAACCGUUCGGAACAUCACUAUUUCUUACCCAUUGUAAUGAAUGACUAAGAGAAUUUUGUCUAUGUGUGACCUCAUAUUUUUACACCUGUGAAACAGGUAGUCACAGUUGAACAAUUUUCGGUUCCUAGUCACCCAGGUGUACUGAAAAUGUAAAUAUUGGUGGGAAUAGACUUCAAAUAUAUUUUUCUUAUAUGAAUUCCCUAGAGGUUAAUUGUGCCACAGAAUGAUUUAUAUUAUAUAUAUAUACAGGUAUAUAUGAACAAAUGAUCCAGAUAGCACUCCCAGGACUUGUAAAUAAAACUUUGCUUUUAAUUAGCUUUAAAAAUAAAUCGACGUUUCAGUCUGUUAAACACAGACUUUCAUCAGGACUAACUAAUACAGUGCAAGUGCUAACAUAUAUACCCAAAUACAUACAGAACAAUUAACUUACCCACCACCUACUCUCAGAUAUAAAUAUAUAUGAAACCGAAUUCAUUAUGAAUAAAAUAAAAAAAAAAGUGUGAGAAAUAAAGAUAAAAAAAAAGUUUAGUUCUGCAUUGCAUUUUAACUGUGAAUGUCAUAAUACUGUUAGCUUUUAUUGCAAUAAAAUGCACACAUUUGUAUUCAGCAAAGUCUCACGAGUACAACAGUACCACCCCAUGUACAGGUUUCUAUGGUGUUUUGGAAAGUUACAGGGUCAAAUAUAGCGUGUUUUGUUUUUCAGUUUAUACACAUUAAAAUUUGACAGACUGGUUAUGUUGCCUUUGAGAGCGUAUGGUAGCCCAGGAAUGAGAAUUACCCCCAUGAUGGCAUACCAUUUGCAAAAGUAGACAACCCUACUCAAUAUGGGGUAUGUCCAGUCUUUUUUAAUAGCCACUUAGUCACAAACACUGGCCAAAGUUAGCAUUUAUAUUUUGUUUGUGUUAAAAAUGCAAAAAACAAUUAUGAACGCUUACUUUGGCUAGUGUUUGUGACUGUCUACUAAAAAAGGCCGAACAUACCUCAUUUGCAACACCUUGGGUUCUCUUAUUUUGCAUAUGGUAUGCCAUCAUGGGGUAAUUCUCAUUCCUGGGCUACCAUACGCUCUCAAAGGCAACAUAACCAAUCUGGCAAAUUUAAAUGUGAAAAAACUGAAAAGCAAGCCUUAUAUUUGACCAUGUAAAAAAAACUAUAAAACCUGUACAUGGAGAGUACUGUUAUACUCUGGAGACUUCCCUGAACACAAAUAUUAGUGUAUUAAAACCGUAAAACGUAUUACAAAAACGGCGAAAGUGUCGUUUGUGUGUAAAAAAAUGCCAAAAAAGUAACUUUCACUGACAAUAUCAUUGUUUGAAAACACUAAUAUUUGUAUUCAGCGAAGUCUCCCGAGUAAAACAGUACCCCCCAUGUACAGGUUUUAGGGUGUCUUGGAGAGUUACAGGGUUGAAUAUAGUGCUAGCAAAUUUAAUUUUCCGGACUUUCUGCCUGGGUUGUCAGGCAGGUCCCUCAAAUUGUAAUCAGUAAAAUGACUUAAUUAUUUAAAAAUACUACAUAAAUAUGCACAUAGAAUUUUAAAUAUAUAUAUAUAUAUAUAUAUAUAUAUAUACAUAUUUAUAUAUUUGAAGUCUACGUGUAUAUUUAUGAAGUUAUUUAUGUAAUUAUGUGUAUGGGUAUAUUUAUAUUAUUUUAUGUAUAUAUAAUUUCAUUCUAAGUGUAUUUUGAUAUAUUGAGAUAUAUAUAUAUAUAUAUAUAUAUUUAUUAUUAUUUAUUAAUUAAUUUUUAUUUAUUUUUCUAUAAUAUAUAUAAUAUAAAUACCAUAUAUACUCAAGUAUAAAUCGACCCAAAUAUAAGUCGAGACCCCUAAUUUUACCCCAAAAAACUGGGAAAACGUAUUGACUUGAGUAUAAGACUAGGGUGGGAAAUGCAGCAGCUACUGGUAAAUUCCUAAGUAAAAUUAGAUCCCCCAAAAAUUAUAUUAAUUGAAUAUUUAUUUACAGUGUGUAUAUAAUUUUUUGUUUUUGUUUCAAUAUUUUAUUGAAUUUUAAGACUUAAGGGGGAAAUGGGUACAGAAAAGAAAGGGAUGCAUUGUACAGACAUCACGACAGUACAACAAUGCUGGGUAUUAGAUCCCUCACCCAUCCAAGUGGGUCAAGUGUUUAUCACUCUUGCUUCCCGUGUCUUGUAUAACUUCAUAUGUCAACAGGGAAGCGUCAAGGUGUAGGGAACCUCGGUAUCAUCACCCGUAUGUCAAUGCCUCCGUAGUUUCCGUCUUUUUACAUCAUACCCGCCCUCUAGAAACUUGGGUUGGGGAAACUAGGGAGAGGUUAGGGUCAAUUAUGGGCAAGGUGUCGGUCCUUCAGUAAUAAAAGUCUAUGCUAAGGGCUCUGAGCCUCUGGGCCUUAGUGAGUUGAGUUUUGUUGUCGCCAAGUUUUCCACUGGGCCCAUGUUGCCUGCCAUGUCUCUCCUUUAGGUCUUAGGCAUCUUGUUUCUAACUCAUAUUGUUUUGUGGUGUCCACCUCGUUCAAACACUGCCCAAUCUCUGGCGGAGUGUCCCUGAGCCACAUCUUUCCUAUUGCCGCUAGGGCUGCAAUGAUAAUAUGGUACAUAAGAUGUAGAGUGGCUUUGGGAAGUCUCCUCGGCAGUGCUAAAAGUAAGUAUGUCUAUGGGUUGUGAGUAAGUUUCUUGCCUGUUACUGCCUGUAUCGUGGUUGAAAUAUCCUUCCAGAACUCCACAAGUCGUGGACAGGACCACCAAAUGUGGAGCAUAGAUCCGGGUUCCGUCCGGCAUCUCCAACACAGGUUGGAUCUUUCAUGAGCUAUUUUGUGCACCCUUGUGGGGACCAUAUACAUCCUAUACAACACUUUCCUACUCAGUUCUAUGUGGGAUGCGUUGAGAGUGAGGUUUUUGUGUGCGAGGAAUAUGUCAGCCCAUUGUUCGUCUGAUAUGUUUUUGUGGAAAUCCCUCUCCCAAGCCCUCAGAAACGAUGGUCUCCAUAGUUUAUCGUAUUUCGUUAGUUGCUGAUAUAUUACAGACAGCAAUUUGGGGGAAAGUUUCGGGGCCAUGCACAAUUUCUCCAAUUCUGCUAACAAGGAGUUGCGCUGUUGUAGGACAUCUCCUUUGAGAUUCCAUCGUGCCCAAGAUUGUAAUUGCAUGUGCGAGUACUGUGCUUUCUCUGGAAGUCGAUAGGAUUGGAUUAUGGAGGUAAAAUCCAGGAUACGGCCCUCUGCUAGGAUUUGAUAUAUAUAUGUUACCCCAUGUUUGUGCCACAACCCAUAGUCAAAGUUAGGAAUAUAAAAUUGUAAGGCUUGUAUCGGCAUAGCGAGGGAUAUGUAAGUAUCGCUUCGGUGCCGUUUAAGGAUUCUGUCCCAUAUGUAAAUCGUUGCUGCUGUGGUGGGACUAAUAGUGUUGUAUUUCGGUCUAUGCAUUUUAGGCAACCAAACCAUUGUGGGCAGGGAAAGGCCCCCUAUGUGCGAGGAUUCUAUAGAGUUCCACUUCCGUGGCUUUUUAUCAAAGUAGGUAGUUACCAGUGUACUCAUCACAGCCGCCGCGUAGUACCGUGCUAUGUUUGGCAACCCCAGGCCACCUUCCCUAAAUGGUUUAUACAAAGUUUCAGCCGCUAUCCUAGGUUUCUUUCCUCCCCAGAUGAAUUGAGUUAUCACUUGUUGAGACUCUUUAAAAAAAGUACUCGGUAACCUAAUCUGCAAGGUUCGGAAAAGGUAUUGCCACCUUGGUAAGACCAUCAUUUUAAUGGCAGCUAUUCUACCCGUCCACGAGAUGUAUUUGUGUUUCCAAGCUAAGAGCUGUUGCUUAAUUGAGUUAUGCAGUUUCAGAUAGUUAGCCUUAUAUAGUUGGUUUGUUUGAGGUGUGAGAUUGACCCCUAAAAAGGUUAAGUGGGACUGUUGCCAAUCGUAAGCAUGGGUGGUUUUUAAUUCCAGGAGUUUGGAUUUGGUUAUGUUGAGGCCUAUGGCUUGCGUUUUUGUUGUGUUCAACUUAUAAUAAGAGCAAUUGCUAAAUCGUGUUAAGACAGUUUGUAGCUCGGGGAGGGAAGUCUCUGGUUGAGAUAGCGUGAGCAUUACGUCAUCUGCAAAAAGUGUAAUUUUAUGUUCCAUCCCUCCUGCUAGUAUCCCAUGAAUACCUGGUGAGUUCCGUAUAUGCUGUGCUAAAGACUCCAGCGCUAUUAUGUAUAAGAGGGGGGAUAGUGGGCACCCUUGCCUGGACCCGUUGGAAAUGGAGAAGGGUUUGGAGGUGAAGCCCCCAUUAGAUAUUCUUGCAGUGGGGUUACUAUAAAGCGCCGAUACCAGGGUAAUGAAGCAUUCCGGGAAGGCUAGCUUCCUGAGUACGGAUUGUAGGUAGCCCCAGUGUAGCCUGUCAAAUGCUUUUUCAGCAUCCAGUGACAGUACCACACUCGGGACUCCGGUUUUCCGUAUAGUAUGGAAAAGAUUAAUCAACUUCCUGGUCCCGUCUGAGCCUUGCCUCCCCCUUAUGAACCCAACUUGAUCAUCAUUUAUCAACCUGGGCAGGAUGGACCCCAGUCUGUUAGCAUAAAUUUUGGCUAAUAUCUUUAGGUCCGUGUUUAAUAGCGAUAUGGGACGUAAAUUUUGGCUUCUAUUGGGUGGUUUGCUGGGUUUUGGCAGGGUUGUUAUGUGCGCUAAGAGCAUUUCUUUAGGGAUUUCGCCGGUGAUACGUAUAUGGUUGUACAAUUUCUCUAAUUGGGGGACGAGCGUAUGGGAAAAGGUUUUAUAAUAGAGAUUCGUGAAACCAUCUGGGCCAGGGGAUUUUCCCUUAGGAAGCGAUUUAAUCGUGGUUUCAAUCUCUGAAGAUGUAAUGGGUUCUGCUAGUGAUACCUGGUCUGGGUGUGUAAGCUGCUGUAGCUGGACACCGUGUAGGAACAGGUCUAUUUCCGCUUGGGAUGGCUGGUGUGUGCCUGGGUUCUUUUUUAAAUUGUAAAGACCAUCAUAAUAAUCCGCCAAUUGAUCAUUAAUCGCCUGAGGGUUAUACAUCUUAUUCCCUAUGCUAUCAAGGAGAUACGGGAUUUUUGCAUUUUGUCGUUGUUGCCUUAGUAGCCUUGCCAGUGUCUUCCCCGCUCUAUUCCCUUGUGUGUAUGUCGUCUGUUUUAGUUUGUAUGCCAUGAGGGCCGUUGUCCGCAAAUGUUUAGCAUUUAAUUCCCCUCGUAGGGCCUCUAUGCGUUGUUGUGUGGAUGGCGUUGGGGUUUUGAUUUGCCUGGAAGUUUCUUCCCUUAGGGAUCUCAAAAGAUCUAUGUAUUCCUGUCUGGAUUUUUUGUUAAGAUAAGAUGUGUGACUAAUUAGCAAACCUCUGAUUACUGCCUUGUGCGCCUGCCAUUGUGUGGUGAUGGCGGUGUCUGUAGUACUAUUUAAUUCAAAAAAGGCGUUUAUUUCCUCUUUUAAUUUGGCUAACAAUUCCCUGUUGGAGAGGAGAUAGUCAUUUAGGCGCCACGUGGCCACCCCCCGCGAGGGGAAGGUAUCUUCCAGCAUCAGAUGCACCGGGGCGUGAUCCGACCAUACUAUAUUCCCUAUUUCACUAUGCGUGGCUUUGGGUAGUAGGUCCCCUGAUAUGAAUAUAAAGUCUAUACGAGUGUGCGUUUUGUGUACUUGUGAGUAGAAGGUAAAUUCCCGACUGUUCGGAUGCUGUGCUCGCCACACGUCGUAUAAUUGGUAUUCCGACAAGAGUUUUAACAGGAGAUCUGCCUGUCUUUCCACCACUCUGUGUCUAUGCGCCUGUGCCCAAGCAGUGGUGUCCAUGCUGGCAGAUAACACAUGAUUUAAGUCCCCGCAGAUAAUCGUGGACGCUUGCACCGUAUUAGGGAGUUUAGAGAGCACCUUCCUCAGGAAGUUCCCUUGGUUGUCAUUGGGGCUAUAAAUUCCCACUAGAGUAUAGACAACUUCAUUUAUUUUACAAUGUAGUAUAAGAAAUCGACCCUGUGCAUCUUUUUUUAAAAACAAGCUCAAAUGAGAGUGAUGCGUGGAUGAGCAGGGAAACACCUCUGGAGUUAGAAGCAUAGGUGGAGUGAUAUUGCGUGGGGUAAUCUUUAGUGGCAAAGUGGGGUACCUUAUUAUGUGCGAAGUGGGUCUCUUGUAUACAGAGAAUAUCUGACUGCUGACGCUUGGCAUCCUCCAGGAGGAGCCGUCGUUUGUGCGGCGUGUUUAAACCGCGAGCAUUAAUUGUUUGUAUUUUCAUAGAUCACUUAGUGAUAUUGGACUUCUAAGUAGUAUAACAGGUGCCAGUAUAGCAGCACAAAGUGCCAAGGGGAUAACCCUGUAUGCUAAGUCUAGGUACUGGGCUACCUAUUCAGCUGGAUUCCCAGGCCAGACGCCCGUCUGCGCCGGGAAGCAGUGAUGCAUGGGCCUGUGAGCCGUUGUAUUUAGUAAUGUGUUAUAGUUUGCCUGAUCGACACGAGGGGAAACAAGAGGGGAAAGGGAAAACGUGAGAACUAUGUACAAAUCGUCUCCCAAGGAGACUGCAUGUGGAUCAUCCACAUCUGGGGUAUAGUGGAGAUGUUGUCUCUCCAUUAGCAUGGCUGUAUGCACCUCUAUGUAUGUGCUUUCACUGCCGGCGCAGCUGACACUUCCGUUUAUGUGGUGAGCAGUAGUUUAGUGGGAUGUAGUCGGGCCCUGCCCACGUCCAUGUCCCCGGGUACAGCGCAAAUGGUUUCCGCGGCCUAAGUUUGCCUUCAGACGGUCACCCUGCUCUACUGUCUCAUCAUUUCAACCGUAUCAAACAAUUAUUGACCAAUGAUAGACCCAUAAUAGACCCCCCCGCUCCACCACCCCGGACCCCCGGUGCCCCCCGCCCCACCAAUGACUACCAGUCUUACACUGUCCGACAUGUCUGCAGCCAGGCCUAGGGCAGCUGCUUCCUCUCCAGGCAGCUGGCAGUGUCCGUAUUCAGCGAUGUCGUGCUGUGGCCGAAUGCCUGACCAUAUCCACCCUCGGGGCAGUCCACAACUCCGGGGAGCCCAAACAUAGGGCAAGGGGGGGACCGGCAGGGGAACAGGAAGAGCCCUUACCUCCUUCUUGCAGCCCGGCCCGGCCCGGCCGCUUUCGUGAUCACUCCCUCCCCCGAGCCCUCCCCCGCUCCAGACAUCCAGUCCAUCCCCAAGCGGAGGGGAGACGGCGCGGGGGGUUCACUCAAGGGCAGUCACUCCGCGGAGUCCCGGGUCAGAACGUGUGCUGGUCCCACAUCCCUUAAUCAGACUCUGGCUGGGUUCAAUGUUUCUUGGCGGCCUUUUUCCAUUCCGUGGUAAGUUUCCCCACGGGUUUGGCCGUUGACAUGGUCUGUGCGACUUGUAUAUUCCAGGCACUCAGUUGCUUUGCCCCCUCGUCUGGGUUUGCUAGGGUGGUGAUUCCUCCAUCUUUGGCAAUCAAUAACUUAGUGGGAAAGCCCCAUCUGUACUUAAUACCGUGCGCUCUCAGGGUAGCUGUAAUCAGAUGAAAUGCCUUCCGCUUUCUUAGUGUUGCCGCUGAUAAGUAUAUCUUGAUGUCAGGAUAAUCUGGCGGUGGUGUGGCCCUCAUCUUGCUACCGCGAAGGAUGUGCUCCUUUAUAUGAUAAUAAUGCGCCCUCAUUAGUACAUCUCUCGGCACUUCCUGGGGAAGGUGUUUGGGCUUGGGGAUGCGGUGAACUCGGUCUACCAGCAGCAUAUCCGUCGGUAUCUCCGGGCCAUGGGCAUGCAGUAGGCCCCGCACAUAUGCUGGUAGGUCUUCAGUAGUGACCUCCUCUGGGAUACCCCUCAGUCGUAAAUUAUUUAUUUAUUUUUUAUAUUAUUUAAAUUAUGUUAUUUUUUUCGUUCCCCCUACCUGCUUGAUACAUGGCCAGGGAGGGGGGCUCUCAUUCCCUGGUGGUCCAGUGGAUGAGCUGUGCAGGAGGGGGCUGGCAGGAAGCGUUUACUCACCUUUCCUGCAGCUCCUGUCAGCUCCCUUCUCUCUCCGCUGCUCCGGUCAGCUCCCCUGUCAGCUCCACUGCCGUGCGGAGCGUUGCCACGGGUCUCUGAUCCCGCGGCUCUCGCAAGACUUGCAGGGGAGCUGACUGGAACAGAGGAGAGAGAAAGGAGCUGCAGGAAAGGUAAGUUACAGCUCGCUGCCAGCCCCCAACAGGACCUGGUCUGUAUUAUGGCAAUGUAAGUUGCCAUAAUACAGACACUGACUCGAGUAUAAGACGAGUGGGGGUUUUUCAGCACAAAAAAUGUGCCGAAAAACUCGUCUUAUACUCGAGUAUAUACGGUAGUUAUAUUAUAUAUAUAUAUAUAUAUAUGUGUAUAUAUGUAUGUGUAAUUUUAUUCCAAGUUUAUUUUUAUAUUAAUAUAUGUACAUAUUAAUUAAAAAAAUAAACUUAGUAUUACAUUAAAACCCAUCUCAUUAGGAAAGCUUAUGGCCUCCCUGUCACAUAUUCAUCCGCUUAGAGAAAAGUGAUUAAUUACAUUUACUGUCCACACAGGAAAAGUUGUGCCGAGCAGCAACCUAAUCCACAGAAGGGUUAAUGCUGAGCAGCAAUUAUGCAAAUGAAACCUGGUAACUGACUUUGGGGUCAAAGGCAGGUUACAGCCUAUCAGAACUAAAGGAGGGGUAUUUAGGCCCAGUUCUCAGCCUGCUCAGUGCCCUGUCGUGGUUUCCUUUGUGGUUGUCUGAGAGCGCGUUCCUGUUUAUAGUUUUCUACCUGGUUUUUGACUUUGGCUUUGUUUAUUGACUUCUCUAUAUUCUGGUAUCCUGACUCCUGGCUUUCCUCAUCGCUGUGUCCCUUUCUGUGUUCCCUGACCUCGGCUAGUAUUUUUGACUAUUCUUUGUACGUUAAAUCCGGCCAUUCUAAGGACCGGUAAUACGUUACUUAUUUGUCAUCCGUGCUGUACAGUUCUACGUGCUGGAUCAAACAGUAAUCCUGACAUUACGACAUGGCCAUAGAUCCUGUAGAACUGUGUCAGCACAUAGCUGCUUGUGAGAGGAAAUUAGAGGAGAAUGAUCACCGCAUGGAUCAAUUCACUCAGGCUUUAAGUACGCUUCUCGCUAGAACGGAGCAUCUGCAGCCUGCAGCGUCUCCUCCUAUAGCACCUCUACCCUGUGUACCUCCACCCACUGUUAAUAGGACUCCUUGCAUCUCCUUAUCACCAUCCCUACAGUUUGAUGGCAAUAUCCAGGAAUGCAGGGGUUUUCUUAAUCAGGUGGAGUACCAUUUUGAGGCCUCACCAGGGUCAUUCCCCACGGACAGAGCAAGAAUUGGUUAUCUAAUGAAUCAAUUAAAGGGCAAGGCCCUUGCCUGGGCUAAUCCGUUGUGGGAGAGUAAUCGGAGCAUAGCUCAUAAUUACCAGGAAUUCCUUGCCGAAUUCAAGCUCACGUUUGAGCCAUUGGGUAGAGAGGAUGACGCCUCCACUGCCCUAAUGCACAUCAGACAAGGUAACCGGUCUAUCUCGGAUUAUGCUAUUGAAUUCCGUACCUUAGCUUCCGAGGUAGACUGGACUAACAAUGGGUUAAUCUCAGCAUUCAAAAAGGGUCUCUCAGAGACCAUACUAGAUGAGAUAGCCGCUAAAGAAUUACCUAAGAGUCUUAACGAAUUUAUUACGUUUGUCAUGCAUUUUGAUAGGUUAAGACUCAGAGAAGUCACCAGAAGCAAGACCAGAUGUACGGCUAUGUCCCUAGCACCUCAAUUCUCUAAACCUGUUUUGUCUAACCUCCCUGUACAGUCCGAACCCGAACCUAUGCAGUUGGGGGUCACUAGACUGUCAGAGGCCGAAAAACAGUAUAGGAGAAGGGAGGGGUUAUGCCUAUAUUGCGGUAGAAAGGGACAUAUGAUAACUAAUUGUCCAGUGCGUCCGGAAAACUUCCGCACCUAAGAACCUUAAGGGGACAGAUCUUAGGUGUGAUGGAGUUGUCCUCUAACAAAAACAAAAGUAGAUUCCUCCUUGAGGUAUCUAUUUCCAUUGAUAACAAGAAGUUUUCUUGCAGUGCCCUAAUGGACUCAGGUGCUGCUGGAAAUUUUAUUGAUGUCCAGUUUAUUAGGGGUAAUGAGAUACCGGUCAGGGAGAGACCUACGCCGCUAGCUGUAGAGGCUAUUGAUGGUAGACCACUCACACAACCGCUUAUAACCCACGAAACUGUCCCUAUUACGAUCUCCAUUGGGGCCUCCCAUAGGGAGGAGAUGACGUUUCAGGUUAUUACUUCUCCAUCAUGUCCUAUCAUAUUAGGGUUUCCGUGGCUGAGUAAGCACAAUCCCUAUAUUGACUGGGCUAAUGGGGAGAUAUUAGAAUGGGGUAAAGAGUGUAUGGGGAGAUGUAUAAAACCAGUACUAAAGAGAUUGGAUACUAUUGACCUUCCCACUACCACUCCCCAAACUCCUGGAGUUCCCAUACAAUACCGAGAACUUCAGGAGGUGUUUAACAAGGCUCAAUCCGAUGUAUUGCCUCCCCACAGAGCAUAUGACUGUGCCAUUAACCUGUUUCCAGGCGCUAUGCCACCUAAGGGGGCAGUUUAUGCCUUAUCUCCCCAGGAGAGUAAAAUAAUGGAGGAAUACAUCAAAGAAUCCUUGAGCAAAGGGCACAUAAGAAAGUCAUCCUCACCAGCUGGUGCAGGAUUCUUUUUUGUUGAGAAAAAGGGUGGUGAGUUACGCCCUUGCAUAGACUACAGGGCACUUAAUAAAAUCACUGUAAAAAAUGCAUACCCUAUUCCACUCAUUUCCGAAUUGUUCGAUAGACUUCAGGGAGCUAAAGUAUUUACUAAGCUUGACCUUAGGAGCGCUUACAAUUUGGUUAGAAUUAAAGAGAAUCAUGAGUGGAAGACGGCAUUUAAUACCCGUAGUGGACACUAUGAAUAUCUGGUAAUGCCAUUUGGGUUAUGCAACGCCCCGGCCGUAUUCCAAGACUUUAUAAAUGAUGUACUCAGGGAAUUCAUUUACUCAUUUGUCUUGGUUUAUUUGGACGAUAUUUUGGUGUAUUCCCCUGAUCUUCAAACUCACCACUCCCAUGUGAAACAGGUUCUGCAGACGUUGUUGAAAAAUAAACUUUAUUGUAAAUUAGAAAAGUGCAUAUUUGACCAGCCUGAAGUCCACUUUUUGGGUUACAACAUCUCUGCAUCGGGAUUUCAAAUGGAUCCUAAAAAACUAGAGGCUGUACUACACUGGCCAUUACCCUCUGGUUUAAAAGCCAUUCAAAGGUUUAUUGGUUUUGCCAACUAUUACAGAAGAUUCAUCAAGGGAUUUUCUUCUGUAAUAGCCCCAAUCACAAAUAUGACUCGCAAAGGGGUUAGUAGCACGGUAUGGUCCAAAGAGGCUGUGAAUGCUUUUGAGACUCUUAAACAAAGAUUUGCCUCUGCGGACAUACUAAAACAUCCUGACACCAGUAAACCUUUUAUAUUGGAGGUUGAUGCAUCCGAGACAGGGGUAGGGGCUGUUCUCUCUCAGAGAGAAAGCCAGGGAACACCAUUGCAUCCUUGUGGCUACUUCUCCAGAAAGAUGUCUCCUGCUGAGCGCAACUAUGAUAUUGGCAAUAGAGAACUGUUGGCCAUUAUUCUUGCCCUCAAGGAGUGGCGACAUCUUUUGGAGGGUUCCAAGGACCCCCUGUUGAUCAUAACCGACCACAAAAAUCUGGCAUAUAUAGGGGAUGCCAAACGUUUGUCUUCCAGACAGGCUAGAUGGUCACUGUUCCUUUCACGUUUUAACUUUCUCAUUACUUAUAGACCUGGUUCUAAAAAUACCAAGGCUGAUGCCUUGUCCAGGCAAUUUGAUAAUGAGUCAGCUCCGGAACAGAUGACAUCUCCUAUUAUUCCAGCAGAGUGUAUUAUUGCUACUACUGUCCUCUCACUGUCUUCUCCACUGCUUGGCACCAUACUGGAGGCCCAGCCUCAGGCGCCCAGUGGUAAACCGUGUGAUAAACUGUUCGUUCCCCUAUGUGAAAGGGUUAAUAUCAUGAAAGUGUUCCAUGACAAUAUAACUGCUGGACACCCGGGCAUCAAUAAGUCCACUGCCGCGAUCACUAGAUCAUUUUGGUGGGAUUCACUCAGGAAAGAUGUAAAGGAGUAUGUGCAGGCAUGUUCUGUGUGUGCAGUUUCUAAGGUGACUCAUGCACUUCCUUGUGGCCUGUUGCAGCCUCUUCCUGUUCCUGAGAUUCCAUGGUCCCACCUAUCCAUGGACUUUAUUGUUGAGCUUCCUAGCUCUGCUGGGUUCACUACUAUUCUCAUGGUUGUAGACCGAUUUUCUAAGAUGGCUCACUUCAUUCCUCUCAAGAAGUUGCCAUCUUCGCAAGAUUUGGUCCUAAUUUUCAUACGUGAAAUUGUCCGUUUGCAUGGCAUCCCCCACAAUAUUGUGUCUGAUAGGGGCUCUCAGUUUGUGUCCAGGUUCUGGAGGGCGUUCAGUAAACAAUUGGGGAUUGAUCUCUCCUUCUCCUCCUCCUACCAUCCACAGACCAAUGGUACAGCUGAGAGGGCUAACCAGUCAUUAGAAGUUUAUUUGCGUUGUUUUAUUAAUAGCACACAAGACAAUUGGUCCGAACUACUCCCGUGGGCCGAGUUCGCUAGAAACAAUGCUGUUCAUGACUCCUCUGGGCACAGUCCAUUUUUGUCAAUAAUGGUAGGCAUCCUACGGUUCUCCCUGCGGUAUUUUCUGAUACUGCCAUUCCUGCUCUGGAUGAGCGUCUGGCCUCCAUUCGGGAUACCUGGGUUAAGGUUCAAACUGCUCUAGGGGCUGCUGCUGAACGCUUCAAACAUUUUGCUGAUAAGCGUAGGAGUGCCAACCCGGUGUACCAAGUGGGGGACCGGGUUUGGUUGUCAUCUCGCAACAUCAAGCUUAAGGUCCCUAGCAUGAAGUUUGCCCCCAGAUUCCUUGGUCCCUAUAGAGUGCUUCGUAGGAUCAAUCCAGUGUCUUACUCUCUGGCUCUUCCUGCAUCUUUAGGGAUUCCCAACACUUUUCAUGUGUCCUUACUCAAACCUCUUGUCUGCAAUAGAUAUACUGUUCCUUGUGUUCCUCCCCCUCCGGUGGUGGUGGGUGGUCAGGAAGAGUAUGAGGUAUCUUCUAUCGUGGAUUCUAGGUUUUCUCGGGGCACUUUACAGUACUUGGUUGUUUGGAAAGGUUACGGUCCUGCUGAUCGUUCUUGGGUUUCGGCUCCUGACCUGCAUGCGGGCCGUAAGAUCCGCGCUUUUCACGCUAAAUUUCCUCUCAAGCCUGGUCCUGUCCGCCCGGUGGGCGUUCUUCAGGUGGGGGGUAAUGUCACAUAUUCAUCCGCUUAUAGAAAUGUGGUUAAUGACAUUUACUGUCCACACAGGAAAAGUUGUGCCGAGCAGCAACCUAAUCCACAGAAGGGUUAAUGCUGAGCAGUAAUUGUGCAAAUGAAACCUGGUGUCAUGUAUUCAUCCGCUUAGAGAAAAGUGAUUAAUGACAUUUACUGUCCACACAGGAAAAGUUGUGCCGAGCAGCAACCUAAUCCACAGAAGGGUUAAUGCUGAGCAGCAAUUAUGCAAAUGAAACCUGGUAACUGACUUUGGGGUCAAAGGCCGGUUACAGCCUGUGACGAAGUGCCCUUCGCCACUUGGUCCUGGAGAGGCCUACUUGCCAGCCUCCUCCCCUGUGACUAUGACUCUUUCAUGUAUCUGGCUUUAAAGCCCCUAGUCUACCUUCAGACAGACUAUUUAUGUAGGCUGCUUUAUUUAUCUUAUGUUUUAGUCACCCUGUACCCAUUAUAGGUGCAGGGUGUGUGUAAUGUAAUUGUUUAUAGUGUGUGUGUAUGUACUGUGUAAUGUAUUGCCUGCUCUCUUGUAUUGCUGAGGUUUGCUACCAACUAGGUGGGUUUGGCUAUGGAGCUUGUCUAGUGCCCUCUGUUGGUAGCAACAGCAAUAUGCACUACCUGAAUUGCAAGACUGUUUCAUUUGCAUAUUCGGGUAGAUUUGCAUAUUGCUAAUUCUGCAGGCAGGUGAGAUAUUUACUGUUAAAUAUUGUCUCCCCCCACCCCUUUAAAAAUGUGCCAUUGUGUUGUGAUAAGUGACUGUGUGUUGCUUAAUAUGGUUUGACUGUUUGUGAUUUUAUUGAGGUUUCACAACAAUGUUAUUGUGGUGACCCUAUUGGCUGGUCCCAAGGGAAAUAAAGGUUUUGACAGAUCUUCUUGACCCUCAAUACGUAGCCUUGUCUCGUUAUUGGAGGAAACUGCUAUAUCACACUGGGGAUUGCUAUGCUCUGCAUACUCCCCUGAGCUUUUAAUCACUUAGCUCUUUUAAGAGCUGUUCCUGUUACGCUCUCCUGGAGGAGAGGUCUUCCCAACACGGUCCUGGAGGACAGAAGCUGAUCCAGAGUGGAAGGAAGACGGCGAGACUCCAGUUAAGCUACGGCGGUUGUGGAGUCUGCGGUGGUUGUGGUGUCUGCUGCAGUGUUUGGAGUCCUCAGGAAGCGCUAGGAGCAUCCAUCAUCGGAGGGUACUCGGUCGGAGUACAGGGAGCUCCGUUACACAGCCUAUCAGAACUAAAGGAGGGGUAUUUAGUCCCAGUUCUCAGCCUGCUCAGUGCCCUGUCGUGGUUUCCCUUGUGGUUGUCUGAGAGCGCGUUCCUGUUUAUAGUUUUCUACCUGGUUUUUGACUUUGGCUUUGUUUAUUGACUUCUCUAUAUUCUGGUAUCCUGACUCCUGGCUUUCCUCAUCGCUGUGUCCCUUUCUGUGUUCCCUGACCUCGGCUAGUAUUUUUGACUAUUCUUUGUACGUUAAAUCCGGCCAUUCUAAGGACCGGUAAUACGUUACUUAUUUGUCAUCCGUGCUGUACAGUUCUACGUGCUGGAUCAAACAGUAAUCCUGACACUCCCAGAGUAACCUCUACCUCACAUACCUGUCUCUUGUUCUCUCCUAAAGGGCAGCACUUUACUCUCUCCUUCAGCUCUGCUUCACUCCCACCUUAUUUGUUUGCGAUUUCCUGUCCUAAUGUGUUUUAUAUCCCACCCCCUAUAGACUGUAAGCUCGUUUGAGCAGGGUCCUCGUCAGCCUAUCAUUCCUGUAAGUUUUCUUGUAAUUGUCCUAUUUAUAGUUAAAUCCACCCUCUCAUAAUAUAGUAAAACGCUACAGAAUCUGUUGGCGAUAUAUAAAUGGCAAAAAUAAUAAUAUAUGAUAUAUGUAUGUGUGUGUGUGUGUGUGUGUAUGUAUAUAUAUAUAUUUUUUAUUUACUUGUAUAUUUUUUUCUAUUUUACAGCAGUAGGGAGACUGCCUGUCAGUUUAGGCAGUCCCCCUGCAGGCAGCACUAUGGACGCCUAUUGUGGCCAUGUGACCGCUCUUUCAGAGCGACCACAUGGCUCGCGGGUGCCUAAUUUGCAGAGAGAGGGGGCUGUCUGGGCUGAUAGGGAGUCCCCACCAGAGUGGGAGCAAGUCGGGCUGAUUGGCCAAUCGGGUAAGUAAUAAGGACGGCAGGGACGUUCUAUGCCGCCAUCUGGCCUUUAGAGCCACCCCUAAAAGGACGGCAUAGAACGCCCACCGUCCUUAAGGGGUUAAACAGUGAAGACAAUUUUUCAGAGCCUUCUUUGCUCAUAUUUACCAAGUAAUACCAAUAUAUAUUUUUUUUCUUUGAUAGUUUAAAGACACACACUCACUGACACAAAGUCACUGGCACACAUACUGACACACACUCUCACAAAUACAUUCACUGACAAAUGGCAAUUGGGGACACACCUGGAAUAUACUUUUCUCAGCAGUGAUUCUGCCGUAAAGACCAAAAUUUAUACAAAUUCCAGAAACCGAGCACACACAAAAAUACAGUUUAAUUUAACGUCAAUUUUUCAAAGCUAUUUAAAAUCACCUAUCUUCACAAACAAAUAUAGCGUUAAGUUAAACCAUAUGGCAUACCUUCCAAUGACAUCGACAGUCCCAGAAUUGGGUUGCCGGUGGUUGGGGAGUAAAGGAGGUGAACUAGUGAUGCAAUUGUGUCACUGGCUCCUCACAAAAGGGUGUAUGGAAGGGGGCUUCAACUCCCACAUUAAUGGCAGGUCAGCGUGGUGUGAAAACACAAAAGGCUGCCUGCCAGUCAUUCUAGCCAGCCAACUGAUGACUGACAUUGCAGGGAGCAUGGUUUCAGAAAAUUACAGUGGAACAAACCCAUAGUAAAAGUGCCAACAAGGCCUUGAGAAAGGCAAGGAAUUUUGGGAACAACUCAGAAUAAAGUAAUUGAUCCAUUGAUGAUGGAUCUAUCCAUAUAGAAUGGGUAAAUCAUGAGAGAGAGAGAGAGAGAGAGAGUGCACGUGCACAUACACACACAUCUUGUAUAUCUACAAAUAUGUUUACCAGAUGUCCGUACACCUGGAUCUUCAGAAGCUUUAAGUGUCUGUCUAUCCAUCAUCCUAGAACAGAGUCCCUUUAAAAAUAAAUGUUGAUACAACUUUGGCUGAACUAGAUGUAUCAUGGGAAAAUAUAGCUUUAUGUAAACUGCCGACAAAGGGCAACAAAAGUUAUUUAAUUGGCUUUUCACAUAUGGAACAUCUAGUCUGCAGUUAGUUGCUGUCUGAGAUAUAUUGAGGAGGAGUCAUCAACAUCUGUAUGUUGGUUCCAUUGAUUUGCAUGGUGAUUUCCCUACUUUUAACACUGACAUAAAGUAUCCCAGCAAGCCUUAGCUCUGUGCAUUGCAAGGAGCGACUGGCUGUUGUCACUUCCAUUGCUGACCUGGUUGCAAUCAAGAAGGCCACAGCCAGCCUCAGGUAAUAGCAGCCCACUGGAAAAUAUCUCAGUAUCAUGGUGGGCCAGUCUGGUCCUGCACAGAAUGAUCAGAGAGAGAAGGUAACUUUGUGAACCCUGCUCCUGCCUGGUAUCAAGAUGUUGUGAUCCUUUGGCCAAUGUGCCCCACGUCAGUGCCACUUAUGGUAGCAGUGACCCUGGUUAUAUGAUAUAAUCUAUCCUUUAAUUAAUUUAGUGCAGUGUAAUGUGUUGGUUCUACAUAAAAUAGUUGUGCGAAGAUCUACAGAGAAUCAGCCGCCUGCAGUAAAAAUUGCUGUCAAUCAACAGCAAAAGCUGUUUUGACAAUUUCCAUUAGAGAUCAGUUACCAUAGAUUAGUCAUUACCCAACGUCAGACAGUGUUGAAAUUCUGCUGGAAGAAGGGGUACGCUACACAGAUACUAAGAUUACAAAGAUUUUAAAGAGAAAUUGUCAUGUUUGAAAACAGAUUUAUUUUAAUUUUUUUGAUUAAAAAGCGUGUGUGCGUGUGCAUUGUGUCACAUAGUCAAUUGUUAAAAGGCAAGGAAAUUUUUACAUGAUAUAAUUAAUUACAUCAAUGGUUACAUCACGCAUGCCAUUGUUGACGACCUGAGUAGCAUCAGUAGUGACCUCAGUUAAUGACAUCACCCAUGACAUAUGAAAAAAAAAAUAUUACUGUGGUAUCUCAGAUUACAUCACACAUGAUGACAUAAUCAAUGGCACCACUAUUCUCAUUAUCCUACACACGAGAGAAACCAUAAAUAGAUAAGUAUAUACAGCACUGUGUAGAAAUGGACAAAAAUAAGCUUGCGAUAUGUUAUGUUAUAUGCGAUGUUUGCAUGAUUUCAUUGAUUGUAUUAACUGCAGGCUUUUAUGGCGAGGAUGGAUUGUAUGUGAUAGAGAGGUAUAAAAGGAUCCUGUAUGUCAUGGAGAAGGGUGAGUGAAUGCGGUGUAAAGAACGUUGAAUCUGAGAAUAGUAAGCAAAGGAUGAUGUAUAAGGAAUAGUGAGAGGAAAGAAGAGAAGUUAUAGUGUGUGAGAAAAAUUAGGAAUGAGAAAGGCUAUGUCAGAGCCAUAGUGCCAUAAAAUCAGGACACUGGUGGGAGGGAUUGGUCCAGUGAGAGUUUGCAUCCAUGGCUCUUCCCCAAAAGGAGUAGACAUGUCUGGCAAAGGGUGGAUCGGCACACUCUAGAGGCAGGUAAGCCUGGCAUGAAUGCACACCCGGAUGCCUGCCAAUCUUUUAAGGCUUGCCCACUGAGGGCAGACGCUACCGGCAGUACAUCUAGUGCCCCUUGCAGGGUCCAAGUGUCCUUAACCUGAUGGACUUGUGCUGAGCUUGUCUGGGUCGAUUCCCUGGUGUCAGGAUUGCAAGACUUGACCAGAAAGUCAGGACUGUCCCACUAGAAUUUGGCUUGUUGAAAGGUAUGUCUGCGCAAGAUUGAUGAGAUGCUGUGUGUUAGAGACACUGAAAAGAUGGUGAUGAGCACCCAGGAUGGAGGCAUUUUAUAGAUGGAGGCAGUUUAAGUUUGGAAUUUCCUUGCAAUUUUGAAUUGCUGAAAAUUCAAACUAUGGGAAUCAUAUAUGUAUGUUGGUCAACUAGAGGAAUCAUGGUCAACAUGAGUUUUUCAAAAGCAGUCACUUGUUGUCCGACAAAACCAUGUACUAUGUAGGAGUAGUCAUCAACAGAAUGUGCACUGGUUAACACUUUUCACAAUUUUUCAAAAAAACGUAACACUAAUAAAUCGCCUCAUUAUGUUUCCAGGAAUGAAUAUGCAACAUACAAUAAAAAAAAAUAUAGAAAAUGAGGGGGGUGGGGUCAAAUCAGACUAGAAUGGACAUCAUUUUUUUGUAGCUCCCAAGUUUUCACCAAGUUUUCACCAAGUUUUCGAAUAAUUCCAGUUACCUUUCUGUACAGUUGUCUGAAAUACCACUGGCAGGCUAUCUGGGAAGAUUUUUACUUUGCAUAGAUAUUUUUAUCAAUGGCUAAAUACCCAUUCAGGGAAUAUGUGGCCUAUGCCCUCUCACAGCCAUAGAAAAGGCAGUUUUUACAUUGCCCCCCUAUGGACAACUCCAGUGGCCAUUCCUCAGAUGUGCGCAGCACUGCCAUUCAGCCUAUCCACGCUAGGCAUGGAGACACUGAAUUUUCCUCUACGAGGAGUUGCUGAUUGGCCAAGCUGGCGUUUAGCUCCGUCCCCCUGUCCAGCCCCCUUGGGAAAGCAUUUGAUUGGCUAGCAAUAAUACAUUCUGAUGAUGUCCGCAAGUAAGCGGAUCGGGGGCGGGCCAGCGCCGGUGGACUUGCGUGACACUGGAAAUAUGUUUUGUUUUUGUUUUUUUAUAACCCCUGGAUGUUGGGCUAAGGUAACAUCCCCAGGACAUACUUUAAAACCAGAGUAAUCUGAAUGUACCUUUACUGGUUAAAUACUUUACUAUUAUUAUUAUUAUUAAUAUUACCUGUUAAGGGGGGGGCAAGACUCCUAAAUGGUGGUUUUAACACUAUAGGGUGAGGAAUACAUGUUUGUGUGCCUGACCUUAUAGUGAUCCUUUGAACUUCAGGAAGUGAUUAUUCUAAUGCAAUAUUAACUUGUCACUUUUUAAAUGUAAAUGCAUUGCUAUUUUUAUUAUCUUUAAUAUGAAACAAAGUGUAACCUACUCUUUAAAAUGAAGUCGUCGUCCCCCCCUGGUCCCCCCUAAAAAAUUUAUUUGUAUAAGUGUAAUAAAAGGCCUACGAAUACCUGCAUAAACAUACAUUCUGCUUACCCUGGAAUAUUUAUUUUGCAGGACACUGCAGGACAAGAGCGAUACAGGACAAUCACCACUGCCUACUACAGGGGGGCCAUGGGCUUCAUCCUAAUGUAUGACAUCACCAACGAGGAGUCAUUCAAUGCUGUGCAGGACUGGUGAGUUCUGUAAAUACUUUGAGAGUUGUCUGCGUAAUAACCCUAAAACGUGGCUAUGCACUCAUAUUUGUAUUUCUUCAGCUUCACAAUUUGUACAUUCUCUCACUCAUCUUACUCUUGUUCUUUUACAUUCUCAUGUUAUCCCUCUUUCAUUUUCUCUAUCUGUAGUUUACAGUUUGUCUUCCUGUAUAGUAACCAUACAGCUACAAUAGUCAGCACUUUGAUAAAAUAGAAAGGUGAACAGCGCUAAAAAUCAGAAAAUGUACAUACGUUUUGUAGAAAUACUGGCCAGCAGAGUAGCUUAAAAAAAAGAGAAACAAAAAUACAAAUAAUGGUACAGUAUGUAUGAACGAUAUAAUUCCACAAGAACAAAGGUGUUAUAUUCACACUCACACUUUGAGGAGCUAUAUCAGCUCGGUGUUAAGAGCCUGGACGGAAUAAUCCCGUCUAUGGAUUUCUUGAGGUUCAAGACCGUUGGUGAAUUUAUAGGUGUAAAUAUUCGUUACAUGAAAAACAAGAGUAAAAUACACCACAUGGUAUAGUACGUAAAUAUAAAAUAUUGUGAAAAAAAAGUGGAUGAUCCUACUUACAUAUACUAGAGCAACGACCUGCUCUAGUUUGGAGAAUUUCAGGUGGAAUAAUCCCCACCUUGGGAUAUAGUGGACCCAGGUAUAGCAGCAAAGCAGUAUUGGAUAGGAAGGAGGAAAAAAGGAGUGACUGGAUAGUUUAAAAAAUAUAUAUACUUUAAUACAUUAAGUGAAAAGUGAAUAAUAAACUAUAAAACCAGUCCUGUAUAAAAGUCCAAAAUUCUUCCUCACUUGACGCGUUUCGCCGAAGCUUUCUCAAAAUUUCUCAAAAUUCACUUUUGAGAAAGCUUCGGCGAAACGCGUCAAGUGAGGAAGAAUUUUGGACUUUUAUACAGGACUGGUUUUAUAGUUUAUUAUUCACUUUUCACUUAAUGUAUUAAAGUAUAUAUAUUUUUUAAACUAUCCAGUCACUCCUUUUGUCCUCCUUCCUAUCCAAUACUGCUUUGCUGCUAUACCUGGGUCCACUAUAUCCCAAGGUGGGGAUUAUUCCACCUGAAAUUCUCCAAACUAGAGCAGGUCGUUGCUCUAGUAUAUGUAAGUAGGAUCAUCCACUUUUUUUUCACAAUAUUUUAUAUUUACGUACUAUACCAUGUGGUGUAUUUUACUCUUGUUUUUCAUGUAACGAAUAUUUACACCUAUAAAUUCACCAACGGUCUUGAACCUCAAGAAAUCCAUAGACGGGAUUAUUCCGUCCAGGCUCUUAACACCGAGCUGAUAUAGCUCCUCAAAGUGUGAGUGUGAAUAUAACACCUUUGUUCUUGUGGAAUUAUAUCGUUCAUACAUACUGUACCAUUAUUUGUAUUUUUGUUUCUUUUUUUUUUAAGCUACUCUGCUGGCCAGUAUUUCUACAAAACGUAUGUACAUUUUCUGAUUUUUAGCGCUGUUCACCUUUCUAUUUUAUCUGUCCAUUUAUCACAAGGUAGAGGAACACCUUGUUGGUGAACUGCUGCUCACCCCUGAGAAGAGAGCGCUUAUUAUUCUUUUGCAUAGUCAGCACUUUGAGUCUAUGCUAAGGGCAGUUAACCUUUUGGUAGUGAUAUGCCAAAGUAAAACUUUAAUAUCCCUAAGUGAGCCAGCCCUAUUUUUUUUAUUCAAGUAAGAUUUAUGUAUGUUGAAGAAUUCUGCUUGUGUUAUAUACUGGUGCGGAAGAUGCUUUGUAUAUUGUGUGUGUGUUAUGUAUGUGGGUUGUCUGUGGUGUUUAUAUAUGGGGUGUGUGUUUAUGGUAUUUGUGUGUGCUUGUAGCAUUUUGUGUCUGAAUUAUGAAUGCGAGCUGUUUGUGGAAUUGUGUGCCUGUUUGUGUGUGUGUUGGGGCUGCCUGUUGAGUUAUGCGUGUGGGCCCUUUUUGUGAUAUUUAUGUAUGUGCUCUCUGUGAUAUUUGUGUGUGUAUGUGGACUGUUCAUGGUAUUUGUGGUUGUGUGCAAGUAUGUUGACAGCCUGAUGUUUAAAGUAUGUGUGCAGGCUGUUUCUGGUAUGUAUGUCUGUGGUUUGUGUGUACUGUUUGUGUGUGUGUGUGUGUGUGUGUGUACUGUUAUGUGAGUUGCAGGUAGCAUUUUUGUUUGGUGUGGAAUAUCUGUGGUGUUGUAUGUGUAUGCAGGCUGUUUGAGGUAAAGUAUGUGUGUCUAGGGUUUUGUCUGUGUGGGUGUGUGUUCUGUCAAUGAUGUUAUAGUUGUUCCUUAUAGUAUUUUGUGUGUGUACAAGGGACAAUCUUUGGUGUUAUGUACUUAAGCAAUAUGUAGUAUUGUGUGUGGACUGUCUGUGAGGUUAAGUGUGUGAGGAUUGCUUGUAAAAUGUAGGUGUGUGUGGUGGGCUGUGUGUGUAUAUGUGGGCUGUUUGUGGGUUUCUUUAUGUGUGGGCAGUCUGUAGUGUUGUGUGUGUAUAUUGUGUUUUGUGCAUUUCUCACUUUGAAAAUAUUAUAUGAAUAACAACAACCUAAACAAAUUCUGGCACUAACCCCAAGAGUGAUUCUAAUCCUGAUUUUAGCCAUAAUACUGAUUCUAGCUCAGGAAGCCUAGUCUGUGAGAGCCAAUUACAAAGUAAAAGCAGACACCCUGCUUUAUUAAUGUAAUGAUAUGUGGGCCAGAGAGUAGGGAAACAAACUACUGUUGAUUGUGGCCGUACUUACUAUGACAUAUUGUGUAAAGAAAAAACUGUACCCAACUAUUGGUGUUCUGUUAAAAGCCACAGAUACAUGUAGCCAAGAUGCACAAAAUCUGGGUUCCUGUUUAUAUGUUCGAACCCUUUAGUAACAAUGGCAUACCAGUGGCUGUAGUUGAUAGUGGAACAGUUUCCAACUGCUACAAAAUGCUUCCAGCCCUGGGUUCUGUGGGUGAAUUGUUUUUGAAUCCUUCUGCUCCAAUAUACUUUUCUCACAUCUCUAAUAUGUUUGGUUCAGUUGAAACCUAAUGUUCUAUGUUAUUUAGCUGUAAAUGCUCUUAUUGGAUUUGGCCAUAGACACCGUUGUUACAAAUAUAGAGCGGGUCAGAUUCCACAGUGCCAAAAAUGGUCCAUCUUUGCAAAGUAUAAAGAGAAUGAAUGACCUCUACAUAGUGCAAUCAGAAGUACAUAUGAACAUAUCACCCACCUUUUUAUUUUUUCUAAAUUACAGCAUCCCAUUUCCCAUGAUACCAGUUAAUUUCUAUACAUGUCAUUCUUGCAUUUUAUAAUUUAUUUUCCAGGUCUUUUACUGUUGCUGAAAAUAUUGAUCAUGUUUCAUGUUCUGCAUUCACACUGCGUAUGCCAUAUAGCACUUUUAUAACUAAUAACCUCUCUAAAUAAAUUAACAGGAAAUGUAAGUUCUGACUAGAUACCCAUCAUGCUUGACAUAAAAAUCUUGUCAAUAUGGUGCACAGUGACAAUGGUGUAAAAAACCCAAAAUUGUAUAGAAUGAAAAACAACAUCAAGUUUUAUGGAUGUCACAUAUAGGGCUGAGAUUGUGAAUGACACUUGAUUAUAAUGGCUUCCGAAAAUUAGCAUUUUAGAUUCAGGGGGGAGCGUCAAUUAACAGAUGGUCCACUAAGUGAUGUUCCUUCAAGAAACAAGAAAGAUAAUACUGCAGAUUGUCUGUGAAAUAUGUGCAAUCUCCCAGAAAGAUGUUUCUCAUACAUGCAAAAAAAAUGUGCACUGAAUUCUAUUUUGCCAACCCAGAACUCUAGUUCCAGGCUGACUAGUGACACUGCCAGAGGUAGAGUCACACCUCCAGUAACAAAGGGGUUAAACACGGUAUGUGCAACCUUUCAUAGCGAAAUGCUGCAUGCACAGACUCCAGGCAUCACGUCUGAAUGUUAAUUCAGUGCACAUUUCUUUCACAGAGUUGCAUUCAUUGGCUGAAAGCAGUCAGCUAAAAAAUUUGGCCAAUGAGUGAGCAGCAGCACUGGCAUCUGGCUUAAACGUCACUGCAGAAGGCCAAUGUUGUUAACCUUAACUUGCUUGAGAAGAGACCAGACACCCAGCAGAUACCCAUGUAAGAGGGAAACUGUUUGUUUGUAAAACAGUUUGCCCCAUUACUGGAGAAUGAUGGCAGGGUAUUCCAACCACCAUAACUACUACAGCCAGCUGUAAUGGUUAUGAUUGUUGAAGUAACCCUCUAAAGACGGGCCUUUCCUAUAGGCAAAAACCGCUUUAAAUUUAAGGUGCUUUCAUGCCCUUGUUUUUAGCAUAAUGAAGAUAUAUUUUUUAUUAGUACCUCUUUUCCCAAAUGUAUCCAGUUCUUGACUGUUGGCUGACCCAAGCCAUCGUUCAACUUGCACACUAUCAUAAGCCAUUCUGCUCAGGGAGUGAAUCCCAUGAUUUUUAUUAACAAUGCGUGCAACUUAUUACUUUUAUAAGAAUUACGAUUUCUCUUGAAAUCUUCACUUUUAUAAAAUAAGACCAAGGGGUCAGUCAUUUUUCACAUAAAGCACUUCAGCAAGGUGGAGCACUUUAUAGAUUUGGAGUGUAAGAAAUCAUUAAAUUAAUUCAUCAAAAAAAAAAAAAAAAUAACACCAAAACAAUCUGUCAACAUAAUUCAGUUGGGGUUUUAUUUAUUAAUUGAACCAGAAUCAACAUGCAUUCUUAAACACUAAAUGAUGUAGUCUACGUGUAAAACAAAUUUUGUCUGUAAUUUAUAACUUUCACUGUAAUUAAUUACACAGGUCAACUCAAAUCAAAACAUAUUCUUGGGAUAAUGCACAAGUUUUACUUGUUGGAAACAAAUGUGACAUGGAAGAUGAGAGGGUGGUGUCUUCUGAGCGAGGAAGGCAACUGGCAGAACACCUGGGUAAGUUGCACUGUUUUAGGCAAUGCCCCAAGUUUUCAUGGCCAACUAUUCAUUCAACUGAUCCUUUGUGUGCACAUGACAUAAUAUGAAUGUCACUGCAACAUUCUGUAUUGAAAACAGUGAUAUUCAAAGUAAUGUGUGUUUUAACUACAAUAAAUGUGUUUAGAAAGCAGUCUUUGUUAAUAAGCUAGCUCCUUACAUUGUCAGUUGUUAGACACUUAUCAUUUCUCAUAACAGCCCUGCUCCUGAUCAUACUUCUCAAGCCCCUCAAAUUAAAAUCCAUUAUUUGUCCAUUUGAAACAUUGUGUAUUCAUUGCUGAAGGACAAACUGGUAGCCAAAGUGAGUACAGAAUGCAUUCAUAUUUGACUCAUUACACGUUGUAGAGAGAAACUACACCAAUUGUAAGAAGGUGCUUGUUUGUAAGAAACUAUAUAUUCUGUGAGAUUCAUUUUAAUGGGGUAUAGAUGUAACAUGUGAUGCAGGAGUAAUAUAAAGGGGCAUUGUGUGCUUCCAUGAUCCCAAUACAUGCCAUUAGGUAAUGGCUUCAAUGACAAUCAAAGUGUAUCACUUGUAUCACUUUGAGGCAGCAGUCUAAUUAAAAUGUUUUUGCUCUGAAUUAGACAGUUGCUUCACUCUGCAUGCUGAUAAAAAAGCAGAUAAAUGUUUUUUUUCUUCUUUUUAUAUUUACCUGCUUCUUUUUUUUUUUUUUAAUGCUUUCCACACCCACUCCGGAGGGGUGGGUUGGGGGCACUGAUCUAACCAAUCAGUGUCCUAAUCCUAGGAAUGAUGGAAAAGUACAUUGAGCAUGCCUGCCAGAUUUACACAUGUGCAGUUGGUAGAUUUAUACAGCUUGCAACAUCGUGACAGGGGGAGAUGAUAUGGAUGCAGAGCAAACUCCAGUGUCAGGUUUCUCUUUCCUGCUGCUGCCCAAUGAUGGCCUGUUUCUGUCAUUAGUGGGCUAAUCUGAAACUGAGAUGGGUGGCUAAGAGGGGUGGUGGUGGGGGGGGAAUGGGUGAAGAAACUCCUGUAGCUGAGGAGUGUACCCAACAGUGCAAUCUGACCAAGUUUCUAAAUGUUUAUUACAUGCUUUUCAAAGUUUUUCUUUCUUUAUACCAAUUUGUAUAUUUGUUUAGGUGCUUGAUGGUUUAAAAUAAAAUUGUCAAGUAGUGCGUGUUCCUUUAAAAUUGACCUAUAAUCCAUGUAGGGAACAUAUAAACCCACUAAUUUCUAUAAACCUUGCUUGCACAAUAGCUCUGUAUACGUCUUACAAUGUAUUCGAAUAGUGCAUACCUGGCAAUGUAUCUUCCAUUCAGGAUCCUUUAUAACUUUGUGGGGCCUUUUAGCUUUCUGUUCAUGUUUGCUUAAAUUUGUUAUCAGUUGGUUAUUUCAUCUACGUGAAGCCAACAUUCUGCAGCACUGUACAUUUUCUAAAUAAAAAUAAUGCAACAUUGGAUGCAGUCAUACUUAUGAGAUUGCAAUCUACUCACAUACUGAUUCUAAGAUGAGAUACCUUCAUUCCUUUCCUCAUGUUGUAUUAAGUUUAGUGAUUGGCUGACAUGCUCAGCCAAUAAAUGGCUUUACAAUCUGGAUGCAAUUGAUAGGUAUUGCAGAAUGGAAUUUUGCAAUAGAUGAGCAGAUGACCAGACCUCUGGUGCCUCAAAGACAUCCAGUUUUGGUCAAAACAACCAAAAAAACUUUGACCACGAAGCAGGAAAUUACGUUUACAGACUGAUCGCACUAUAAACACUACAUCAACAUAUAGGAGUUUGGUAACUUGACUUUUAAACAAUCCUUGCGUUUGUUUAAAUGUAAUAAGCUUUUAAAACACAGAAGUGAAGUCUUGAUGACAUUUGUAUUUUAAAACACAUUAAAGAAUUACACCCAGGACAAAAGACAUUUCUUAGCGAUGCCUCCGUUCUUCUUGUGCCUAACUCCUCCUCCUCCUUUACUUUGCAGGUUUUGAAUUCUUCGAAGCCAGUGCCAAAGACAACAUCAACGUGAAGCAGACUUUUGAGCGUUUGGUGGACAUCAUUUGUGAAAAGAUGUCAGAAAGCUUGGACACAGCUGACCCAGCAGUCACUGGAGCUAAACAAGGACCCCAACUCACUGACCAGCAGGCCCCACCACACCAGGACUGUGCCUGCUAGAGAAAGCCACCUCCCCUCAUAAACACACACACAGUUCCACGUCCAUAUCCCUACCUCCCGUAGAGUGGCGACUUCACUGACCUUGAAUCCUGCAUAUCGUCUGGAGAUGACUCUUUAUCUGUUACAACCUUUUUAGUUAGACUAUAUGUAGCAAAGAAAGAGUUAAUAUUGAGUGGUUGGAAAAAAAAUUAUUUAAAAAAAAAAAUAUUAUAUACAUAUAAAUUAUAUAUCUAUAAGUAUGUAUACGUAAGAGAGAGUUACAGCACUGAGUGGGUACACCAGCAGGGUCAAUCACUUAUCUGUGAAUUGUCAAGAAUUCACUAGGAGCCUUGUGAAUUCCCAUCAGUUCAUGGCUUAGUGGAUAUCCCUGUAGAGAAAUGAUUGAAGAAAUUCCUACUUUUAAUAUUCAAGUUUUUCUUUUUUUUUUGAGAGUGGCUUGACUUUGUUUUAUAUUUUAAAGUGUGUUCGUAUAUUGUCAAGCCCUCUGUGAAUGGAGAUUCCCUGUACAAAGCAAAAUCAGAAUUAAGUUUUGGAUAUUGCACCCUGUGUUUUAGUGUAUACGUUAUGACAAUAGAAGGGGUGCAGGAAGGCUAUAAUGUGCUGACUUUAUUGUCAGAGCAUUUGGAAUCACACGUAGCAAUGGAAAAGUCUGUUCAAGGAUAAAGUAUGCAUGUUAUUUAUGAUCUGGCGCAUCCUCCGCUGUGUGCAUAUUUGUGCAUAGGUAUAUACUAUAUAUUAAUGUUGGUCAAAGAAACUGUGUCGUUUGUAACAACUGCAAGUAUCUCUUGUUCAAUGGCAAAAAUUACCAGAUCUACACAUAUAUUUAUAUUUUUUACAGAGCCUUGCAAUGUAAUAUGUUGAACAAGGUAUUCUUUGGAAUACACAGGUGACUUUGUACUGUAGUGGAUUUUUUUCAAACAUUUCUAUAAUCUACCCACCAGAAUGCCUGUAACUUUGUCCGCAUGAUAAUGAAUGUUCUAUAAAUCCACACAAAACUGAUUUCUGUGUGUGUGCGUGUGCGUGUGUGUGUUAAAACACUACCAUAUUGUAACUCUUUCACCACUUUUUUGUGUUCAGAUUAUUUAUAUAUAUAUUUUAUUAUACUUUGUUUUCUUGUGUCUGAAUCUGCGAUCCGUAUGUGAGACGUUAUCAUUCUAGUUUAAUGGAGUGCAGUUCCAGUUUCCGGCCACAAGAGGGCAACCGCUUGCCUGUUUAUAGAGAAGUUCAGUGGCCAGUAAUCCGUCAUUUUAAUGUUCCACCAUUAGGCGGUGAUAGAAUCUUAUCCUUUAAAUAUUCUAAUUCUACAGUAUAUUAUUUUUGAUCUAAAGUAUUUAGUUAGUCAUAUAAAAAUAUAGCAAAUUGUAUGUUGAAUAUCAUAUGCUUUUUAAAACUGCAUUGAAUAGAGUGCUGUGAAUUUCCCCUGCAAUUUUUGUCAACGUAGAUAGAAUAAAACAAGUAAAAAUAGGAAUCCUUUUGUUUUAAUAAUUGUCUUUAUAUAAACUGCCAGCUCAAAAAAAAAUAAUAAUAAAAAAAAAAAAAAAUCUCUUUAAAGGUGCAACUUAUCUUGUGUACGUGUAGAAACAUAGACUUUGAUGAUGGCAGAGGAAAAUCAAAUGGCAAACCUACCUUGACCAUUCGUUAUUCCGGCUGCUACAUUAAAUCCAUGGCAUUUCUAUGUUUUAAAUAUAGCCUUCUAAAGCAGUCUUUACUAUAUCUAUUCUGUGUGCUGUUUUCAAUGGGCAUGCACUAGUAUCUAGACACUACACAUCCCAGUAUUUCUGCAUCUUAAAUAGACUUGUUACAGUGGGUACGUAAAGAGAUUUAAAUUUAAAAAAAAUAAAAAUAUGUAAUGGUGUUUUAUGCAAAAAAAAUUCUUGUAAUUCUUUUUAUUUAAAUUUUUCAGAAACUCUUCCAUCAUAUAAAUACUUCAAUUAAAGUUGUUUUGCCCCUCAGAUGGUUUAAGAUUUGACUUUUUUUGACUUUUUGUUAAAAAAAACAAAACUAUUUGUUGAAAUAUACAGAUAUCUAAAAACAUAGGGGGCAUGUACAUCACUGGAAUUUGUAUAACCAUAAUCCACGAACAUCCUAAAUUGAAGUGAACUUUUUUUUUUUUUACAUGUUAAUUACCAGGGAAAGGAGAGUCGUGUUAGAGUAUGGAGAAGGAAAAAGACCAAUUUUUUUGAAACAUAGCAACUUUUUAUCACUGUUUAGUAAAUUUCUUCUACAUGCCCUCUUAGUGUAUUCAUAAGCACAAGCUGGAACAAAUGUAUUUAAAACUUGGGAGUCAGACAAUGCUGGAAUGUGUUGAAAGUAAUACAUUCGUUAAAUUAAGGCUAAAUAUGUGUGUGUGUAACAUAUAUACAUAUUAAAUCAUAAAUACAUAUCUGUCUAAUGUGUUAGUGGACUUCUUGUUGUAAAGGAACACGUUUAAUUCACUGGCACAUCCAGAGAGGUCAGUGUUAAACCCAAAAUGUUGGGUGAUGUUUGAAGACUUUUAAAGGAGUAGCUAUUUGCCUCUUGUGUUAUUAACACUCUAAACGUAUUAAGUUCCAAACUAAGUAAAUUUUUCAUAGUUUGUGUAUGAAUUGAACUUGGACAAAG
Messenger RNA from Pelobates cultripes (western spadefoot toad), 89378 nucleotides. Lineage: Eukaryota; Metazoa; Chordata; Amphibia; Anura; Pelobatidae. The record is from the annotation of a GenBank genome assembly.